AGCGGCGAUCUAUCCCCGCCCUCUCUAUGGUUCAGCGGCUGAGCCUGCGCGCUCGCUGCCAACGUCGAGGUGGGACAGACACAGACAACAUGGCGGCCUCCAUCAUGUACAGCCGGCUGUCAGCGGGACUGAGGAGCAGGGCGCCCCGGGCCGCUCUCGGCUCUGCCGUUCAGGUAAACAGCGCCCAUAGGGAAGGUCUGGCGAGGGACAAACAGCGGGAGGUCAGUCGGGGUGGGCUAGGACAGCUGACAGAAAUGGCCUCUGAGCUGGGUGCCCCCAGGAAGGGGAGGCUGGAGCCAGGGGGGCCGCCCCCGCAGGGGAAGGCAAUGGAUAGCCAGGGGGGGAUUGUCAUAAUACAGGGAUAGCCAGGGGGGGAUUGUCAUAAUACAGGGAUAGCAAGAGGGGCUCUCAGGGGAUAGCAGGGGGGUCAUACUGAGAGGAUAGAGGGGGGCUGUCACACAAGGGAUAGCAAGGGGCUGUCAUAAUACAGGGAUAGUCAUAAUACAGGAUAGCAGAGGGGGGGGCUGUCAUAAUACAGGGAUAGCAAGGGGGGGCUGUAAAUACAGGGAUAGCAGGGGGGGGCUGGGCAAGAUAAUAGAGGCAGGGGGGUGCAGGGAUGCUGUCAUAAUACAGGAUAGCAGGGGCUGGGGAUAGCUGUCAUACAGGGAUAGCAGGGGGGCUGUCAUAUGCAGGGUAGCUGGCUGCGCAGGAUAGCAGGGGCUGUCAUAGCUGGAAGGCAUAGCAAGGGGGGAUUGUACAGGAUAGCAUUGUGCAUGGAUAGCAAGGGGGAUUGGGAUAGCAAGGGGGGGAUUGUCAUAAUACAGGGAUAGCAAGGGGAUUGUCAUAAUACAGGAAUAGCAAGAGGGCUCCACAAUGCAGGAUAGCAGGGGAUUGUCAUACAGGAUGGGCACAGGGGGAGGGAUAGCAAGGGGGAUUGUCAUAAUACGCACACAGGAAUAGCAAGGGUUGUCAUAUACAGGAUAGCAAAGGGAUUGUCAUAAUACAGGGAUAGCAAGGGGGGGAUUACCAUACAGGGAUAGCAAGGAGGGCUGUCACCCACAGGGAUAGUGGGGGCUGUCAUAAUACAGGGAUAGCAAGGGGGGGCGCAAAUACAGGGAUAAGGGGGCUGUCAUAAUACAGGGAUAGCAAGGGGGCUGUCAUAAUACAGGGAUAGCAAUAACACAGGAGGGGGGCAACUGUAAUACAGGGAUAGCAAGGGGGGGGGGCAGGGGGUAGCAAGGGGGCAUAAUACAGGGAUAGCAAGGGGAUAGCAAAGGGGGCUGUCAUAAUACAGGAUAGCAAGGGGGCUGGUUAAUACAGGAUAGCAAGGGGAUAACAAGGGGCUUUCAUAAUACAGGGAUGCAAGGGUGGGCUGUCAUAAUACAGGGAUAGCAAGGGGGCUGUCAUAAUACAGGGAUAACAAAGGAGGCUGUCAUAAUACACGAAUAGCCAGAGGGAGGGGCUGUCUUAUACAGGGAUAGCAAGGGGGGCUGUCGUAGCCACAGGAUAGCAGGGGGGGGCUGUCAUUAAUACAGGAUAGCAAGGGGGCUGUUAUACAGGGAUAGCAAAGGGGCUGUUAUACAGGGAUAACAAGGGGUCACAGGGAUAACAAGGGGGCUGUCAAUACAGGGAUACAAGGGGCCAUAAUACAGGGAUAACAAGGGGAGGCUGUCAUAAUACACGAAUAGCCAGGGGAGGGGGCUGUCUUAAUACAGGGAUAGCAAGGGGGGGGUGUCAUAAUGCAGGGGCUUCCUAUAUAACAUUGACUCGGCUGUACGAGCAGGGCUGCCAUGGCCGCUCCGGCAGUGAAAGGGUUACCAGUGUCAGAGGGCUCAGUAUUGUUUACUGUGAGCAGCCAACAUCCCUUUAACCCCUUAAGGACACAUGCCAUGUGUGACAUGUCAUGAUUCCCUUUUAUUCCUGAAGUUUGGUCCUUAAGGGGUUAAAUAAACUGUCCGCAACAUCACUGCUAUAACCAUACACUAACUGUACAUAAAGCAAUGCAAAGUCACAAAAUGUGCAGUGUGUUACUUUCACCCCUCCCCCCUGACCGCUUACCAGGGGCUCUUCUAAACAAUACAUAGUGAGGGGCAGCAGUGAUCUGUAUGCAGCCCCUCCGGACCCCCCCCAGUAUGCAUGAUGGAAACUGUGCUUUCAUGUCUAAUACGCUUCCCCUCAUCGGGCUAUAUCAAAUGUUACCAAACCAAAAUGUGUAUUUCCUUUACUUCUUUAACUGUGACUCGUAUGAAAUUCCUAGUGUCUCUGUGGUUAUGGUAAUUCCUGUAGAUGCCCCUUGCACUGACAGCUCCCUUGUAGAGAGGCAGCCUUGCAUUAGUUUGCAGUGGAUUGAGCUGCGAUAUUGUGCACAGGUCAUGUAAGGCAAUGUAACAUUAGUGGGAGGGGGCGGGAGUGUAAUGUUCUGCUUUGGAGAAGAAGGUGAAUGUUAUGUCCUUGUACUGACAUCUAAGGUUUCUUAUGCAGCUAAUGCAGUCAGGGCUGCUUGACCUUCUAUUCUCGUGGUGUAUAGUUGUCAUGGUGUCAUUGUUGAGUUCAUGGAACUUUAUAAAUAAGUUGUUUAAAUGGCAUACAGAGCACACUCCCAGUUUAGUACAGGUCCAGGAAUAUAGCUUCACUGCACGGAGUGACAGCGACCUCCAGUUUAUUGAUCACUCGUCGACAUGUCUAUGGACAUGCACUAUGUGACUCCUUGUAACACAUACAUGUUCCUGGAUAUGUAUAUAUUUUUAUUCUAUACAUUGUAAGUAGUAGUUAUGCUACUGGUGAUUUAUGUUUUCAUUACAAAUAAUAUACUUUUUAGAAAGCAUUGUAGUUGAUGUCUGCUUUUAUCAGGGAAUUAUCAGCACAUUUGAAAAUCUAAAAUAAUUAUGGUAAGAUUUUCUGUUUGAUAAAAAGCUAAUUUUUCUACAUAGGUUUUGUGUUUUAUGAACUUUUGCAUUGUAGUCUAGUGAAUAAAUUAUUUUAUCACCUGCUGGUAUGAAUGUGCUAAGCUUACCAAACAGUGCUGUAGUAAGAUAAGAUGAGCAAAUGAUGCAGAUCUGCCAUUCUCUUUCUUUAGCUUAAAGGACCACUACAGUAUAGUGCCAGGAAAACAAACUCGUUUUCCUGGCACUAUGUAGUCCUUAGUAGGGAUCAACCGAUAUUGAUUUUUUUUUUUUUUUUUGAGCCGAUACCGAUAAUCUGUGAACUUUCAGGCCGAUAGCCGAUAACUUGCCGAUAUUCUGUACAUUUACCAUUUUGAAAAAAUAAACAAUUUCUUAAGUUAAAUGCAGAAAUUAUACAUGCCACAUGUAGUGGAUGUAGUAUGUUUAGACAGGGGAGCUGUGUGUGUUUGUCUGGUGGAUGCAGUAUGUAUUUGUGUAGUGUGUAUAAGAUGACUGCAGGGUGUGUUUGGGUAGUGUGUAUAGUGAGUGUGGUGUGUGAAAAGUGAAUAUAAUGAAUGCAGUGUGUGUAUUUAAUGAAUGCAGAGUGUGUGUGUUUGUAUAGUGUGUGUGUGUAUAUAAUGACUGCAGAGUGUGUGUUUGUGUAGUGUUUGUAUAUAAUGAAUGCAGUGUGUGUGUGUGUGUGUGUGUAUAUAAUGAAUGCAGAGUGUGUGUGUUUGUGUGUAUAUAAUGAAUGCAGAGUGUGUCAUGAAUGCAGUGUGUGUGUGUGUAUAUAAUGAAUGCAGAGUGUGUGUUUGUGUAGUGUGUGUAUAUAAUGCAGAGUGUGUGUGUUUGUGUAGUGUGUGUGUAUAUAAUGCAGAGUGUGUGUGUUUGUGUAGUGUGUGUGUAUAUAAUGCAGAGUGUGUGUGUUUGUGUAGUGUGUGUGUUUGUGUAGUGUGUGUAUAUAAUGAAUGCAGAGUGUGUGUGUUUGUGUAGUGUGUGUGUGUGUAUAUAAUGCAGAGUGUUUGUGUAGUGUGUGUGUGUGUGUGUGUGUGUAUAAUGCAGAGUGUGUGUGUGUAGUGUGUGUGUAUAAUGAAUGCAGAGUGUGUGUUUGUGUAGUGUGUGUAUAUAAUGCAGAUUGUUUGUGUAGUGUGUGUAUAAAAUGCAGAGUGUGUGUGUUUGUGUAGUGUGUGUAAAAUGCAGAGUGUGUGUGUAGUGUGUGUAUAAUGCAGAGUGUGUGUGUGUUUCUAAAGGGAUUUAAUUUGUGUAAAAUUAUUUUAAUAUUUAUGGUUUUAGUCCCCCCCCCUCCCUGCUUGUUACCUGGCUAGGGAUGAGGGCUAUGGCAUUCUCUGGUGGUCCAGUGGCAUGUACUGAGCAGUGGGGGGAACCGCAGUAAGCGCUUACUUACCUUCCCAGUAACUCCUUCAGCUCCCCUGUGUAAAUAUUACUGUCAGCGUGCCGCGUGGAGUGUUGCCAUGGUAACCUGUGGCAACGCUCUGCGGCUGCGGGACUCGCAAGAUUUACACAGGGGAGCUGAAGAAGUUACUGGGAAGGUAAGUAAGAGCUUACUGCGGCCCCUCCUCCAGGACCGAUGCUUGUCAUGGCCCCACGGUCCUGGUAUGUAUUAUUGGCAGUAUCAGUAUUUUUAUUGGCCGAUACCGAUAUCUCCGAAAAUAAAACCGUAAUCGGUCGAUCCGUAGUACUUAGGUACCCCCCACCCUCAUGGCACCCUCCCGCUGGCCGCAGAGCGUUGCACCCCUCCCCCUUCAGCCACUUACCUGCCUUGGCGCUGAGGAACUCUCCUCCUCCUGCCGACGUCAGAGCCGAAUGCGCAUGAGCGGCAAGAGCCGCGCGCAUUGAAACCACCCAGAGGAAAGCAUUACUCAAUGCUUUCCUAUGGACGUCCGCGUCUUCUCAGUGUGAUUUCCACAGUGAGAAUCGCGGAAGCGGCCUCUAGUGACUGUCAGGGAGAUAGCCACUAGAGGCUGGAUUAACCCUCAGUGUAAACAUAGCGGUUUCUCUGAAACUGCUAUAUUUUCAGCUGCAGGGUUAGAACUAGAGGGACCUGGCACCCAGACCACUUCAUUGAGCUGAAGUGGUCUGCGUGCCUAUAGUGGUCCUUUAAUGAAGCGGUUUAGGUGUAUGGUUCAUGCUUCUACUGUCUCACUUUUCAGUUCAGUUCACUUUGUUUAUACAGCUCUAGUUACACCUCCUUACAUUUGACUUGCACAGCUUCCUGUAAUAGACAUGUAAUGUUUAAACUUCCCAUGUUGCACGUUUUGCUUAAUUUUGAAUUUCUUAUCUCCUGCUCUGAAUAAACAGAAACAAAAAGGAUUUAACUCUUAAAUGAACAGAGUUUUGAGCAGUGAGACUGCAUGACCCAUACACUAUAGAUGCUUCAUUAAGCUAAAUAUGUUUUAGUGCCUAUAUUGUCACUUUGAUAAGGCCCAUUCUGAGCCUGAAUUACACAUCCUGACUUUGUUAAAUAUUGUGAACAGUGUUUGGAUUUUGCAGUCCGAAUGGCUUUUUUGCUUGCAGAUAGUAUUGCCCCAUUCGUUAUGGGGUUAUGCCGACAGUGAAUAUCCUGUUAGUCUGUGCUGGUGAAAUUAAUAAAUUAGAGAAAAUAAUCUCCCCGCUGUCUGACAGCCGGAGAGGGAUUUCUGCAAUGAUUAAUAAAAGUUCUGAUUUCAAAUAGAAAUUGGCACUUUUAUAAACUGCAAUUAAAGUAAGUAUAUGCUGACGCAUAAUGCAGUUCAGCAAGAUUGAGUGUUUCUUUAACUCCCAAAUCACAUAGAAUUGAGCAGUGGAACUGCAGGGGCAUGAUCUGUAUGCUAAAACUGCUUUAUUAAGCUAAAUCUGUUCUGGUGCUUAAUGUCUCUUAAGUUCAAAUAUCGCCAAUCCACACAUAAUCUCUCUUGUUGCUUUGUCUCCCGAUUUCCUGUUUAAAGCAGAUCUGUAACCUUUCAGUAUUUCAUAAAGAAAUACUUCAAAAAAUUUCAUGGAAAUUUCAACGCAAUCCAAAGGCAAAGUAGGGACUUCUUUGUCUUAUGGUACAACCUGAGUUUGACAAAAGCUACGCUAUCGACUUUUGUCCAGUCCCAGCAGCCAUCACAAGUAACAGCUGUGGGAUUUAGGUUCUAUCUAUUGAGAAUCCUGCGGUCAUGAGGUAUGUUCCAUAGAUCUCAUUGCACAAUGGUAAAACACUGAGGUGUGUCCUGGCAAUGAAGCGCCAAAAGUGAGAGGACAGCAGUGUAAUGAUGGUGGCAAAACAUCUAAAAAUAGGUGUGCUGUGCCUUUAAGACAAAAUUAUUUAAAGUGCCACAAGUGCUAUAUUGUGCAACAUGUGAUAGAUAUAUAGAUAUAUAUAUAUCUAUAUCUCAUAAAUUCCUUUAACACAUAUAUUGUGUACAACUGUGGGGAAAUAUACAAAGCACUCCCUUAUAAAUGUAUAUGUAGAUCCUCUCCAUGUAACAAAAAAAGGAGAGAGAAAAAAACAAUGAUGCUGUAAAUCUAUAACACAGAAAGCAAAUUAAUAAUUUGCAAAGUGUACACUCACAAAUGUAGAGCAGAAAAAGCCUACUCUAACUAAGACCGCUUCCAAUAACAAUCCUUCCUGGGAUAAAAACGGCAGAGACAAAAUGAUCCACUUCUCAGAUUUAUUGCACAGGCAGCUUUCUCCUCAUUUCCCCCUCGUACAUACAGUGUGCCAGUUCAAAUCCUUCACAGUGAAAAAGCCGGCCUCUUCCACCGUGGGCAUCCAAAACGCCGCAAGCAAAGACUUCUGGGGGGCAGAGUUACCAAACUGCAGGCUUCCUACCCACUUCUGCCUGUCAUAGUAUAAUGAUGAUGGCAGCUGCAAGGGACAGUCAGAGGUAAGUAAAACUCACCUACCCUACGGUCACCGGACUCAUAUCGGAGAGGUCUUUGUGAAAUAUGCAAAUACCUCUGAAAUUGACAGAUCAAGUUUUUUUUAAUUUUAAAUAUUCUUUAUUUAAAGUACAGGUAUAUAGUUACCAAAAUAUAAAUUUUGCAGGAUUUACGGGAACAAUGUCCUAACCAUCAUUUUUGUAACAUUUUGUAUACUUUUUGUUUAAAAUAUUUAACAUGGUUUAACAGAAUAACAAAUGAAGAGAUAAGUAAAUAUAAAGUCCUUCAUGCUGAACUACAGAAUCCAUAACUAUCUUUAUAGAUGUAGCAAGUACAAAACAAAGACUGCCUGUGCAGAUGUUCAUGUUUUUCUUAGAGGGACACUGUAGGCACCCAGACCACUUCAGCUAAUUGAAGUAGUCUAGGUGCUGUGACCCUUUUGCACUUAGUGCUGCAAUGUUUACAUCUAACAGACAGCCACUGGAGCGCUUCUGGAGUCUAAAGACUUUUGGUCCGUUAUCUGACACUGGACGUCCCCACGGACCUCCAGCGUCAGAUUUUCCCUGUAGGAAAGCAUUGAAUAAUGCUUUUCCUAUGGGGAGGUCUAAUGUGCGCAUGGCCAUUGCCGCACAUGCGUUAUAGGUCUCAUCCGCCGGCUGAUGGUGAGGGAGGAGCAUGGGUGGAGCUUGACACAUCGUCGCUGGAUUCAGGUAAGUGGCUGAAGGUUUUUUUUUUUUUAAACCCCUUCAGCCCCACAGGAGGGGGGCACUUCAGGAGCCUAUAGUGCUAGGAAAACAGGUUUGUUUUCCUGGCACUAUAUGAUCUCCUUAAGUAAUAUACCAAAGCACAGCCUAUCCCCUCACACCUUGUGUAGCAAGAACUAAUGCACAUAAUUUAUUAAUGGCAUUUAUAAAGCGUCAACAUAUUCUGCAGCGCUGUAAAAUUGUGGAAAAGACAAUACACUAUAUAAAAAGGUUAAUACAAAAGGUAAAGAGGCCCUGCCCAUGAGCAGAGAUCUAGCCCCUGAAGAUAAUUUGUAUAGAGUACUUUGCUAGAUAGCCCGUGAGUUUACAAUCUAAAGGUUAAAAUGGAGGAAUUUGUAGGUGUUGGCAGAGAGAAUUAAUAGUAUAAUUGCUGUGAUAAUGAUAAGUGGAUGAGACAGCGCUGAACAACUCAAGGCAGCAACCCUUAAAUGGGAAUCCCUCUAGAAACCCUUAAAACAAGAUAAAUAAAAGUAACAAAUAAAAGGCCGCGCCACGUAAAAUCAGAAUAAAAAGUAAAUAAAAAAAUUGGAUAAAAACCAAAAUAAGAAGUCCAAAUUGUGAGUCUUUACAGAUAGUCUUUAUGGAAGGCUGGUAGGAUGGUUGGUCUAAUGGAUGGUUGGUAUAAUUGCUGUGCCUAGUAACAUGUGAAAGGAAUGCAGAGGUGAUUGACUGUGAUGUCAAACAGUUGGAAGAGCAUGCUAUAUAUUUAAAAGGAACCAGGGUGAGAGGGUAGUGCUAAGUAGAAAUGAAGCUGCUUUGAUGUUAUUAUUUAAAAAGUGCCAGCAUAUUCUGCAGCGCUAUACAAUGGGUGUACUGACAGACAAGCUUUUGUAACCAGACAAGUUGGAUGCACAGGAACAGAGAGUGGGUUGAUGGCACUGCUCAAAUGAGCUUACAUGCUAAGGGGAGAGGGAAAUAUUGACACAAAAGGCAGGAUGAAUACUUUUCAUUGAGGACAUAGUGUGCAUUAGAGGAAGCAAGGUGCAGGGAGGGAAAGCUAUUUACAGUUUAAUUGAUAUGCUUUGCUGAAGAAAUUAGUUUUCAAUGAUUGUUAGAUGGAAUGGAGACUGUGUAAUAGUCUAACAGCAGGGAAGAAAGUUCCAGAGGAACGGUGCAGCCCUAGUGAAGUCAUGUAGGUGAGCAUCAGAGGUUAAAGUAUGUAACGUGGGCAAGUUGGGAACAUGUAAGGCCAUUGAGAAGCGGAUUUGAAGUAGUCAAGCCGAGUGAGGAUAGCAGCAUUGACCAGCAUCGUCGCUGCAUAUGGGCGGAGGAGUGCUAUAUUUUUCAGAUAGAAGUGGCAGGAUUUAUCGAUCAACUGGACAAGAGGGGUGAAGAAGAGAACAUCUAGGUAACAAACCUGCAAAGUAAAGCUGAUGGUAGUGCCAUUGACUUGGAGGGAGACAGACACGGAAAGAUAAGAGGGUUAAGUUUAAGGACACAAGCAGCAAUUCAGUUACAAAUAGCGAUGCAGUCAGAGACACAAGUAAAAAAAGGGAUGGUGAGAAAUUGGGAGAGGACAGAUAGAUUUGUGUGUAAUCCACAUAGAAAUUAUGUUGGAAGCCCAAGGAGCUGAUGAGUUUAGCAAAGGGGGAGGCAGUGUAGAUCGAGGACAGUAGGGACCAAGAACAAAACCUGUUGGAACCCCAAUAGAGUACGGUUGCGGAGAAGUGGCAGAGCCAGAGGAAGAAACACUGAAAGAGCUCUUGGAGUGAUAGUAGGAGCACCAGGAGAGUGCAAUAUCUCGUAGACAGAGGUAAUGGAUGAUGAGUAGAAGUUGUUGAUGAUCAACAGUGUUGAAAGCUGCAGAAAGGUCAGAAUUAGGAUACAACCGUGGGCACUUGAAUUUGCAGCUUUUAAAUCAUUGCAUACUUUGACGAAACUGCUCUGUCCAGAGUGAUGAGUGCAGAAUCCAGACUAAAGCGAGUCAAGCACAGAGUUAGAUUCGAGAAAAUUAGUCAAUCUUGCGUACACAGCACUCUCAAGGAUCUUGGAGGCGAAUGGUCAUAGCGGCAGGAUUUGGAGAUCAAUGUAGGGUCAAGGUUGGGCUUUUUAACAAGCAGGGUUAAGUUGCAUGCUUGAAGGGUGAAGGAAAUAUGCCAUAGGGGAGGGGAGAAAUUGAAUAUUUUAGUGAGAGACAGAGCAAGAGAAGGAGACAAUGGGACUGAGAUACAAGGUAAUAGGAUCGAGGGAGCAGGUGGUAAGGUGGGAUGACCGGAGCAUUUUACAUUUGCACAAUGAGCAGCACUGACGCUUAGUGUCUCCACACCCUGCAUGGAGGCAGUGAACAUUCCUUGUAGAGAUGCAUUGAUUCAAUGCAUCUCUAUGAGGAGAUGCUGAUUGGUGUUUUCCGCGCAUUGGAUUGGCUGAGAUCAUCAGGUUCGAUCUCCAAUGGGGUGGAGGCAGAGCCAGCUGUGAGGAGACACGGUGGGCGCUGGAAAAAGUGAGUAUAAUCACCUUUAACUCUUUUCACAGGGGUUCAGUCACCUAAACUAUAGUAUCAGAAAUACAUGUUUGUAACUUGGACAGUUGUUUCCACCAUUAAGGGGUUAACAUUCAGAUUCUUUUGCUUGUUUCAGAAAGCAUAGUAUAAUGACAUUUCUAUACUGGAGAGAAUAAGCAAAUAAGUAACAAGUUUUAUACAUUUAAUUCAAAAGUAUCACAUUUAAAGACUAAACCUUUAGAACAACCAUAUUAAUCUUCUUUUUUUGUUAUUUUUACCCUUUUGUGGUUCUCUUCCUUGCCACAUGUUCCAAUGUAAUAUAUCUUGCAGAAUCAUGUAAUUGCCAAGAUGCAAUAUCUUUUUACCAUGGCAACCAGCGGUGAGUGACCUAUGGAAAAAUAUUUAGGGUACAUUGCUCUUUGUUGAAAAUACAGAUAUAAUCUUCAACUCUGAAAUAUACCUGCUAAAUUGGCUAAGAAGCAUUGCUUCUUUGUGCAAUCAAGCCCUCAAGCAAAAAAUUAUACUCUCAGGAGCUUGCAUUCAAGCAAUAUUCCCACUGCAGACUUAGAAAAACAUAUAAUUAUACAUUGUGACAACUUUAUGACCGAAAGUUGUGAUUUUAAAAAAGACACAGAGGCGAGUAUUGCUGAACCCUUUCUUUACCGAACCACAAGAAAGGAUACACUCAACCAAUUCUGUAUAACACCAAGUACUACCAAACGAUUAACAAAGGUCAACAAAGUUGAUAUCCAGAAACGGACAGUCCAAACUGUCAUGUCUUGUUGAAUACGGGGAACCGGUAGCACGAUCUCCAUCAACUGCAAACAAUCGCUUGAGAUUCCAAAGCAAAACAGCAGGCAGAAACUCAAGACCAAACUUGGUUUCCCCCAAAUCAUAUAAACAUAUGAUAAUAUAAAAUUGAUCACGUGAGCAUUUUCUUAAAUAGGAGUAUUUACAAAGGGUUAUUUUAGCGCGAGACUGUUGCAGUGGGUGUAAUAUUGAUGUUCUACACUUUAGGCACUUGAAUAAAGGGACACUGCUUUCACAAGGAAGUGCUGGAAUUUAUUUUUAUUUUCCCUGACUAUACACUGUUUUGGGUGGAACCAGAUUCCUUGCGUGUAUGAUAGGUCCUUUUCUUAUUUCCUAUUUUGCAGUUAGGUAGAGUGCAGGCAAAGGAAUCGCAGACCUAUACAAAUUCACUGUCUGAUAUGUCCGUCCAACCUCAUAGAAAGAAGUAAGAAAUUGCAGGAUAACGGUCAAAGGGGAUGAAAUGGAAUCCAAGUGCCAAGCCAGGCACCAGCCAGAUUAAAUCUGUCUAGUGGCACUCUACAUUUUCAGAGUACAGGAAGCCCUUGGCUGCUAAUAGUCAUCUAGUUGCAUCAGAAACUCCCAGGACCUCCCAAAGCCCCAUAAAUCAGCCAAGUCAGAACGUCCAGAGCCCAGUACAAGAGAAGCAGAUGAGGCCAGCCAUCCAGGUCCCAAAGCAGAAGGAGAAACCAAGACUGCGCCCUUCAAUACGCGGUGAUCAACACCACUGUUUCUGGUUAGCAUUGUACUUGCAGGAGAGUGCGUAGGCUCAUUGAGAAUUGGGGAAACUUGUAAUGAAGACCUCAAUCUUGGAGGAAUGUAUUCACUGUCUCUGCCUCCAGACACCAGCCAUAGAACCGGGACAAUUGAAUGUUAAAUCUUGAUGCAAAAUGGUCUGGAAGGGAAACUAUGGUUUUGCCAACAUUAAAAGGUUACUCCAACCCGUUUACAUAAUUUUUUUUUUUUUAAUUUAGGAUGUCCUAUUGUAGCGAAGAUGCAAUAUUCCCCAGGGUAUCUCCGCUUAUAGUCCAAGUGAGGCUCAGGAACAAGCAAAUAAUAAAUCCACAGGCAAGGUUUCCAGCAGGUAAAAUAACAGCAAUAUCCCCACAGCAAUCCCAAUAACUGGACGACACACAGUUUCAGGAGCAGAACUGAAAGCUUUAAUCCACAGUCUCCUUUUAAAGCAUGCUCCCAUGCAAGGGAGGGAUUUACACACAUUAUUACAGUAGCCAAUCCUGUCCUGGUAACCUCCCACACAUCUCCUCCCCUCAGCCAGCAUCAUAAUCCCCUUAUCCAGUACAGUAAUUCCCCCUGUUUCUGGAUGUACCCCUAAACGUAGGGGUACCUCUUUAAAUCCUACAUCCCCGGAUACCCCUGAUCUGGGUGAACAACAUAUCCAAAAAUCACCCAGAUCAGACCAGGGGUUUCGGGAAAUGUAUGGAGGGAAUAAAAUGACCGACCGCACUAACUGAGAUAGCCGAAUUAGGUUCCAUGCGAAUGGGCCCUGCGGUCGGUCCUGGCAUAAGGGAAUAAAAUACACGAAAGCCUCUAGCUAUAGAGGCUAGGGAGGGUUCGCCUGAAUCCCCUCGUUCGGUUCUUUCUAUCUACCGAACGAGGGGCCGUUCGGUAGUUAGGAACCGAACGGACCGGGCUUGUGGAGGUCUCAGCGGUGUUCGCCUACUCGAGUGUCCGAUUUGAGUUCCAGACACUCGACGGCAAAACACCGCUGUUCGGGAGUUUUAAAAUGGCCGCCGCCACGUGUUCGUUUGUCGAAUGGCGGCCACCCCCGAGAACAAAGGACGGCUACUUACUAGGCAAUUACCCGUUCGCAACAAUGUUGCAACGGGUAAUUGAGGACACACUUCACACAGGGGGGGUCUGGUUGUUCGGUAGUUUCAUUCGAAUGAACUAAGGGAAUAAAACUACCGAACAAUCAGAGGAAUACAGUUCUUUUAAACACAUAGAAAACCAGCAGAUCACACGAAUGCAGUUAUUCACAAGACAUUUGCAGGACAGCCCAGUGCCAUCCGCUACACCUAUUAAGCUGGUUUCCACUCUUGGUCUGACAUCAUACCUGCCCACCUGUUUUCCAUUCAAAUGUUAUUCAAAGUGAAGCAUUUGAUUGGACUGUUCUUCCUGCUCAGAGUGCAUUCUUAGUUGGUUAGGUGAAGGAGUCGGGGUAGACAGGGAGAGAUUUCCAAAAAUAAAAAAAACUUAAAUGGUAUAUGGAGGAACGGACUGUAGGGACAUGGGCUUAAAGAAGAGAGAUGGAAAGAAAAUACAUGCUUCCCUCUCAGGUGCUUCCUUCAAGGGACAAGUUUAUUAUGUCUGUUAGUUUUUUGCAUCAAACUGACUGUGCCCAAGUCACAUGUGAGGAUAUAUAUAUAUAUAUAUAUAUAUAUAUAUAUAUAUAUAUAUAUAUAUAUAUAUAUAUAUAUAUAUAUAUAUAUAUAUAUAUCUCUAUCCUACGAUCGUGACCACUUCUAAAAGUGGUCGGAGUUACCCUUUAACAGUAAAUGUGACUUUGUACCAGGAAAGGCAGCUCAUUUUUUGAUGUAGUAUUCGUAAUAAUUAUAAUAUCAGUGUCUUUAUUUUGUUAUGCUUGUAGGUGCUCAGUGGAUUUCCUGGACUUUUUGGUGGCCAUGGCUUGCAAGCACAACAGCAGAGGAACCUUUCACUGCAUGAGUAUCUUAGCAUGGAUCUGUUGAAAGAUGCUGGAAUUGCCAUACCAAAGGGCUUUGUUGCAAAAACACCAGAGGAGGCUUAUUCAGUUGCAAAAGAAAUAGGUAAGGAUCAUAGUUUCCAGUAUUAUGUCUUAUUCUAAAACCAAUUAUUUCAGCUCACUUGCACUAUAAAACUGUAUGUAAAAUUUUAAUUAGAAUAUUGUUUUUGCAUGUAUUGUUGAGUCUAUUCUUUUCUAAUCAGGUUUUCCACAACACAAAGUAUGUUCUCAUGCUGUUGAAAAGCCUGUAGAACCUUUUGUAAACUAACGUUGAGAAAAAAGUUAUACCAAUACAAAUUUUAAUCAAAAAAUUGCUUUUGACAUUUGGACACCAUGCCCUUGAACAAAACAUUGUAAAUCACAUAUAAACAUUUUCCAUGUGCUGCUUUUUCUUGUAAAAUGUAUUAUUGAGAUUGACAUCUCAAUCUAAUUCAGUCCAGGUACAGCUAGCCAGGGAGACAUAGAACUGUGCUUCAUACCUCUUCUUCUCUGUAUUCAUUCUCUAAGCUACUGCCAGGUGCAAUGAACUAAACUUAUAACAAUGUUUAACAUAGAGAUAUGAUGGAGGUGCCAAGUUCCUUGACAAAGAGGUUUGAAUUUCUAAUUUUAUUUUUCACACUUUGCUAAUACUUUUGUUAAUACAGGGAAUAAGUAAGUAUAAUAAAAAAAUCUUGGGAAGUUGAGUUUAUCUUAAAAUGGCAUAUCCAGUUGACUCGUCUCUCUGCUUUAGUGGUUCUUCUGAAGAACCAUAUGACUCUCUGUGCUUCAUGGCACGACUACAUUGUACUGAUGUUAACCAUCAGUACUGUUUUAAAUUGCAGCAUAAAAUUGUUUUCUUUGCUUCUAAGUGCGACAACAAGUUGUAUUUUAAUUAGUUAAAAAUAGCUCGAACUGUUUUAUUUGUCAGAAUCAAAGUUCCAGGUAUUUGGCAAUUUAGUGAAAUUGAAUAGACUUUAGUAUAAUGUCCAGUCAUUUUAGGUUGUACAAAUACAUCACACAAUUCUCCACUCAUGUAUUCAGUAUUUAAUUAUAGCCAUUAUUUGUCCUCUAGCUAUUUCACAUAAUUAUUUUGCUCUUCCCUUCUCUAAGAAGAUUUCUAAACUGUAUUCUUUUGAAGAACAGGAUGUUCCUUUUGGUAUUAUUUGAGUUGUUAGCUUUGAUUGAUUGAGGCGUAAAAAUCACUUGUGCAAGAUGGAAAUGCUUACUUUUUUUUUUUUCUGUAUCCUAAUAAUAAUUGGUUGGAUUACUAUAUGUUCUUUCAGAAGCCUUAACCCCUUAAGAAUGGAGGAAAUUGUUCUGACCAAAACAAACCUAAAAUUUGUGCAGUAGGUCUGUUCAACCAUAAUUAACCUGUUUCAUAUUAAGUGCACCCACACUUAUUAUAUAUAAUUUUGUUCAGGAGAAACCGGCUUUCAUUUGCCUUCAAAUAUUUAUGUAUGAAACACAAUUUAAAAAUAUAUAAAACAUUUUUAUUUAUUUUUUUAAGUGAGAAAGAAAUAUUGUCAUUUUCCAUAUUCUACAUUCUUUUAUCUGUGAAUGUCAUAAUACUGUUGUCUUUUGCUGCAAUAAAAUACACAUGUGUAUGCUGUGAUGUCCCACAACUGCAGUGAUGCCCUCUAUGUAUGGUGUUUUGGAAAGUUACAAAAUCAAAUAAAGAGAUGCUUCUAUCUAAAAGAGGUUUGCUGGUUCUAUGAUGCCUUUGAGACCAUAUGGCAGCCCAGGAAUGAAAAUUACCCCCAACUUGGCAUUACAUUUUCAAAAUUAGACAAUCCACGAUAUUCAAAAUGGGGUAUGUCCAGUCUUUUUUUAAAUUUCCACUUAGUCACAAACACUGGCCAACAUUGGUGUUUAUGUAUGUUUUUGAAUUUGUCAUACAAAAACUACACUUUCACUUUCAAGAUAUCAUGCUCUAAAACAUUCUCUAAAACACUCAUUUUUGUUCAGCUAUGUCUCACGAGUACAACAGUAUCCCCCAUGUACAGGUGUUAUGGGAUUUUGGAAGGUAACAGGGUCAAAUAUUGGGCUUGCCCAUUUCAUGUUACCAGAUUGGUUUGCUGGGCCUAUGUUGCAUUUGAGAAAGUAUGGCAGCCCAGUAAUGAGAAUUUCCCAAAUCUUGGCAUACCAUUUGCAAAAGAAGACAACCCACGGUAUUUAAAAUGGUGAAGUCAUUUUUAGUAGCCACUCAUGCCCCGUUUCCACUGAGCGGUACGGUUUGGGCUGGUACGGUCUGGUAUGCUAUUUCAGAUGUAGGUCUAUAGGAUAUGGUACGGUUAGGGCGGAGCUACUGGCCUCACACUAUACAAUCCAUUGAUUGGUGGACAGGAAAACGGCUAUGCUCAUGACAAAUGAAACGCUAGGCAUUUGGUCUAAACCCUGCAUGCUCCCGGGUGGUCUGACUUGCAGUGGAAACGCUCACCUGAAUAGGCUGGACUAUUCUAACCGUUCCGAACCGUACCGACUUGAACAAUACCGCUCAGUGGAAACGAGGCAUUAGUUAUGGCCGUGGCCAAAGUUGGUGUUCAUAUUUGUUUUAGUUUUUUUUUGCUCUUGUACUUGCACUGAUCUUAUCUCUAUGUUUUACUGCUCUAAAUGUUAGUUUUGUGUGGUAUAUUCAGUAACAGGGGGUGCAUCUAGACAUAUAAAAACAGUUGGACAUCAGGCAAAGGAGGGUUUUCACUAUACCAGCCCACUAAGUGAGGUACUCCAUUUUGGGUAACUUGGAGUUCUGGCCAAGUUAAAAGGCCCAAUUUCACUGGUUACUGGAUUAUUUUAGGAGCGUUCUAAGAUGUGAGUCCUUUUCUGGAAUCGUCCUGAUUCUGUUUGUUUAAUGAAAGUCCUUGAAAAUACCACACUAUUAAAAGGUUCCAUCUCAUUGCACAGGAGUUGGGAAACAGAAACCAUAUUGACCUAUCUCCCAGUCCAUUUCUUUUCCAAUACACAGCUGCACAUGUGCUAAUGGGUGGGCUAUUUCACUGGCCCUUCUUGGUUAGUAAGAGUGAGUCCUGGAGACCACACCUGAAUUUUAACUCCCACUUCUCAAAAUUUGGAAAAGGAAGAUGUGGCCCUCAUCACCCAGUUAAUGGGGAUCAUUUAUUCCACCUGUUGAAUGAAGUGUAGGAGAAUACUAAUGCUAUAAUGUUCCUUUAAUGGUAAGAAAUGUCUAGCUAAACUAUUUUUUUUCCUAUAUUCUCCUCUGCUUAAAUAAAAAAAAAAAAAAGUUUGUCAUUUUUAAAUGUUAUUUUUAGAAGGGAAUCCAUAUGCUGUGUUUGGAGACCACAUCCCUUGCAGUGUUGCUUUUAAGUCCCAUCCACAUUUCUAUGAGUUCCCUUAGCAACAACCUGCUGUUUUAUACAAAACUUCUGCACGUUUUGGACCAAACUAUUGGUUUAGAUCCAUAUAAAAUCUGUUUUCAAAGCACUCUUUUCUUUCUCUUCAAAAGCUCUCCAAAUUGUGUGUUAAUAUUAUUCUUUCUAUGUAACCUUUCUUUGCCUUUGCUGCAGGCAGUCCAAGUCUGAGUGCAAUUUUGUUCCAGACAUAGACAUUCAGUACAACACAGGAAAGCUGAACGUUGUGCAGUAUAAUCCAAUAUUCUUCAUAUUCUUGAACAAGUCCAUGGGUGUUCUCCAUUUAUAUAAUUUUUAAUGAUGUAUUUCCUUUUUAUGUUCAGUGGAAUAGUCAACCACUGCUUUUUAAAUGGGAAAACAAAGUUGAUAAUUAGAUUGUAUUAUUUCUAAGUGCACGUUCUCUCCACUGUUAUCUCACAUAUGAGUGAAAAACUGCAGAACCAAUAUGCUUUACUUUUUAAUUGCUGAGAGCAAUGGAAAAAAUGGACUGCCUUUUUAUUCUUUCUUUUUUUAAAGCAUGGGAGCCUCUUGAAGGAACUCUAUAGUCUUAGGAAUGCUUAAGUGUCCCUCUGACCCUUUCAUAGCUGGGGAAGGAGGCAAAUUACUUUUAAAACACUUCUGUGAUUGCAGCGCCGAAGUCAGCCGGUGCAGGGGACCCAAUGCACAUGCGCAGCAAGCACCGUAAGCGCAUUAGGCCUUCCCUAUAGAAAAGCAUUGAUCAAUACUUUCCUACGGGGGAUUUGAAGACGAUGGAUGUCCUGAUGCAAAACCUGAGGACGUUUAGUGUCAUUUCACGAAGCGCCUCUAGUGGUUGUCUGAGAGAAAGCAACAAGGGCAGUGUUAACCCUGCAAUGUAAACAUGGCAGAUUCUCUGAAACUGCAAUGUUUUACAUUGCAGGGUUAAGGCCACAAGGACACUGAAGCCAGACCACUUUAAUGAGAUGAAGUGGUCUGGGUGCCUAUAGUGUGCAUUUAAUGCACAAACACAGCAUUUGCGAAUGGAUAGGGAUUAUAUCAUGCCAACUAAAUUACUGCAGUACACAAUGUAUUUCAUAGUGACAUCAGCUUAUUUGCAACCUCAUUAUAUUUAACAGUACAGCAGGAAUUGUUGCAAUUUACGAAAUAGGUAAACAUAACACUCAGAUAAAAGCUACACUUUUUUUUAACCCUUUACUAUUAUUGGAUAUUGGACACCCAACAUUGAAAUGGUUUUAUAAUCACUGACUUGUUGUAAAUCAUAACUUAAAGGAACACUAUAGUAUUAGAAAUACAAAUAAUUUUCCAACACCCUAGUUUUACUAUACUUACUAAGGUGCCCUUCCGCGUAUGAAGGUUUAAAGGUAAGUUUUACUUACCUGUCAGCCUUCACAGCAUUGAACUCUGUCAAGCUGUCCGCUUCUUUGAUGAUCUCAGACAUUUCAAUGUUUCCCUGUAGGGAAACAUUGACAGGCUAGUGUGCAUGCAUUGGUACUAUAUUUAUUUGGUGCAAUACAUGUAAAUCAUUGCGUAAAACUAUAUGCAUAAUCUACAACAACCAAAACAAUUUUAAUCGCAGGCGUAUAUAAUUGCAUUCAGAAAGAAUAAAAUAGGUACAUUUAUAGCGAAACAGUGGGACAACACGGUAUAGUUUAAUGAAGGAGCAUCAGCACCAUAUUGUAAGUCAGGACAAAUACCCUUAUAGAGACACUAUAGGCACCCAAACCCUUUAUCUCAUUGAAGUGGUUUGGGUGCAAUGUACCUGGCACCCUUACAUUGAAAUUAAAAAAUUUCAGCUUUAGAGAAACUGCAGUAUUUACAUUGCAGGGUAUAGACUGCUUCUAGUGGAUGUCUAUAAGACAGCCACUAGAGGUGCUUAAUGCAGUUUCACAGAGUUUGACUCCAUAAACCGAUGCUGGACCUUCUCACGUUUUGCAUGAGGAUGUCAUGCUUCUUGCAAACUCUAUAGGAAACCUGUGAUUCAGUGCUUUCUCAUGGGGAAGGCCUAACGUGCGCUCAGUAUGUGCAUUAGGUUCCUGUAUCACCAGGAGGAGCAGAUCGAUCCAGCUCCAAGGGUCUUCGGCGCUGGGUCAGGUAAGUGGUAAAAAAAAGGGGUUAUUAAAUCUUAAUUUGUCACGGAAAGUGGGUAAAGGAGGGGCAGAGACACACUAGUAUUAGGAAUACAAAACUGUAUUUCUAACACUAUAGUGUAUAUUUAAUCUGUGUAUUAGUGGAGCAAAUCGUUUUAGCUCAUAAAAUACAAUCUAACAUACACUGAAUGAAAGCCAAGGAAGCAAGGCUGUGAGGAAAAACAAGUGUCCAGGAGAUCAGACCAUUGAGACCAGAUCCAUCCUUUGUCUCUGAAUAUUAUUCAUAGUAGCCAUAUAUUCAUAAGGACAAAUAGGUGUUUAAUUUGUCCACUAACUCCUGUACAGAAGGAAUCACUUGUCACUUCCAUUUGAGGGCUGUGAGGUGUUAUGCUGCUAGAGUUACAUGGGAUGCUAGAGGUCUCUGGUGAAAAAGGAAGGCACAUAUAGAGUUUGGCCAGAGGAAGGGACAACUUGUAUAAAUAAUUAAGUCCUGAUCCCGAGUUGGAGAUGGAUUGGUGUACCUGUUUGAAGACAUCACCAUCAGACGAGAUUAGUUAAUUUGUUAAUUAUUCUGUAACCUGUCAGGGGUCAAAUAGCAACGGCAGAAAUUGAAGCAUCCGGUAAUACCAUUGAUAGUUCAGCUAUUAUGCACAAAAAUAGCUGAAUAUUUCUGGCCUGAAUUUUGGUCAUGAAAAACGAAUUGUAAUACUUGAUAUGCUAUUUGCCCGUAAAACUCAAUUAUUUUUCAUUGUUGCAAUCAGGAGGGUCAUAUUAUUUAACAUAGCUUAAAGGAAAACGUUCACUUCUGGAAAUUGCACCAUUGAAUAAAACAUUGAACAUCACCUAUAAUUUGUGUUGUGGUCUGUUUUGUAAAUCUAUACAUUAUUAAAUAAAUACUGUUCCUGUUACAAAUUAGAUGAAUACAUUGAUCAGCCACAACAUUAAAUCCACUGCCAGGGGAAGUGAAUAACUUUGAUUAUAUCGUUACAAUGGCACCUUGGAAGGGAUGGGAUGUUAGGCACCAGGUGAACAGUCAGUUCUUGAAUUUUGUGUUGGAAGCAGGUGAGAAGGCAGUUGAAAAGAUGUGAAUGUGCUUGGGAAGGGUCAAAUAGUGAUGGCUAGAUGACUGGGUCAGAACAUCUUCAAAAUGUCAAGUCUUGUGGGGUGUUCCCGGUAUGCAGUGGUUAGUACCUAGCAAACAUGGUGCAAGAAAGGACAACCAGUGAACCGGCAUCAGGGUCAAGGGCACCCAAGGCUUAUUGAUGCAUGUGGGGAGCGAACGCUAGCCCAUUUGGUCUGAUCACACAGAAGAGCUACUAUAUCUAAAAUUGCUGAAAAUCUUAAUGUUGGCCAUGAUAGGAUUUAGAAUACACCAUGCAUUACAGUUUGCUGUGUAUGGGACUGCGUAGCCACAUGCGUGUGCAUUGUUUACCUUAGGAAGAUAUGGCAGCAGGAUACACUGUAAGAAGAUGGCAGGCCGGGCGAGGCAGUGUUAUGUUCUGGGCAAUGUUCUGCGGGGAAUCCUUGAGUCCUGGCAUUCAUGUGGAUGUUACUUUGACACAUACCACCUUCCUAGAGAUUGUUGCAAACCACCCCUUCAAAAAUAGUUUGAGGAACAUGAAGAGCGUUUAAGGUAUUGCUUUGGCUUCCGAAUUGCCCAGAUCUCAAUUCAAUUGAGAAUCUGUAAGAUAUGGCUGAACAACAAAUCCGAUCCAUUGAGGCCCCACCUAACAAAUUGCAGCAUAUAAAGGAUCUGCUGCUAAUGUCUUGGUACGGAUACAACCGUACACAUUGAAAAGGUUUUGUGGAAUUCAUGUCUCGAUGGGUCAGAAUUGUUUUGGUCGCAUAAUGGGGACCUACAUGAUAUCAAAUGGACCCUAUAAUCACCAGAACAACUACAGCUUAAUAUAGUUGUUCAUGUAGUCUUUUUGCAGUAAACACUGUCUUUUCAGAGAAAAGACAGUGUUUACAUUACAGCCUAGGGACACGUUCAGUGGCCACUACUCUAAUGGCUACUAGAGGUGCAUUCUGGGGCAGUGCUGCACAGUGUGUAGCUCUGAUGUUCAUUAUCUCCACUCUCUGCAUGAAGACACUGAACUUUCCUCAUAGAAUUGCAUUGAUUCAAUGCACCUCUGAGGAGAUGCUAAUUGGCCAGGACAGUGUUUGGCUCUGCCCCCAACCCAAGUCCUUGGCUAAGAAUAUUAGAAUUGACAAUCUCAGCUAAUCCAAUGCUUUCCUGUACCAAUGUUUGUGUUCCUGACCCUAUAGUGUUCUUUUAAGCUGGGUUUUUAAUGUUAUGGCUGAUCAGUGUAUAUGAGCUUCUUUUAGAUUGCAGACAAGUUUGUGUAGGCUUUGUAAAAAUCCUUGAUUCUUCUUGUGUUGUUUGGAAUUUUUUUUCUUUGACUUUAAUCAAACAAAAACACCUACUAAGGCAGGGGUCGUCAACCUGGUCCCUACCGCUCACUUGUAGGCGUUUCAGGAUUCCAGGUGGGCGGUAGUGGGUUCUAAGGCACAAGCAGAAUCCCCCCUCCAUCCAGAGAGAUGAACGCUCUAUUCAUCUCUCACGCACUCCGUGGUUAGCAGGAAUUGCGGGCAUGCAGAUGCGAACGCACGAAUGCAUAACCGCAAGUACGUGCGCAUGUACGAACGCGGACGAAUGUAACACGUUGCUAGAGGAAGGGGAGGAGUUGGAGUAGGGGUAUACAUGAUAGCAGGGAGUGGAAUACUUGUAGAAUAGGAGAAAGAAGGAGCCGAGUACUUGGAAAAUAAAAAAUAUAGGAAGGAGAGAAUUGUUGUUGACUAAUAAUAAUAAGUUGGCUACCCACCUCAGCCUUACUGCCGAGUAUUGCUAUAAGGAAGGUAAAAGAAAAGAAUAAAGGAAAAAGAGAAAAAAAUUUUUUUUUUUCAAAAUUGAAAAACUAGUGGGCGGUAAGGACAUUUAUCCAUCAAAAAAGAUGCAUCAGUGGGCGGUAAGUAUAAAAAGGUUGACUACCCCUGUACUAAUUCUUGAAAUUAAAAAAAAUAUUAACACAGAAAAUGUUGUUGCAGUCACCCUUUCAAGCUUUGUGUGGGCUCCAGUGUGACAUGGCAUAACUUUGUAAAGUAUACCCAUGAUUUAGCUUGUGGCAGAUUUCCUUGCAAAGGUUAUCAGCAGCAAUUAAUUAAUGGAAGACUCCAAGCAUUCACUGCGCUCUACACUCAGUGGACGUAUCGAGAGUGCUCUAAGCCAAUAAGUGCAGUCCUUAACUGGCCAGUCUCAGCUAAAGAAGACAUCUGACUUCUCCUGUACAAUAAUACUGGAUGUGAUGUGGGCUUUAGUGGUUAUGGUGCUUAGAGUAUUCCUUUAAUAUUUAUAAAAAAAUAAAGUUUAAUCUCCAGGUUUCUCUCCUAGAUUUGUAAUUUAGAAAAAAUCAUGCAUGGUUAUGCCACUAAUUGAAGUUACGGUGCACUUAAUUUCCUUACUAUAUUACACUUUGUGUUUUGUAAAGGUUCGAAAGAUCUGGUUGUAAAAGCGCAAGUGCUGGCUGGUGGCAGAGGUAAAGGUACCUUUGAAGGUGGUCUUAAAGGAGGAGUGAAGAUUGUUUAUUCGUAAGUUUUCCAGAACUAAUUUAUUUAUUUACAGAGCACCAACAUGUUGAAUGAACACAAUGUUAGCUAGGUUUUGGAGGUGGGUUUAUAGAAAGAAAUUAAAAUAGGAAUUGAGUUGAAAAGCUAAAUGUGAGCUGUUUUAGUAAAUAGAAACAAGCUAAUAUUUAAUAAGACCAAGAUCAAUCAGUAUAAAGAAACAAAUAUUAGUAGUUGAUGUUCUGUUAAUGGACCUGGAUCAUUCAAUUUCAAUGCAACACUAUAAGCGCUUAUUGCAGUGGCCUAAAGCCAAUUUUCCCAUUGCUAUACUUAUUUAUUUUAUUAAAAAGUAUUUAUUUUGUUAAAUGCCUGUCACCAGUUCAGCUAUGGUAGCAGUUAGGAGGCAGUGAUAGGCUCAGAGCUCUGGGGGUGGUUGUCUACAGACUUUAAUACACUAUGAUCACUUCAAUUAGCUAAAGUGGUUAUGUUGCUUAUAACGCCCAUUAUACUGUUCUGGAAAAUUCAACAAAAGUCCAGGCAUGUCUAGUGGCUUCAGCUCACGAGCUUGUCAAAGGCUCAUGUAAGAACUGAAACCUUGUCACUGUAUUUUGUUCCUGAAUAACAGACUGCCUUUUUGAAGAAACCACUAGGUAUGCCUGGAGUUUUGUGUAAUUUUCUAGUGAAAUAUUUGGGGAUUUGCCCUCCCUGUCUGGAGCAUUCUGGUGGGAUUAAUCCCUUGCAGAGUCUGCAUUGCCCACUUACUAUUACAAACAUUUAACUGUUCUUGUCAUAGAUGAGUGUGCCCUUCCUAGAAAAGUCCAGAUUUAAAAGGACACUAUAGACACCAAAACAACUUUAUUUUAAUGAAGCAGUUUUGGUGUAUAGAUCAUGUCCCUGCAGUCUCUCUGCUUAAUUGACUGCCAUAUAGGAGUUAAAUCACUUUGUUUAUGCAGCCCUAGGCACACUUCCCUGCAUAUGACUUACACAGCCUUCCUAAACACUUCCUGUAAAGAGACAUAUUGGAAGGCAUGGCCUGAAGUUGUGGGAGGGGCUAUAGACCUAUAAAAGGGACUCCCCCCUCUCCCUACUUACCUUUGUUGGUCAGACGAAUAGACUGUUCAAGGUCAGCAUUUGCAUGAGAUCCACUUCCAGGUCAUACAAGAUGCCAUUUUGGUUUCACCUUUGCUCUAUGAGGUCUCCUACUCCAAGCUGUGUCCAGGAAUCCUGCAGCAGGGAUUUCCGUUAAUCCAGUGGCUUUUCUCUCCAGUCAGCAUCGCAUUUGGUGUCUCAGGGACUCUCAAACCGUAAGUUGACCCACCUGUCGCGCCAGGAUUAGUUCCCACGGCGUUCAACACAGCACGGGUCCUCACUUUACGGUUUCCUUUCGUUUUGCACGGUUAUUUCGUUACCUUAUACUCACCUAGCUGUUUAUGUAAAAUCUGUUGGUUGAAAUCUGUUUUGGUUAAAAAUCUGUUGGGUUAAAACUACAAACGACAUACAAUUUUUUCGCCUACACACUGACCCCUAUCGGUCAUGUACGAACCACUGCAUUUGUGCCUACACACUGACCGCUAUCGGUCAUUCAGUGUACUACAGGCAUCUCAGACAUUAUUGCAUUUCAUGUACGAACCACUGCAUUUGUGCCUACACACUGACCCCUAUCGGUCAUUCGGUGUACUACAGGCAUCUCAGACAUUAUUGCAUUUCAUGUACGAACCACUGCAUUUGUGCCGACACACUGACCCCUAUCGGUCAUUCGGUGUACUACAGGCAUCUCAGACAUUAUUGCAUUUCAUGUACGAACCACUGCAUUUGUGCCUACACACUGACCCCUAUCGGUCAUUCGGUGUACUACAGGCAUCUCAGACAUUAUUGCAUUUCAUGUACGAACCACUGCAUUUGUGCCUACACACUGACCCCUAUCGGUCAUUCAGUGUACUACAGGUUUCUUAGACGUUUUUGCAUUUCAUGUACGAACCAAUAAACCACUGCUUUUUCACUUACACACUGACCCCUACCGGUCAUUCAGUGUACUACAGCCUUCUCAGAUAUUAUUGCAUUUCAUGUACAAACCAACGAACCACUGCAUUUUCAUCUAGACACUGACCCCUACCGGUCAUUCGGUGUACUACAGGCAUCUCAGACAUUAUUGCAUUUCAUCUACAAACCAACGAACCACUGCAUUUGCGCCUACACACUGACCCCUAUCGGUCAUUCGGUGUACUACAGGCUUCUUAGACGUUUUUGCAUUUCAUGUACAAAUCAAUUAACCACUGCAUUUUAACCUACACACUGACCCCUACCAGUCAUUCAGUGUACUACAGGCUUCUCAGAUAUUAUUGCAUUUCAUGUACAAACCAACGAACCACUGCAUUUUCACCUAGACACUGACCCCUACCGGUCAUUUGGUGUACUACAGGCAUCUCAGACAUUAUUUCAUUUCAUGUACAAACCAACGAACCACUGCAUUUGCGCCUACACACUGACCCCUAUCAGUCGUUCGGUGUACUAUAGGCUUCUUAGAAGUUUUGCAUUUCAUGUACAAACCACUGCAUUUUCACUGCAUUUUCACCAAGACACUGACCCCUGCCAAUCAUUUGGUGUAACUACAGGCAUCUCAGACAUUAUUGCAUUUCAUGUACAAACCAACAAACCACUGCAUUUGCGCCUACACACUGACCCCUACCGGUCAUUCGGUGUACUACAGGCUUCUCAGACAUUAUUGCAUUUCAUGUACAAACUAACGAACCACGGCAUUUUCGCCUACAUGCUGAACCUUACUGGUCAUUCAGUGUACUAGAGGCUUCUCAGACUUUAUUUCACUUCGUAAGCAAACAAACUACAGCAUUUUCACUUUUAUACUGACUCCUAUCUGUCAAACGGUAUACUACAGGCUUUUCAGACAUACGGUUAUUCCCCUCAUAACAUUUCCACUAUAAUUAUAAUUACACAAUAACACUUCCUUACAAAUCAUGCUUACUAUGAUAUAAUCAUUACUGCAUACCUGCCUUCAUAGGCAUUUAGUUACAUUUACUGACAAUACGCAUACAUUUACCCAAGAAUGCACAUACUAUUUAAAGCACUAUGCAGUUUUCCAGAGUCUAAUACGGAAUAUUUGCACGCUUAAAAUAUAAAUCCUUCCAAUGACGUAUUUUCACUUAUUAGGUUAUUCAGCUGCCAGUUAUGGUUCACUACACUCAUGUUUCGGGGUACAGUUGUGUUCCAUAUCACACAUGAUAUAACACUCCCGACAAGUUAAUUUCCUUCAAACAGGGGCAUUACAAGCAUACAAUAAACAUUGGGACGGAGCACUUUGCUCUAUUAAACUCGCAUAACACACAUGGAUAUACGCUUUUAAAUGUCUAUAUUCAAUUUUCAUACAUUGUUUUACCCGUCCGGGAUACAGGUAUUAAUAACCCUUACGACCAGUAAGGGUAUCUAAUCAUACUACCAGGUACAUACACCUGCUCAUGUGGUAUAUACAUAUAUUUUCUGUUUCCCCCCUGGGCAUAUCCUUAGCGUACUGGCAAUUAGGGACUAUAGGUUUCCAAUAGAUAUUUUCCUUUUCUUGGCAUCUACGCCUGUUGUAUAGUGGUCCCGCGAGGCCCCGCCUCAACGCUCGGAGGCAAACACCCAUCGGGCCACUCGUGAGCUAGCCGCCUCGCAUGGUAUAUAGAGAGGGCCUCACCUGUCACUCCCUUCCCCUUUUUUAUGGUUACAGUCACCGAGAGGCCAACAUCCUGCCACUACGUUUGGUGGCCACAAAAAAAUCCCCUCGCGCCAUUGCAUAGAUAGAGCCUCUCAAGCCACUUGGCAACUAGCAGGGCCUCACCUGUCACCAAACAAAGGAUUAAUUGUUUCGCCUUGCGGCUUUAGCUAGCAAGCCAGUACUAGCACACGGUGGGUUCAUAUAAUAAUGGCUAUCUUCAUAUUUUUUUGUAUGUAUCAAGCAGGUGGUAAGGAUUUCUCUCUACCUAACACUCCAGCUAGAGUCAACACACUUUCACUUGGAGAUGUUGCUAGUCCCACAGGACAAUUUUGUCCCAACACAGCGGACGAUCACGUUUCAGGCUCCAGGCUCUAGCACCUCUGGUAGGACGUAGCGAACUACCCGAGAUAAAUUGGGUCGUCUCAUUCUCUUUGGCAAAUCCCAGAUUUGCAACAAUUUCCACGUUGGCACAUGUAGUUUCAGUGCAUGCAGACUGUUGCAGAUAUGUUCCCAAUAUGUCAGGGCACAUGCAAAAACCAUGUGUCCCAAUAAAUGUACCCUGAACCUUACUUCUCAUCUGUAAACAUUAUGCAUUUCCAGUACUUUCUAACUUAUCACCCUUCCAGACAUUUAGUUUAUUUCCUAAUCUCCGAUUUUAAAGGCCUUCUGUUCAGGUAUUGCCAUAUACUUUUGGGGAAAUCUAGAAUGCCCUAACUUGCAGUCAUCACAGCAGCAUCCAACAGCUGGCAUUACACUCAUGGCCCAAGAAUGGCAGAAAUAUUUCUACCUGGGCCUCUCCGAUCUACACCAUUUACAGUGUGGCGCAAUCUCAUUGGGAUUGUCACAGGGAAUCUUCCCUCACACUGUAACUGAUCAUAGACUUAUCUGCACCUCACGCCUCGGCUACCCCAUAAUCUCAACUCCCUCAUACCCUCCGAGGAGUUUUCAUUACAGUAUGCCACCAUUGUUCAUACCAUGACAACUAUCACUCAAGCAGGGAGGGGAAGCCUGGUUAAGUAAAACUGAUAUCACAAACGCAUUUCAGACUGCCACCAUCCACCCUGCACUGGCACUUACAGGGCAUUUAUGGGCAGCAGUUAUAUAUUUCUUCUCCCGCUUAACUUUCGGGUCAAGAGCAGCCCACAAUCUUCAAUAUAUUCGUUGAACUCUUUACUGGUUGUGGUUAAACAUAUCCAGAUGCCCCACAGUCAUACACUCCCGAGAUGAUUUCUUGUUGGUCAAAGGGAAUGCCUUUCCCUCUAGAAGCUUCAUAGGAAGCCAUUAGUAUGUCUGAACACUUGGGUGUCCCAGUAUUCCCUAAGGUCACAGAAGACCCAGACACUAUCGUUACAUUCCUGGGCAUACAACUUGACUCGGCAUCCAUACCAACAAGUUACCACGCGAGAAAUAGGAACAGUCGCAACAACACCAAUUACCACCUCCUGCUUGGUACUUGCAACCACAUGGAACUACAAUCCCUACCAGGUUCCUUAAAUUUUGCCAUGCACAUCGUACCGAAGGCCGCGCUUUCCUCUCAGACCACUUUGCAUUUUCCUCCUUCCCGAAUGAUGAUCAGGGGCUGUCCCUAGACAACCAAGCCAUGGCAGACCUACACAUAUGGUGGACUUUCUUAACCACACGUAAUGGUAAAUUAUUGUGGCAGCUGCCGUGACAGCCGCCAUGGCAGGGGGUCCUUUAUGGUCAUGGAUUACAUGAACCUCGCCAACAUAGCCGGGCUCUGACUAAACUUGCCUUGUCCACCAGCACUCAACACGCUUGCUACAGGGUUUUCCACUUAUAUAAUACGUUUCAUGUCGGACCAUCACUUAGAUAGCUGGUUUGAGGUUUCACCACGUAUGGCUUUCGCCUUUUUUUUGCCACCUUAAGUUAAUAAUUCUCGCGCAACACGGUUAAACUUUAUCUCACGGGCAUUCAACACUAUACGUAUUUCUCCAUCCCAAACAAUAAGGCUUCCUAUCCUCCUACCCCAUACAUACCUUACUUAGAGACAUGGCCAAGCGGACGUUCCCGCUAAAACUAAAUACUGGCCAUAGACAUACAAUGUUCAAACCAUGACAGAACCACUCGACCAUGCACUUCCGAGCCACACACCAAUGCAGUUAUCAAAACUGCUACCUAUCUAGCCUUUAACGGCUUUCUCAGGCCAAAACAAUAACUCACUAUCAGCGGCCAACAUCAUAAACAAGAGUGCCUGUUGACCUCUUAUCUUCUAAAACACACAGACCACUAUGUCCGGUCCCUUCCUAAAACUAAGAUGAGUCAGAGGGGCGAUCCAGUGCAUAUAACCUACUACCUUACAAGCAAUACUGGGUGCCUGGUUAAGGUACUGAUUACGUUCUUGGGCACGCUACCAUACGGACCACUGAACCAUUACUGUCGCUGUACGAUACUGUCCUUACCACAGGUAAGUUCAUGCACUAUGUCCACCUACUCACUCAACGUGCUCGAACUAAACCCUAGCGACUACUCAGGGCACUCCUUUAGAAUAGGAGCAGCUUAUGCGACGUACAUACCACAGCCGAUUCAGGAAUUAGGAAGCUUUCAUUAAAAUGUCUACCUGAUGGUUAACAAAUGCACUAUGAUCCUGUAUAAUGUUUUGCAUUACUAUGUCUCUUUUUGCCCAUUUUUUACCGGCCUACAGCAUACGUCGGUUUCGGCACACCUCAACCGAUUAUUCCUAAAGCUACAUCUCUACAACCCAUCUUAUUCUAUAUCAUAUGAGAAUGCCCCGAACACAACUAUUGUUUACACUUCCUUUUUUUCAAAUUCUGUUUAAUUUGGAAUUUCUUAUCACGUGCACAGUUAAUAGCUUGCUAAAACUAUAAAAGUAAGUUACAUUGUAUUGAAAAUGAAAGCAUUUUUGUCAUGCAGACUGUCAGUCACAGCCAGGGGAGGUGUGACUAGGGCUGCAUAAACAUAUAGUGAUUUGACUCCUAAAUGAUAGAGAAUUGAGCAGUGAGACUGCAGGGGCAUGAGCUAUACACCCAAACUGCUUCAUUAAGCUAAAGUUGUUUUGCUGACUAUAGUGUCCCUUUAAAUUUAUACUUAUCUGCCGGUAUACAUGUUUUUCACAUAUUGUGUGGAUGGCAUGUUUUUCCUAAAUUAUAGAGGAGAUUACAAAUGAUAUUUUGUUCAUAGAGUAAAAUCAAUUUUCUUUACCAAUAUUUUGGUUUAUUCAUUUCGCUAGAAUGUGUACUGAAGUUUUAUAUCCUAUAUCAUUGUAAGAGAGUCCUUUUAGACAUGUGUGAUCGUUGCUGACGUGCUUUUAUUACACUGACUUUACACUAUGUGCUGCUUUUUUUAUUUUUUAUUUAAUUUUUAGUCCAGAAGAAGCCAAAGACAUUUCCUCACAAAUGAUUGGGAAGAAACUAUUCACAAAGCAGACAGGAGAAAAGGGCAGGAUAUGCAAUCACGUAUUUAUUUGUGAGCGACGAUAUCCCAGGAGGGAGUAUUACUUUGCAAUCACCAUGGAGAGAUCUUUUCAAGUGAGUGUGUGUCAAACAAAACUUUUGGAACCACAGAAAACUGAUUUAAAAAACAAAACAAAAAAAACCCCUAAGUGCUGUAUAUAGAAUUAUGUUGACGUAAAAAUAUGUUAUGGGUGAAAAUGUACUGUUUCUUCUAAUAUUCGAUGAUUAUAUUAAUUUUACGUCUAUACCAGCAAUAUCUGAGCAUGUAAGAUAAAACAUAAAUGGAAUUUAAAGAUGGUCAGGAAGCUUUGCUUUUAUUGAUGACAUGGAUGAUUUCCUUUUAAACUGCAAGAAUUGUUGCUUUUCUUCAGACAUUUAUAAAAAUAUAUUAUUUCAUCUAAAUGGUCUGGGUGCAGUGGUCCUGUCAUUUUAACUAUUGCUGUUUUGCAGAAAGGACAAUGUUUAUCGUGAAGGGUUAAACACGCCUCUAGUGGCUGUUACACAGGCAGCCACUAGAGGCACUUCCGCUGCACUGAGGAAAAACUCAGAUUCAUUGCCCUCCUAUUAGAAGCGUUGAAUGAUGACACAGUACUUGCAGUGCAUCACAUUACUGAUACUCCAUGAGCUAUAAUGAGCCUUGGACUGAAGCCAUGUCUCCUUGAUGAUGAUGUGGGAGGCGGAAAGGUGAGUUGCAUUGAAGGAGUCUUGGAAAAAGGUAAGUAAGCUGCUUUUUAUUUAUUUUUUUUUAUUUUUUUUGCCGUGCAUAUGAAAAUACAACACGCAUGGGGUACCCAAACGGCAAUCCUCAUGCUUUUGUUUUAAAGAUAUUUAUAACAGUGAGGGGUGUGAUAGUACAUGCACAAUUUUAUGGUAAGUAUGUAAGAUUAUUCACGCUGUAUGCAGAUUGGUUUUAUGUAGUUUAAAGUAGGCUAAUGUCCAUUAAGUUGCUCUUGUCCAUUUAGAAGUCACAGGGGUAAAAAGUGAUGCAGGUACAGAACAAGUAGUAGGGAAGACUUCGCUUAAACGACCACUCUAGGCACCCAGACCACUUCAGCUUAAUUAAGUGGUCUGGGUGCCAGGUCCAGCUAGGGUUAAUCCAUUUUUUAAUAAACAUGGCAGUUUCAGAGAAACUGCUAUGUUUAUUAAUGGGUUAAGCCUCCUCCCUAAUCUUCAUUGAUAGCCACUAGAGGCGCUUGUGUGCUUCUCACUGUGAUUUUCACAGUGAGAGCACGCCAGCGUACAUAGGAAAGCAUUAUGAAUGCUUUCCUUUGUGACCGGCUGAAUGCGCGCGCAUCCAGCCGACGGGGCGGAACGGAGGAGGAGAGAAGGAGGAGAGCUCCCCGCCGAGCGCUGGAAAAAUGUAAGUUUAAACCCCUUUCCCGUUUCCAGAGCUGGGCGGGAGGGAGUCCCUGAGGGUGGUGGCACCCUCAGGGCACUAUAGUGCCAGGAAAACGAGUAUGUUUUCCUGGCACUAUAGUGGUCCUUUAAUAUAUGUUAGCAUGGAGACAAUAUUAAGAAACAGGCUUCUUGAGACCUAUACACAGCUAUAGUGCAAGAUUCAUGGCACAACAUUUUGAUCCUGUCUACGACUCAACAAGUAACCCUUAGUGGUAAGAACAAAAAAAAAAAGGAGGGUGUGGGGAGGAGGGGGGCAACAUAAUAAUAGGUAAAAAGCACUCAUCAGAAUACGUUUAGUCCCAGGGUCUGUACACGUUUUCCACCCCACACCAUUUCUUGAGGCUGGAUCUUUCCGUCCCAGGUUGUGGCUGAAUUGAGGGUCUUCGGGGUGUGUGGUAGCUGGUUCUGUUUGUUGGUUCUUUGGACCGGUUUCGUGAGUGGUGCCUAUCCCAACAUUUGGGGUGAUCUCCCUUCCGCGAGUGAGAAGGGGGUUCUCCCUUCCGCUGUCGCCCCCAGGGGGUCUGCUGCUGUAGAUUUAUUGCUUCUGACCUCUCCGGCUCCUGCCAUUCAGAUGCUGUACAGAGCCGAUCCAGGCAUGUUAGCAGCUUGUCUCUGCGGUGUAUGGGAUCAGCGUUGUGUGUGGGUGUUGUGGUGGUGCUGGCAGCCGCCAUCUUAGGUGAGUGGAUUUUUUCUGCGGCCUCCUGGCCUUGCCUGUCUGGUAGGGCUUGUGUGUGCAGGCGCUGGUUUGUGUGGAUGCCGUGGUGGACCGGGAUGACCCACGCAGGGGGAGGGGGAUCAGUGGUGUCCUGCACGACUUCGGAGCUGGGAGACCAGGCGCAUCUCCUGCCCCGCAUCAACUGCUAGGACUUGCCUCAGUAAGUGCGCCCGGAGAGUGCAUAGUGUCUUUGUCCCGUUGCCAGUGGGUGCUCCGUGGGGGGGGGGAGGGGGGUUGUUGAGGUACCUGUUUUUCUCGGCUGGGUUGCCGCAAAUUAGGAGUAAUUUUGGGCCCUUGGUCAGAGCUCCGGGUAGCUGCGACUUCUCUGCAUGGCGGUCAAACUCCGCCCCUGUUGCUUUAAAAAACAAACAUUCAAUUUAGUUGGGAACGGGGGACUGCAUAUAACUAGAGACAUAGGGCACUAUAGCAUUAUGAAUACUGUUUUUUAACUUCCUAACUCGAUUGACAAGGUGGCAGAUCAGGGGCAGAGCCUCACAAGCCAAACACAGCCCUGGCCAAUCAGCAUCUACUCAUAGAAAUGCACGGAAUCAAUGCAGGAAAGUUCAGUAUCUCCAUGCAGAUGGUGGAGACACUGAAUGGCAGUCACACUCUGCAGCACUGCCUCAGGAAGCACCAUUAGUAGCCUUCUGAGGUGUGGCCAGUGGAGGUAUUCCUAGGCUGUAAUGAAAACACUGCCUUUUCUCUAAAAACACAGUGCUUACUGCAAAAAGCCUGAAGGGAAUGAUUAUACUCAUCAGACCAAAUAGAAUAAGUUGUAGUUGUUCUGGUGACUAGUGUCCCUUUAAAGUAGAACUCUAACGCUGUUACAAAUCAUUGUAUAGUUAUGUGUUGUGUAGUUUGUUGCCAUCUUCCUGGUUUAUGUCAAACUAUUUUUGUGCAGUUUGAGAAAAACCAGGGCUGCCAUGGCUCUCUGCUGUGGGUUGGCUAACUGUGGAUGCCAUGGAUAGGCUGAGAGAUGUGGGGGGGAUUAGAAGCUCCUUACUGUCCAAAGUUGAAAGGCUGAUGGCCUUUGCUAGUGUUUAGUGCAAAAGUGACUUCAACAGUUACUUGUACAAUUCCUUAACACUAAAUCUAGUAUGGCCUCUUUACGAGUUGGCUCCUCAACAACUUUCUUUUAGAGACAAUCCCAGUAGGGAGUUUAGAAUAUGUGUGCUCCUGGCACAAGUAGCUAAUUUUGUUUUCCAAUUUACAUCAGGAAGAUUAAAGUCACCCAUGAUGAUAACUUCCCCCUUCAUUGUCAUUUUAGCUAUUUCCUCAACUAGUAGAUUAUCUAACUCUUCAAUUUGUCCUGGGGGCCUAUAAAUCACACCUACACGAGUUACUGUGUGAUUACCAAAUUCUAACGUAGCCCAAACGGACUCUAUGUUUGCCUCACUAACUUUUAUUAGGCUAGAUUUUAUGCUAUCCUUCACAUACAAGGCCACCCCUCCCCCUUUCUUGCCUUCCCUAUCUUUCCUAUAUAAAGAGUACCCUGGUAUUGCUAUGUCCCAGUAAUUUUUCUCAUUGUACCAUGUCUCAGUAACAGCGACUAAAUCAGUUGCCAUUAUUGUUCACGGAUCUUAUUCCCUAAACUGCGAGCAUUUGUAGACAUGACUCUAAGCUUAUCAUUUUUUAACACACUUGCUACAGGCACCUUCUGUCCUUGUUUUGGGGGACAAUUGGAUUGAUGUUUUAUCACCCUUUUGCCCCCCCCUCCUAGUUUAAAUACAUCCUAGCAAAACCUCUGAACUGCUCACUGAGAACAUUUGUUCCCUUUUGAGAAAGAUGCAAACCAUCUUUUUUGUACAGCUUAUCUCCAUUCCAAACAGAGCUACCAUGAGAAAUAAAGCCAAAUCCUUGCUCCCGACACCAUUCACCAAGCCACAAAUUAAAGUCCCUAAUACGCAUCCGCCUGUCGUUCUGAGUGUUAUGCACAGGCAGAACUUCAGAGAAUGACAGUGUGGAAGCAACCUGCCGUAUAUCAUUGGCAAAAACACUAAAAACUUCCUUAACCUCUGAAAUCUCAUUGCAAGCCAAGUCAUUUGUCCCUAGAUGGACAAGUACAUCCAAUUCCCCUUCCUGCUUUGCUUGCUUAACAAUAUUACAGAUACGUCUCCUGUCUCUGUGAGCAGUAGCUCCGGGAAGACACCUCACAAGACCACCAUUGUCCAUCUCCACACCUCUUAUAAUGGAAUCCCCAACAACAACUGCUUUCUAUUAGGCCUCACCACCAUAGUCUCCAAGCCCGGUCUCCACAACACCACUAGCCUCAGUGCACUCAGUGCCUCUCUCCAGUGCCUCUCUCCACACACCACUAGCCUCAGUGCCUCUCUCCACAACACCACUAGCCUCAGUGCCUCUCUCCACAACACCAUUACACUCUGAAAGUGCAGAAAAUUAAUUAUGAAGAGCAACAGACUGUGCAAUAUGCCUUUUAUCCACAACUCUAAGUCUACCAGAUCCUACAGUAAUCCAUCUGCCAUUCCUAGUAUGUCUCUGCGGCAGUGGCUUUGCAGCAGUUCCAGUCUGAGUUUGCUCACCAGAUAAUUUACAAAUCUCAGACUUCAAAAAUACAAUCUCCUGCUGCAAGAUAGAGAACUGUCUACAGAUUAGACAACAACCAAACCUCCAAAAAGUGGAACGUGAAACAAAUGCAUAGCAAUUGUUACACUGAACUAAGUCUGCCAUUCCAAUUAGGAGAAUAAUUUAAAUCUAACAAAUCUUAACUUUGUAUUUAUCCUCCUGAAUACCUCAGAUUACCUCCAGUUUAUCUCCAGAAUAUCUCCAACUACACACUUAGAAACAGCACUCUCCAGAAUAUCUCCAACUACACACUUAGAAACAGCACUCUCCAGAAUAUCUCCAACUACACACUUAGAAACAGCACUUAGAAGUAGCACCAAGCUAUAUUAGACAAGCUAAUGACAACAAGCCUUAUAUAACUCCUAAAAUCACCACCCACUAGGAAUGUUUAACACCUGGGUAGGCCUCUGCUUAUUUGCAAACAAUAGCUAAUUAACCAGCAAUCAAUAGCAAGUAACUAGCUUAAUCAAAUCAAAUGCCUUAUAAUUACCAACAGGAAUUCAAACCUUGUGCAAUCAGUAACCUUUUCCUACAGAUGAAUCUUACCUGUAACAGUAGAAAAGAAAGCUCUUAGCACAACUCUUAGACAGUUGAAGCUUCUGUAAAACUCUCCAGAAUAUCUCCAACUACGCACUUAGAAGUAGCACCAAGCUAUAUUGGAGUUAGACCAUUAUAUUUCUUCAGCCCCAGCCACACCUCCCAUGGCUGUGACUUACACACUUACUGGGGAAAAAAAGGUUUUCAUGUUUAAACCUACCUUUAACAGUUCUUCCCUGCUAUGAACUGUUAUUGCAAAUCAGCUUUCUUUGUGAGCUGUACUGGCUGAUGAUUGGCUGGUGGUUAAGUACAGAACCUACUACAGCGGUAUUCAUUAACUUCUAAUGUAGGAAUAUCAAAAUGACAAGCUGUCAUGUACCUAGCAGAGAUGGUUUAUGCAGACUCCUAGCUAAAUUCAUGGCUUUAGUUCAUUGUGUCAGCGAGUGGGAGAGCUUCAUCCUUGCCAGGAUCAUAUCCGGUCCCCAUAGACAAAUGCUACUUGGAGACAAAUUCUCAGAACGAAAUUUCAUGUUAGAAUCGCCAUGGUGACUUGGCACUUAGAAUUGUUCUGAAAUUGUAAUUGCACUAGAUUUAUUGCUUUCAAGUCAACAUGAUUUAUGUUCGUGUUACAGUGCAUCUUUCACGGUUGUUAUGACCUUUCAAGUCAAAUAGCUUUAAUUUUCAUCUAUACUUAUAUGUUAGUCAAAUUACUAGCAAAUUCAUGGAUUCAAUAAAUCAGUAAUAUAUUUUGUUCCGACUUGUCAGUUGAUAUUUGGCAUAGAGUGUUGUGCUGAUGGUUUCGCAAUGACCACUUUGCUUGCCUUAUCCCAGGGCUUGACAAAUAUGCAUUGAAUCUAGGUGCCAGCUUUUUUCAACAACAUAAUUUAUUCUUAUUUGUUCUUUAAUUCCUCCUUUCAGCUACUAUACUUGAUAGGAAUUUUUCUCCAUCACCCCAACACUAUACCUUUUUGUAGCCUUCCACUCCCGUUUCUAUACCCACUUUAUCUGUAUUUCUAUCAUAGAUACUUCAUGUGCAUAUAUUGGCCUGAUUGGUGCCGUUACAAUAUUGCCCUAACAGCUACAAUUGUAUUUAAAACGCCAAAGAUAUUUAACUUUGUAAACCUGAAUAGCUACAGGAGCAACUGCUUUAUACCCGGAUACUUUUAUAGCAGCUUUUAAAUCCCUUGCACAUUUUUGGAUCACUGUUUUUUUGGUUUCACGUUUUCAGUGUAUAAUUAUGUGUCUAACGUACAAUACUGAAUAAAGAUUGUUAAUAAUUGUAAUUUUUUUAACCUUUUGAUUGAGUUGUUUACCUCCUGUAUGGGUAAAUCUUUGGCAGGUUUUUGAGAGUUGAUAUGAGAGUGAGACUUGGGUUCUCGCUUUCAGUAUACCUGCUUUAAGUGCUUUUUCUUUUUUUUCUCAAAUAAUUUCCAGAGAAGUUACUGUUUUUCAUCCAAAGAUUACAUUUAUUUAGAUAGGACAAACUGAAAAGUGUUACAUCACUUGACAGGUCCACAUCAAAGGAAUACUCUAACGUAAGAGAUAGAAACAUGCCUUUCUAAUGUUGGUGUUUUACAAACCUUUUAGAUAUCUAGCCCCCCUUUAAAAGUUAAAAAGUUUUUAUUUUCGGUAUAUCCCUCGCCGUGAUUGCCUCACCGUGGCUGUUGCUCUGCCCCAGCUGAGACAAUGUCGUCUCUGUAGGAAAGCACUGGGGGGCUAAUGCAUGGCAAUCGCUGCACUGUGCCAGUCUGAAUUUCCUCAAAGGAAUGUAUUCGCUCGGUGCCUCUCUAAUUAGAGCUUUCAAGUCUUCAUGCCCUGCCACGAUUGCAGGACUGCUAUAGGAAACACAUCUAGUGGCAGUCUGAGUGACAGUCACUAUAGUUGUUCAUAGGAAGCAACUUAAACACUGCCUUUUCUCACAAAAGGUAAUGUUUGACUAAAGGGACAGUCUUUGUACCAGAACCACUACAUUAAUCUAUAGCCCCUUUGAACAGCAUAACAAGCCAAAAUCUGAUUGAUUUUAUGCUCAGUAUUUUGGAUUCACACCUCUGACAUUCACUCAUCUUUCGAUUCUGCGCUGUUUAGUGGCUAAAAUAUCUUGUGAACCAACCAUACAAUGUGUUAUUCUGUCUGUCCAUGUAGGAAGGAAUUAUAUCCGUAUAAUUGUAUCAUUUAUCUGUAAGUAGUUUGUAAUUUGAGCAGAUGCGAUGAUCCAAUUUACAGAUUUUACUAUUAACAUGACGUAAAGUCAUGAUUUUAUUAAUGACACGGAGGCGAGUAUUAUGCUGCACUCUUUCUUUAUUUACCUCAGCAGCAAAGAAAAAUAACAUUAAAUCAGUAUAAAAGAAACCAGUAAAUAACAUGAGGUAUAUCUUCCUAGCAACAGGAACAGCCAAUCAGCAUCCUCUUUAUAGCAUAAUAGGCAGUGUUCAGUAUACUACUUCCUCUUUCUUGCGAUCCCGAACAAGGACAACAAAUCCAAAUAAAAAGUGGGCUCCAAUUAGAGGGUAUACGAGCCUUAAACUGGAUCUCGAAGUCAAGCUGGAAGAGAAAGGAGAAUAUGGUAAUAUCCAAGUAUAAAACUGGAUUUAUGCAUAAAUUCGCAUUACAUGAAAUAUCAUAUAUAUAUAUAUAUAUAUAUAUAUAUAACAUGAAAUUCAGUUUAGUCAAACCGUAAGCUCUUGACAGUCAUUAACAAGGAUAAAACCCAGUAAUCAAAAAAGACUUACCGUGAAGUCAACUUACCCAGAGAAGACCAAACCUCCAGGGAUGGGAGGGAGGGAUAAUACUCGCCUCCGUGUCAUUAAUAAAAUCAUGACUUUACGUCAUGUUAAUAGUAAAAUCUGUAAAUUUUAUUAAGACACGGAGGCUCCUAUUAUGCUAGUUCAAAGCUGUGAAAUUAUGUCUCCUGUGAAGUGUUGAAUAGGUCUAAAGUAGAAAUCAUGGAAUGUAGACUCCGAAGACCAGCCGCUCUCAUAAUAUCCUCCAAGCGACAACCAAUCAAGGAAGCCUUAGAAGCCAUUGCCCUACGAACCAAAUGAGGCACAGACACAUAGGUAUCAAUACCUGCUAGAGAUGUCUAAUUGACCCACCAGGCUAGAGUAGACACCGGAAGACGCGACUUUUGGAAGGAGAUGAAGAGUUCCUGUUUCAAAGGAUUCUGUAACGUAGUAGAACGAUGUUCACACACCCAUUAGUAUGCUACAGGGCAAAGGAGAGAUCUAUCAGGGAAAACUGGGUAAGAUAGAUUUUAGAGGAGGUUUUUGUCCUCCGUGAAAUGUCAAAGAGGACACCUUCUGGAGUAAAGGAACGAGCAACCACCUCACGAGCUCGUACGUCAGAAAAACCUCUUGCAAGAAAAAAUAAAUAAAAAAAUUCAAGACAAUAGAGAUGUCCCACAAGACAGAGUAUUGUGGUAAGGGUGAAUGAGCAAACCAUAUUCCUCAGAGAAGUCAAUAUAUGACAGGAUGUCAACCGACAGGCGUCCAAUCAAAACUUUGAUGGCCAGCAGAAAUGGACGAUCGGUAAGGUCCACAGUGCGAUAGGCUUUACCUUCAUCAUAGAAGUCAGAAAAAUGGAGGACAGACAUAAAAGGAGCUGAUAUGGGAUUUAAAUUUAAUUUCAUGCACCAACUAUGCCAUCUGCUCCAAGCAGAUUUAUAAGCCUGUCUCGUGUUGGGUGCACCCUUGAUAAGUUGGGGAGUUGAUUGCGAAACUCCCUUGACUGACCAAGGUUCCCUGAAAAAGACUACACUAUGAGAUGCAAGAGACCUUGGAGAACAAGAGGAUGAGGUACACCAUAGAAGGCACUCGAGAGAUGGAAGGUCGAUAACCAUCUCCUGAAGAGAAGAGAACUAUGGUUGGGACGGCGAUAGAGGAGCCACGAUCAACAGGUGCCAAAAAAAUCAUAAUUCCUUGGAGAAAACAUUCAUAGCCAGUGCUAUCGGAUCUGGUCUCCAACUGAAAAAACGGGGAAGUUGAGCAUUCAAACGAGAAGUGAAAAGAUCUAUUUCCAAUAGACUCCAUAGGUUUCCAGAUGUCUUGGAAGACCAUGGAAUCCAAGUGCCAGUCGCUGGAAUCUCUGAGUUGGCGUGAAUACCAGUCCUUCGUAGUGUUGGAGAGACCUCUCCAAUAUAUAUUCUGCCGUGACUGAAAUGCCGUGUCUCAGGCAAAAUUGCCAGCAAUCACGAGGCAUGUAGGUCAGAAUUUUGUAUUUUGUGCCUCCAAGCGAUUGAUGUAGCGGACUGCUGACACGUUGUCCAUCUUCAGAAGGAUAGCGCAUUGGGCUUGAGUUGGGGAGAAACUAUGGACUGCAAAGGAACCAGCCAGAUGUUCCAAACAAUUGAUGUGGAGUGUUGAUUCCAGGUUUGAUUAUCUGCCUUUGGUGGAAAUAGUUCCGUAUUGAGCACCCCAACCAUGCAAACUUGCGUCGGAUUUGAUUAUCAAAUCUGGAGCUGUACAAAAUAUGGUGUGCUUAUUCCAAGCUCCAUGUGAAGAAGCCACCAUUGGAGUUCAUCCUCCACUUCUGAGUCCAGAGUUACCAUAUCUGUGUAUGAUGCGCAGCCCUUGAGAUGAAGUUUGUAAUCGUUGUAGGGCUCGAUAGCCAAGAAGACCUGUAGAAAUGGCCUGUAUAGAUGCUGCUAGAAGGCCUAACAUUCUCAACAGUUGUUUGAGAGAGAGUUGAGAGGUUGCUAGUGUUCGCCUAUCUCCUUCUUUAUAUUGGCUAAUUUUGCCACCGGAGGGUGUAGAGUUUGAAGGGUAGAAUCUACAAUAAUCCAAUAUAACCCAGAAAUUUUAUUUGUUGCGUGGGAACGAUAAUGGAUUUCUCCCAAUUGGUCAGGAAGCCUAGGUUCUCUAACAGAGUCAAAGUCCAUGCAAGGUAUGUCCGGAUUAAUUGAAUAGACUGAGCCAGAAUGAAAAUGCCAUCUAACUAUAUUAUAAGAUGUGAGCUUGGUGAAGCACCAUGGAGCCGAAGACAGUCCGAAUGGGAGGCACCUGAACCUCUAUUUACUUCCCUACCAUGUAAAUUGCAGGAAGUUCUCAAUCUUGAUGUUGUACUGGGAUAGGCACUGUGAGAUAUGCAUCCUGCAGAUCCAAUUUGGCCAUCCAAUCUGCUGGUUGGAGAAGAUCCCUUAAACAAUGCUCUCCUUCCAUCUUUGAAGUGCUGAAAUGUUCAUAACUAUUGAGCAGUCUCAAAUUUAUCACUGGACGGAUACCUUUGCCUUUUUUGGGAAACAAGAAAAGGUUGCUCACGUAACCCAGGGUAUGCGCCAGAAUCUCUACAAUUGAUUGUCCACAGAGACAAGGUCUGUGUCUCAUUGGGAAAAAACAAUUUCCCUUGAUGGGGAACAUUGAACAAGUAGAGAAAGGAAGUCUAUGCAAUACCCUUUCACAGUGUGAAGAACCUAAGCAUCUGAUGAAAUGAGGGAUCAUACAUGGGAAAAAUGUGUGAGCCUGCCCCCCACUAUCAGUAAGAAAGAAUGGAAAUUGUGAAGACGUCUUUGGAGCACCUCUUAGGCCACUAACAAUCCAGGGUCGGCCACUUUGUGAGAAGGAGGUUGGUAUAGUGCAUUGUUCAAAGAAAUCGGCUCGGCAAGUAUAAGAGCCUUGGUUCUGUCUAAAAGAACUUCUGUUUGUUUAGCAGGACAAAGGAGCCCAAUUCUUUUACAAAGUUGUCCCCAAAGAGAAAACCUUUUGCCUGUAUUAUCUGGCUCGUUCAGAGCCAUAGUUAAACGUUUGGGCUCAAUCUUGAGCAAGAUCGAUUUGUGGCGUUUUGUGACAACCACAUUGUUGGCGUUGCCAACUUAAAUCACUCUCUGGAUCUAACCACUUAAGAUGGCGCAAUCUAAUUCUAGAUCAUCCUCCACUGCUUCAAAGAUCUUGGCUGCUGAGCCCAAAAUGCCCAGGAUUUUAUCCUGACAGUUUUGCAAUGAAAAUCUAAGCCUUUAGAUGGCUUCCAUCCUGUCUUACUCAGGAAUUGAAUGAAUUUAGGAUUGACUGAUAGCGUUUAACAUGAGUCAUCAGGGACUGUUCGGCGUGGCCAUUCAGCCCGCAAUUUAUUUCACUUUGCCUUCUCAAAAGGCUUGCGUACUCUGGAUGCAAUAUACUUGGCUACAUGGUCUGAGGAGACCACUGGGUGACAUAGGUCGUCAGGUUCGAAUAGGGGUUCACAUUGAGUGUCCAAGAUCCUAUCGGUGUCCCUGAGUCCGCAUAAUCUACCUAAAUCUUGGUAGGUUUAACAGGACGUGUAUCCCAAACGGGAUUAGCAUCCUCUUCAUCAGUAAUUUCAUAAUCAGGAUCAGAAAUAUCCUCUGAAUCCUUCAUAUAGGACUCAGGGAACUCCUCCUCAAUAUCACUGAGCUCAGAUUCAGAGUUCAGUUGGGCUUUUGCCCUUUUCCAGUCUAGUCGAUUUUGCCCGACUAGUAGCUCUUUUGCGCGGUGGUAAAUUAAUUGCGCCAUCCGUGACAGGUAUGGAACUGUCCAUCUCUAUUGUUUUGGAGGAGUGUUUAGCCUUAUAUGAGGCCUUGCGGCCAGGCUGAAGCAGAGCAGGUGUGAGUACAGAUACACCUCCAUAUAGUACUCAGGGAAACUCCUCCUCAAUAUCCCUGAGCUCAGAUUUAGAGUUCAAUUGGGCUUUUGCCCUUUUCCAAAGUCUAGUCGAUUUUGCCCGACUAGCAGCAUUUUUGCGCGGUGGUAAAUUAAUCGCGCCAUCCAUGACAGGUUUGGUACUGUCCAUCUCUAUUGUUUUGGAGGAGUGUUUAGCCUUAUAUGAGGCCUUGCGGCCAGGCUGAAGCAGAGCAGGUGUGAGUACAGGUACACCUCCAUAUAGAACUCGGGGAACUUCUCCUCAAUAUCACUGAACUCAGGUUCAGAGUUUAAUUGGGCUUUUGCCCUUUUCCAAAGUCUAGUCGAUUUUGCCCGACUAGCAGCUCUUUUGCGCGGUGGUAAAUUAAUCGCGCCAUCCAUGACAGGUAUGAUACUGUCCAUCUCUAUUGUUUUGGAGGAGUGUUUAGCCUUAUAUGAGGCCUUGUGGCCUGACACCAGGGCCUUGUCAUUGCUUUUGCCAUGGAAGUGUCAAUUAAAGCCUGCAUGUCAGCAGGAUCAGUAAAGCAUAAAUUCAGCCUCAUCUCCAGAGAUACCUGGAGAGGCUUCUACAUUAAUCUGCAUGUUUGCUGUAGACCCAGAAGGCACAGAAAUAUCCUGUCAGACUGCAUCAUAAAUAUACAAACAAACCUAAGGGGCUGAAUAAAGUAAAAUAAUACCAAAAGUAAAGGGUUGAGUAACCCUCAAGUAAAAAAUAAAUAAAUAACUAAACAGGAUAAAGAAAUGAAAGUACUCACAAUAGUGAAAAAAAAAAUAGCAAUUGUAAUAUAAAGACAAAGGAGCUGCCCAGCUGCCACUACAACUAAACCCCAACUUGGAUUUCUGGCAGUUGGUGGCAGAGCAGCAGCCAAACAGAUAAAUGAAGGGAAAAAAACAGCACAAUAUUCAGGGGAUAAAGAUCCUCAAAGACGUCCCUGAUCCCCAAUUGAUGGUAUUCUUGGGGCCAGGGAGGUCAGAGGGGAAAUACAUUAUCAAAGGGUAUAUCAUAAAGCAUAUUACUGAAGCAAAUGAAAUAAAUAAAUCAAAUUACGUUAAAAUGAAGUAAGUAAAUAUAUUUAUAAACAUGAAAAUAUUAUAAUUAAAAUGUAAUAACUAUAAUAAUAACUAUAUUAACCACAGUAAUGAUAUGAAUAAAGUAAAGUAAAAGAUCCCACAGUUAAGAACCAUGGGACCCAGUGUUACUUAACUGAGGUAGCAGCAAAGAAAGAGGAAGUAGUAUACUGAACACUGCCUAUUAUGCUAUAAAGAGGAUGCUGAUUGGCUGUUCCUGUUGCUAGGAAGAUAUACCUCAUGUUAUUUACUGGUUUCUUUUAUACUGAUUUAAUGUUAUUUUUCUUUGCUGCUGAGGUAAAUAAAGAAAGAGUGCAGCAUAAUAGGAGCCUCCGUGUCUUAAUAAAAUUUGUGUUUAACUGCUAUUAGUCUAAUUGGCUUAACUGUCAGGAGUAUUGGCAGUACAUUUCUUUUGUCUGCCACUAGAGGGCGGCCAAAUACUACUGGAGUAGCUAAGUGACAUCGAGGUUGAAGUAAAGCUAUGUUUUGUCUGUAUCAAGCACACCUACAUUUCAAGUUUAAUGUGUUCAGCUGACAGCAUCUUUACUUUCUGCAUGACCUAACUUGCCUUUUGCUAUGUUUCUUGCAAUAUUUAUUUUCUGUUUCAAGUCAUACAGUACCCCUCAUCUCGCAAUGUUUGUUUUUUGAUACAAAAUACAACAGACUGAAACAUAUUUUUCAGUGACGUAUUACAGAGUUCAACACAUCAUCUGAUUAUUUGCAUUUCUUUGCUAAGUAAUUUCUCAGAAAAUGUUGAUUUAUUUACCGUUUCAACUGCACCAUCUAACUCUAGUAGAUACUUUAAUAAACUACACUGCUCAAAAAAGUAAAGGGAACACUUAAACAACUCCAAGUCAAUCACACUUCUGUGAAAUCAAACUGUCCACUUAGGAAGCAACACUGAGUGACAAUCAAUUUCACAGGCUGUUGUGCAAAUGGGAUAAACUCCCCCAAUAAAGGAGUGGUUCGGCAGGUGACCACAGACCACUUCUCAGUUCCUAUGCUUCCUGGCUGAUGUUUUGGUCACUUUUGAAUGCUGGCAGUGCUUUCACUCUAGUGGUAGCAUGAGACGGAGUCUACAACCCACACAAGUGGCUCAGUUAGUGCAGCUCAUCCAGGAUGGCACAUCAAUGUGAGCUGUGGCAAGAAGGUUUGCUGUGUCUGUCAGCCUGGUGUCCAGAGCAUGGAGGCGCUACCAGGAGACAGGCCAGUACAUCAGGAGACGUGGAGGAGGCCGUAGUAGGGCAACAACCCAUCAGCAGGACCGCAACCUCCACCUUUGUGCAAGGAGGAACAGGAGGAACACUGCCAGAGCCCUACAAAAUGACCUCCAGCAGUCCACAAAUGUGCAUGUGUCUGCUCAAGCGGUCAGAAACAGACUCUAUGAGAGUGGUAUGAGGGCCCAACGUCCACAGGUGGGGGUUGUGCUUACAGCUCGACACCGUGCAGGACGUUUGGCAUUUGCCAGAGCACACCAAGCUUGGCAAAUUCGCCACUGGCGCCCUGUGCUCUUCACAGAUGAAAGCAGGUUCACACUGAGCACGUGUUACAGACAUUACAGAGUCUGGAGACACCGUGGAGAAUGUUCUGCUGCCUGCAACAUCCUCCAGUAUGACCAGUUUGGCAGUGGGUCAGUAAUGGUGUGGGGUGGCAUUUCUUUGGUGGCCGCACAGCCCUCCAUGUGCUCGCCAGAGGUAGCCUGACUGCCAUUAGGUACCUGAGAUGAGAUCCUCAGACCCCUUGUGAGACCAUAUGCUGGUGCAGUUGGGUUCCUCCUAAUGCAAGACAAUGCUAGACCUCAUGUGGCUGGAGUGUGUCAGCAGUUCCUGCAAGACGAAGGCAUUGAUGCUAUGGACUGUCCCGCCCGUUCCCCAGACCUGAAUCCUAUCGAGCACAUCUGGGACAUCAUGUCUUGCUCCAUCCACCAACGUCACGUUGCACCACAGACUGUCCAGUAGUUGGCAGAUGCUUUAGUCCAGGUCUGGGAGGAGAUCCCUCAGACCAUCCGCCACCUCAUCAGGAGCAUGCACAGGCGUUGUAGGGAGGUCAUACAGGCACGUGGAGGCCACACACACUACUGAGCCUCCUUUUGACUUGUUUUAGGGACAUUACAUCAAAAAAUUUGAUUUCCAUUUUUUAAAUUUUGUGUGAUCUUGUUGUCAGCACAUUCAACUAUGUAAAGAACAUUUCAGAAGAAUAUUUAAUUCAUUCAGAUCUAGGUUGUGUUAUUUUAUUGCUCCCUUUAUUUUUUUGAGCAGUGUAUAAAUGGUGCAAUAAGCAUCAUAAUUUUUAGUUGGACCAUGAGCUGUAGGUGGUCUACAGCAGGGCUCGACAAAUCGCAGGUGCCAGGUCCCCAUGGCGACCAGGAAAUUUGUCCUGGCGCUUGGGAUUUGUGAGCCUAUUCAGCCCCCAAGGUGACCGGCUGCCAUAGAGCAGAGACAGGCAGUUGGCUCACUAAGUGCUGAGGCAGGCGGCUGAGUGAGGGAGAGAGGUGGCUGGUUCAUUGAGAUCUAAGGUAGGGAGGCUGACUAAGGGAUGGAGGGGGCGGCCGGGUGGCUGAUGGAGAGCUGAGGGAGGAGGGCAGCUGACUUAUUGCGGCAGCAAGUGAGCUGUAAUCUCCCUGCCCCCUCGCGCGCCUUGUAGUGAUGCCGGGAGCCGGGUUAUGACAUCACUCUGCCCCCCAGCUCACUAAGCAGUGCGUGAGAGGGAGCAGAGCAGUGAGAUGACAGCAGCCCCACUGAACCCCCCUAGAGGUGUCACCAGGCAGCAAUGUAAACACUGCCUUUUGUCUGAAAAGUCAUUGUUUACAUUGAAAAGCAUUCAGGGACAGAAUAUAGACUUCAGAACAACUAUAUUAAGCUAUAGUGGUUCAGGUGACUAUAAUGUCCUUUUAAGAAUUGUAUUUGUGGCGUUGAUUCCUCUGGCUCCUAACUUUUCUAGCUGGCUCCUAGAUUCUAAGCAAAUUUGUUAAGCCCUGGUCUACAGCUCUGGUUGGACAAGAUCUACAAGUAAUUUCUACAAGACAAUUUUGACUUUCAUGAGCAAGUGGUAGUAAAGGCUUUGCCUCAAAGGAAAUUAAAAUUCUGUGCCGAAACCAAAAAUUCAGGAUUCCCUUAUCCGAAAACCAAAACCGAAAAUGACUUUUUUUCCCCAAAUGAUUAAAAAAAAAUUUUUUUUCCUAUAAUGUUUUUAAAAUUAGACUUUUUAAUGAAUUUAAUCUAAUAUUAAAAACUUCCCUUCUCUUUUAGUGGUCUCCCCCGCUUAAUGUUCCUCUCUCCCCCCUCUAGUCCCAUAGUGUUCUUUUAUCCCCUCCCCUGUCCCAGUGUUCUUUCCACCCAUCCCAUUGUGUUCUCCCCCCCCUCCCCUGUCCCAUAGUGUUAUUUCCCCCUUUCUUGUGUCCCAAAGUGUUCUUUCCCCCCGUCCUGAAAAAAAGUUCGGCAAAUUUGACAUGUUUUCGGCUGAAACGGGAUAGGCCUAUUUUCGGCUGAACAUUUUGGCAGCCGAAAUUUCGGUGCAUCCCUAAUGAAUUUCAUUUAAAUGCAUGACUUUUAUACAUAUAUUUGUAUGACUUAAGUAAAGAUGCAUAUGAAGCAAGGAUUAAUGAAGAGAAAAGGGUGAAUGUGGCAGCAGAAAGCAGGAAAUUAGUUAGUGGAUAUGCCUUCCUAGUGAAAGGGAUUUUUUGAAUUAAAAAAAAGAUUGAAGAACAGGGGAAAAGUGUAAUUGAUCAGGGAAGAGAUUUCCAUAAGAAUGGUUCAGAACAAAGAAAAGGCAUUAGAGCAAAGAUGUCAGGAUAGGACAUGUUUAUUUUUUUUAUAUUGAUUUGAGCACUGUUUGUGGUAAUUUAUCAUAAAUAGUUUUAUCUUUAUCAGCUGCUUUUCACAGCAGUCCCUUAUUUGCCUACUGGGCUGCGGCAAAGGACAUCUGGGGAGUGAGUAGGUUCUCUAAACGACCAUGAUCAAAAAUCUUCAUCCUAUUCCACCAGUGCGAAGUGGGCUCCAAAAUCCACAAAUUCAGUAACAAACUCCCAUAUAAUUGGUACAGAACUCCCAAGCUUUCACACUAUAUUAAUAAAAAUAUUCCAAAUAAUUGUUAGGGUUGCUGGGGAAGGGUCAAAUCACAUUGCAUAUUUAAUGGGAAUGGCUCACAAUUAAUAAUUUUCCAUUCCAUUCCAUUUCCAUUUUGGCCUUAUGUUUGUUAAAUAAAUCCUGACACUGUGUAAUAUGUCAUGUGUUGUUCAUCUGAGGUUGUAUUUACCCAAUCUUAUCACCUGCUAAGGAAUAGAUGACAGUUCUUAUGUCCUGAUAUAUAAAACCAUAGAAUUCAAAGAUGGUGUACUUUCUUUUUCCCAUGACUGUGUGUUUUUUUUUACAAUUAAAUGGUGAUGUAAUAAUUUUCAAUAAAAACCUGAACAAUUACAGGAGACAUUAACAUAAUUUCCACAGUCUCUGCUACGACUUUAUCUGGUAUUAGUAUACAUAUCUGUCCAUGGGAAAUAUACUGGCAAUUAAUUAGCAAACUGACAUUUUGUGUUUUCUCAGGGUCCUGUACUGAUUGGAAGCUCCCAAGGAGGUGUUAAUAUUGAAGAUGUUGCUGCUGAGAAUCCAGAUGCCAUUUUAAAGGAGCCCAUUGAUAUUGUGGAAGGUAUCAAGAAAGAGCAGGCUGCCAGGGUAAGAAAAUAGUUUGAUAAUGUAUUUUCUUCACACGCGUUACUCUCCCACUUAUUUAAAGCAUGAACAUGAGUCUAAUCAGGUUUCUGCAUAUAGUAUGUCUGUUCUUUAACUUCUCUUGUAUGGUGGUAGAACUGUCCAUUUCUCAUUCAAAUUCAUACAUAAACAUUGCAAAGCAAAUGUAUUUUCAUCAGGGCUUGACAAACAUGCUUGGAAUCUACGAGCCAGCUACAAAAAGUUAGAUUUUUUUUUUUUUUUAAAUGAACAAAGCAUUAUUUUCAAUGACAAUGACAUAGAUUCAAUGCAUCUCUUUGAGGAGAUGCUGACUGGAGCAGUGCAGUGUUUUGUUGCUCAUGCACAAUAGCAUCCUAAUUCUUUCCUAUUGGAAAGCAUUGGAUUGGCCGAGAUCAUUAAGUUUGAUUAUUCCAGCCAUGGAGGCAGGGCCAGCCUUGGCAAGACCGUUAAAGAGUUCACCUUUCCCAUGCGAUCAGAGUGGGGGCCAUUCACCUAAACACACAGUGACAGACACUCAAUAAUUUUACACAGUGACACAUACUAUUUGACAGACACACUAAUUCUGACACUCUCACAACUUAUUUUUUAUUUAAGUCAACCCAGCCUCCUAAUUUUGGGAGAUAUGGAGUGGAUCUUUUCCCUGGGGUCCAAUGUGGAUGAUUAAAUCUUUAAGCUCUUCUUCCUCUGCUCUCUUGGGCGCUGUUUAGUGCUACCGGGGCCAUAGUUACAUCGUAUUCUGGCUCCUGGCAUCACAGCAGUGUCGCUGGCUGACCUGACGCCUGGAAUUUGUUGAUCCCUGAUUUACAUGUAUAGUUCUACUUUGAAAUGGUCGUUGCAUUGCUUAUAAAGUGGGAGCUGAUUCCUAUGUUUGCUAAUAUAGUUGAAUAGGAGUGCAGGUUACCAAAAACCCCUCUUCUUCAGUCAUAUUCGAUUAUAAAUCAACAUGAAAAAUAUUUUGCCUUCUACUUCCCCCUCCCCCCCCCCUUUCCCUCCCAUAGUUAAUUUAGGUGUGUUUUGCGUGUAUUGUCAGUUGUUUUAAUUGCAUAAGUGCUUUCAGUAGACUUAUUGGCUUGCUGUGUUAUUUGUUUUAAAUUGUUAGUUAUUGUACACACAACUUAUCCUCACUGUAGAGAGGAGCAAAUGUGAUUGUAUUAGCAGAGUUACCGGCAAAUAUAUAAUGAAUUUUUAUUUUUUUAUUUUUUUUAUUUUAUUUUAUUUAUUUACAAUUCAUUUCUCCAUGAGUCAUUUUUGGUAUAGAGGCAAUGCUGAUGGCAUAGUGUUUAUGUUGAGGCAUUAUACCUAUUGUGUCUCCUAUUCUGCUAGGGUAUAUAGAAGCGAAUUGACACUUCUUUCUGACACUGAUCGGCUAGCAAGGAAGCCUACAUGUCGCGGGGUGAAAGCUGGGUGUACAUGUUACAAUAGUGCAACACAGACAAACACGGCAUGAAGGCAGCACUGAGGAGUAUAAACUUCAAAUUUCAUUAUAGAGUUCAAUAUAUCAUUGAUCAUUGUGUUUAAAGAUGCUAGGGAUCAAAAUGGAACUGUCACAAAAAGUUCACUUUAAUAAAUUUUUCUGGAGUGUUAAUUUUGACUUGUGCCGUAGUUCUACCUGGGAUGGUUCAGUAGUUAUUGUUUUGGCUAUUUCUUUGUCUAGUAAAGUAAACCAAGGAGGAAGACUUCCUGAAAUUACCUUCAUCAAUAUUGAGCAGCUUGCGAUGUCUGUCUUGGCGCUGCACUAAAAAAGAGACUGUGACCAAUAGGGAUUAUUUUUGUCUAUCUGUAGGACGAGGGCUUGGAAGAUUGACAGAGCUGUUAAUACAGCUAUAGAUGUCAAACUAAAUAUACAGUUUCCAGGUGACAGGUAGAAUUUUGUAAAAUAAAUGAAAUGACAGAUCUGUUUCCCUUCCUUCACUUUAUAUGAUACAUAACUUACAUAAUGUUUUUGUCAUGUGCUGUAGUUUAAAAUAUAGUUACACAAUGCAUCAAUAGAAACUGGCGAACUGAUCCUCUUUUAAUAUAAGUUAACUGUUUCAAGUGGGGAUCUUUAUUGACAGGUGUACAGUGUAAGACUACUUAGUUUUCUUUUUCAAGCAUGGUCUACAAAGGCUAUGAGUUGCCAUCUUAAGGGGGAACAGUAACCCGAAGAAAUUAUAUACAGUACUGUAUAUAAGCACUAACCACUGAGUUUUCUCACCUGCUUCCUUCCAGUGCAUACUCUCCCACAUCCAUGCAUUCUAACCAUUGCUUAAAUUGGCAGCAAACACAUUAAGGGGUUACUCAAAACAAAAGAAAACAGUGUUUUCAUAAAACACUGUUUUUGGUUAUUGCUAGUCCGCCCCCUCCAAAUUGAAAAUAAAUAAAAAUAAUAUAAAGUUCUCCCUGCAACCUGAUUUUUAUUCCCCCAAUUCUUUUCAGUUCUCAUUCCCUAUAAUACCCCAGAUGCCCCCUUUCUUUUACCUUAUAUGUCUUUCUUUCUCUCCUACUGUCUAAGCAUGGCCUGUCCCGCAUUAUGACACUUAACGUCCCUAUUCAUGUAUACCUGUUAAUCUUUAAUACAAUUAUUGAGGUUGUAUACUGCAUGCUAUCUACUUUAUUUAUACUUCAACACUGUCACCAGUUUUACUUAUUAUAUACGUUUUUCUUUAUCAUUAAAUCAUUUAAUUUAUUAAAUCAUUUAAUCAUUCAUUUUCAAUAAAGCUUAAAUGGAAAAAGUAGAUUAACAAAUAUUUUUCUUUCCUAUCAUACAAUUAUUUAUACUUUUUACCUUAUCUUAUGGUGGUUUUAAAAAAAUAAAUAAAAAAUGUGUUUAAAAAUAAAAUAAAAAUAAUAAUAAUAUAAAUUUGUUUUUUUAGCUUGCUGAGAAAAUGGGCUUCCCGGCAAAUAUAAUAGAUGAUGCUGCACAGUGUAUGGUCAAUCUGUAUAAUCUGUUUAUGAAAUAUGAUGCCACAAUGGUGGAAAUAAAUCCAAUGGUGGAAGAUUCAUCAGGAAUAGGUAAUUUUUUUCUCUCCACAAUUAGAAAUGUUUGCAUGAUUAGCUCUCAUCACCGUAUGAAGAAUAAUUGUGAAUGUACUAAUGCUGCUAUUCGGUACUUUAUUUAUGUAAGGAACACUUCUCCCCUUACUGCCUAAUUAUGUUUUUUCGCCCUUUUCAGUUUAAGGAUGGAGGAGAUGCUACUUGGUGGGAUAACGUAUAUAAUGGGUUAGUCUUGGCUUUUUUUGUAAUAAAAUAUCAAAUUGUAAGACCCGUAGCUAUGUAUGUAGAUAUUAUGAGACAUGCCUAUUAUUGAGUUAGAAGUGGGGCAUUUUGGAGAAACUGGAAAGAUUGAACUAUUCACUGACAUAUUUCAAUUGAAAGAUACUCUGUUUGCAAUUCAAAUCAUGGUUUGUGAAGAGAAGAUGCACUGUUGACAAUACAGUGAAUGGUUCCUUUCAGUCUGCUAUAAAAUACAUAUUGAAGCAAUAAGUGUGAAAAAUAUUAAUACUACAUAACAUUUACAUAUAUAAUUGAACUUUUCUAAAUAUGCACUUUUCAUAAAGAAUGAUGCUGUAAUUUAAUUUUUGUUUAAAUGCGCUUGUUAAGUUGUAUGCAGUUGUGUACAGGUCGUUAUUUAUUUCCUAAUUUGUGUGGAUAUUUUGAUUCUCCAUCUGUUCCUUUUGUUAGAUCCUUGUUUUCAGGAAUUGAAAUGUUAGCACAGCCUUGCAUAGAUGACAUGAUUGCUAUUUGAUGUAACAAAAGCAGUAAAAGGCCACUCUUUAAUUUUACUUAAAACCCCCCCCCAAAAAAACAGAAGGCUGCUAGCAGACGUGCAGUCUUAUUAGGAUGACCUUUUACACAACAAACUAAGCACUGCAUCCAAACUGGCCUUUAAUAGGGUUAUGUGCCUUUUUAUUGAUAGCUAUAUUUCACUGAUUUAUUUUUAAUGUUGAGACAAUAAUGCGUUGCAUUUUAUAGUCAUAAUUAUCAGUUCACAAAGUCUUGCAUUGCGACAGCUGCUGCAGUUUUAGUUUACAAAAUUAGUGGCUGAAUUGAUCGGGGACACCGUGAAAUAAAUGUUAUACCUCCAUAAUUUUAUCGAUGGGUGUGAGUGAGAGACAUUUGUUAGAUAAAAAUCAGCUGCGCAGCUGCAUAAUUUAAACUUAAAGGAACUGUAUGAGCACCCUAACGACUUUAUCAAAAUGAAGUUGUUAUGGUUAUGGCCGUAUUUACAUAGGGGCUAAUGAAGCUACAGCCUUUUAAUCAUCCUUUUACCCCACCCACCGACAUACUGCUUUACCGGACCUACUGUUAGGGGGUAUGGAUUUACUUGAAAGAUGAAAGUGAGAGAUUAGCAUAGGGCAUGUUUUUUUUUUUUUAACAGCCAUAUCCUGUGUGUUUCCCUCCACCACCACCUCUACAAGAUGCUUGUGAGGUAUGUUUUCUGUACAUAAGAGUUUGUAAUUAGGCCCAUCAUAAUUGUCAGCACCAGUCCCAAUGGGCUCUUAAUCUGGCCCUGGUUAUGGUGCUCAGAGAUCUCUGGCACUUUCUUACCUGUAGGGGUUAAAUGGUUACCAUCCAGUUUAUCCAAACCAGUUGGAGGAAGCACAAAGUGGUCAACCUGCCCAGUUAGGGAAGAUUUGCCGCAGAUUGGCUUAGAGAAGUUAGCUGAUGCUGUAGAAAAGGUACAUACAUGAAAAUUAAGCAUAACAAUUAUUGAUACCACCACCUGACCACCAUCUAGCACUUAGGUGGUUCCUCGAGGGGAAACAUUCCAUAGAGUUGCACAGUCUGUAGAAAGAUAGAGUACCCACUGUGACGGACAUUUACAUAUAUAAUCAAGUGAAGAGUGAAAUCACUCCCGAUUGUCACUACUAGGCAGUACCUCCUUAACCCCUUAAUGACGAGUGACGAACGAGGUCUGUCACAGAAGGGAGACACUUAACGACGAGUGAUGGACAUUGUCCGUCACGCGGUAAAAUUAACCCCCGGUUCGCCGCGAUCGCGGGGUUAAUGGUGCUCCGGUCUGUCUCUGUAUUAGAGGCAGACCGUGAGCACCCGAUCGGGCUGCCCCAGCACCGGUGCUCACUGUCAGAGCGAGCACAUGUGCUCAAUAUACUUACCGUCCGCCUCCCUGCACUUCCUGGUUCUGUGUGAAGUGCUGAUCCUGCCCCCUGUGUAAAAAAAUAAAUAAAGUUAGAAUAAAAUCCCACCCCCCUUUACCCAUUUUAAUACAAAAUUAACCCCUUCCCUGCCAAUUGAUCACUGACUACACUGACUACAGUGAUCAAUGGGCAGGGAUUACAUUUUAAAUGAUGAUUUUUUUUUUUGAUUUUUUUUUAACCCCUGAGGGUUAAAUUUUUAAAAAAAAUUUUUUUAACCCUCAGGGGUUAAUUAAUUUUAUUAAUUAAUUUUAAGUAUUUUAAAAUUAUAUAUUUAGUUAGCUGAAAUUGGGGGAUUUGGUGUUAGGCUAACUAGGGGUUAACGUUAAAAAAAGUUUUAAAAUAAGCUUUAAAAAGUUAAAGGUUUUAAUAAAGUAAAAAAUAAACCCCCCCCCCUUACCCAGUCCAAAUAAAAAUUAACCCCAUCCCUGCCAGUCGACCACUGCCUACAGUGAUCAAAAUACAGAUCACAGUAUUAUACUGUGAUCUAAAUUUUUUUUAACCACUGAGGAUUAACUUUUAUUUAUUUUUUAACCCUCAGGGGUUCAAUUUAUUUAAUUAACUAAUUUAAAUAUUUUAUAAUUAUGUAUUUUGCUAGCUGGGGUGGGUGGGAGUUAUGGGAAAAUGGGGAAUUUACUGUUAGUGCUGCUUACUGCUAGUUAGGGGUUAACAGUAAAAUGUUAAAUCUGUGUAAAAAAAACAAACCAAAAAAACACAAAAAAACCCCGACACAUUAUAUAUUCUGUGAAUCAGAACAACUAAAUGAACUUAUUUUUUAUUACUUUCCUUAACCUGCACUAAUUAUGAACACAUUAUUAUUGCAAAAACUGUAAAAAAACACAUUUUUCAUUUUUUUUGCAUUUUCUGUAUUUUUUACAAUAAAUAAGCAUAUAUAUAUAUAUGUAUGUAUGUUACAUCAAAUUAAAGCCCUUUCUGUCCUUUAAAAAAACGGUGUGUUGGUGCAAUGAAUUAGGAAAAUGCAAAUUGCAGUUGAACGCAAACAGCAAAAAAAAGCAAAAAAUGCUGUUGUCAUUAAGUGAAAGACAAGCUUCUGAAGCUCUGUCCUUAAGGGGUUAAAUUCCCUUAAACCUAAAACACAGCUUAUUUCUUUAUUAUUAUUAUUAUUAUUAUUAUUAUUAUUAUUAUUAUUUGUACAGAACACAAAUGAGCAGAUUAAAAUAUCCUUCAUGGCUCAGUAAGAGUUAGAUAUUGGUAUCUCACCAAUACCAUUCCACUUGGGGGGGAAAAAAUCACAUUGUUUAUAAGUGCACCUCCAGUGUCAGAUACUUUGAAUUCAGUUACAAUUUCUUGACCAGGUGACAUUUACCACCAGCUUGACUACAUGCUUACAGUCCAUCAAUCCUGUAUACGUGUUUUAGGUGUGAGAGAGAAUGGGGUUCCUCAAUGCAUAAAUGAUGGACAUGCCCACUUAUCCAACAAUACUGGAACAUAGUACGUUCCAAAAUCCAAGAUAUCGCAGGGCAAUUAAACCUUGCAGAGGCAAUCACUUUGAUUGCUCUGAUUCACAGAUUAGGAAAACGUGUGCAAUUUCUACUAACCGCAACUAGAUCCCUUAGUCCACCUAAGUGGAGACAGGCGCAACGCUCCACCAUAUCAGAAUGGUCUAUCAGGGUUGAGAAAAUUUGCAGAAAUGGCUUUGAUCCUUAAUCAUACCAAUACUGCUGCACUUGCAGGGCACAAUGUGAAACUUUUUUUUAUAAGGUGGGUGCCAGACUGGUAGUAAAUCAUGGGUCUGCAUUGCUAAAUUGAACCAUCCGCCUUCCUAUAUCAUAUGAAGAAUUUGUUAUGUACGACAGUGUAUUGUUAUGAAAUAUAGGAAUUCUAAUUUGUUUUUAUUAGUUUAUCAAGUAGACUCACAUUGUCACACAGCUCUAGUACAACAUGCUUCCAACCUCCUUCAUGCUGGAUGAAAGAUUUUAGUGCAUUUUGUAAAUACUUGUAAAGCAAGUUAUUUUUCCAAUACCCUAUGUCACUGUUGUUAUCACUCAGAUGUAUACCUUUUAAUGCUUGCAACGUUUGUUUCCUGUUAAAAGAAAAGAAAAAAAAAAAGUGACAUGACCCAUAUAAACAAUACUGAAUCAGCUGGCAGUGUUAAACACAUAAGUGCCAAGAAACAAGAAAAGAAAACUAGUAAAAACAAAUCAAAUGCUUGGUAUUUCUAUCACCUGGAGCUAGCAAUAUCAUACACUGAUGAAACUGGGGAGAAAACUUAUUCCUGAAGCUGUCCUUGACAAUUAGCCAAUGCCUAGUCUAAAUGUUAGGCUAUUGAACAUUAAUAAUGCAUAGCUAUACCUGCAAGUGUGUUACAGAGCAUUAUGUAGGUAGCAGUGACUACCGUCCAGUCUCCAGUUGUAGGGGCGAGCUAGGACACAGGCCCAUCCAGUCCAGACUUUCCAGAUGCUGGAAGUAGGCACGAGACAGGACCAAUGCCAUUCUGGUGUGGGAAAUAUGUUGAUGCUGUGGGUUCAAAUCUUUUGGCGCUUGUCUCCUGACGUAUGGUGGCUAUUUCGACCCACUGCUUGUGCUAUUUACUGGCAGGAUCCGGACCACUCUCAGAACCCUCUGUUCUGUGUUGUGAAGGUAGAUUGGCUACAACCUUCUGUCUUGUUUACAGCCUUCUCAAGAACACAGUGCUUAUAAGAUCAAAGGCCAUUAGUAGGCUACAGGUAUGCUGUGAGGGUCUGUCUGAUUACCCAGAAGUUGCCAUGUGAUGUUAAACCUCCUUCUUAGGUAAGUCACCUUUAUUGCAGUACUGCACAAGUCAGCCAGUGCUGGCUCCUCCCCCGAUACACCUCCUUGGCUGAGAUCAUCAAAAUUGAUGAUCUCCGCCAAUUCAAUGUUUUCCCAUAGGAAAGUAUUGGGUUCCUAUCGCAAAAUGCCGCACUAGCCAAUCAGCAUCUACUCAUAGAGAUGCAUUGAAUCACCUCUCGUGGCCGUCUGAGUGACAGUUACUGGAGAUGUCCCUGGCAGUAAUGUCAACGCUGCCUCUUUAUAGAGAAAAUGCAGUGUUUACAUUAAAAUGUCUGCAGGGACAUUAAGCUGCAGUUGUUCUGAUGACUAUAGUGUCCCUUUAAUAGUAAAUGACCAUUUAUGUAGUUGAGCAGAGGAUAAGAUGUAAUUUUGAGGGUUUCAGAAUGGUGUGAAAGUGUGACGGCUGAGUAGGAAAUUCAAAGAUAUGACUUAUCAACAGUGUGGUGGUGUUAGGAUAUGUGAAUGAGAAGAGGUUUUUCGUGAGACCUAAAAGGUGCAGGGCAGGGGUUUUCUCAGGGACCCAUUAUUAUUGAAUACACUACAUCUAAUUCCCCUCCUAGUCACCCCCAAAUGCCCCUAGGUCCCCCAUAUUACCUUUUUUGAAACUUUAUUUUGUGCCCGGACCUAGUUCCUGGGCGCCGCCAUCUUUGUGUGGGCAGGUGAAGGCCCUGUGGGACACGUCAUCUGUCCACAUUAGAUAGCAUUGUGAAAUUCUCGCGCAUGCCCAGUUAAGCACUUGGGCGUUCGGACUGGAAUUUCGUCUAUUCACUCAUUCGUCAAAAAGACAAAUGAAUGAUAAGAAAUUUCAAACGAAUUAACUCUUAAACCUCUUUGUUAGUUUAGUUUAUUACAAGGAGGGAGCUACUGGCUCGCGGCUCUCUCCUUGUAAAACUGUAUGUAAAAAAUAGAAGCGGCAGGGAGCAGUGCUCCCUGCCACUUCCUAACUCCGCCCAUGCCCUCCGUCAUUCUAUGAGGGUCAAUAUGACCCUCAUAUUAGCAUAAGGGACAUUACAAGUCCAGGAAAGAAAUACAGAGAAGAUGGGUUACAGGGGUACUAAAAGGGCCUAACCCUUAUCUAAACAAACAUUCAAAAAUACACAGAAAUGAGAAAGAAAACGUCCCUAGAGAGCAGGACCGAAUCUCCUCAAAACUAGUACCCCCUUUGGGGCAAUAAGAAUGCGUUUGUCCACUACUGUGUACCAAAUAAAGUGAAUUUUUUUUUUUUUUUUAUUGAUAAGUCAACAUUCAAAAUAUCCCUAUAUUCAAAUACACCAGACUGCUUAGACUGAAUAUGAAGGAACAGAAAGGAAGGCAAAAAAGCAUCUCAGCGUGCACACAUACAAAUUAUUCAACCCAGUGUUGCUAACUAAGUAUCUUUGUAAAAAAGUUGCAAAAUGGCCACUAAGAAAUGCACCAGUAUAGCUACAGUAUCCAAAAGGGUUAGCACAUUGUAAUAAGUCAGGGCAGGUUGAAAUAAAUACUAGUUCCUUCUAUAGAGAAUCAAUAUAGGCAUAAAUACGAGACUCCUCACUAAAAAUAAAUAGUAUAGGUCUCUAAACACAAAAUCCUGAUGGUUUACUACCAAUUGUGGAGAGUAUAAUUCGGCCAGAUUGGCUCAAUAUAUUUCUAUAAAGUAAGUAAAUCGACAGGACAGAAAGAGAUAGGUAAAUAAUUGAAAAAUAAAGUGAGGAGGCAAUAGAGAGGGUUCAUAUAUAGAUAACCCAAACUAAAAUAAAGGCAGUCUAUAGAGUGUGGAGAAAACCCUCCACACUCCCCCAAAAAGCCCAACGCGCGUUUUGGCGAUAAUUUUCGUCUUUUUCAAGGGCAUAGGUAGUGAGCAAACAUCCCUCGCUUAUCCCCUUCGUUUUAUACCCCGUUAUUGGCGCCAAACAAUUCACCCAUAAUGAGUGGGCUGAGUUUGCUUGGUUUUGCCAAUCAGGAUCGUCGGUGGGAGGUUCCAAGUAACGAUCAUAGCGCAUGUGUAUACUUAGACUAAUUGCGCAUGCGUGAAUGCCGGCAUUCAGCCAGACAUCAUGCAUGCGCUGUGAUCGUUACUAGGAACCUCCCACCGACGAUCCUGAUUGGCAAAACCAAACAAACUCAGCCCACUCAUUAUGGGUGAAUUGUUUGGCGCCCAUAACGGGGUAUAAAACGAAGGGGAUAAGCGAGGGAUGUUUGCUCACUACCUAUGCCCUUGAAAAAGGCGAAAUUAUCGCCGAAACGCGCGUUGGGCUUUUUGGGGGGAGUGUGGAGGGUUUUCUCUACACUCUAUAGAUUGCCUUUAUUUUAGUUUGGGUUAUCUAUAUAUGAACCCUCUCUAUUGCCUCCUCACUUUAUUUUUCAAUUAUUUACCUAUCUCUUUCUGUCCUGUCGAUUUACUUUAUAGAAAUAUAUUGAGCCAAUCUGGCCGAAUUAUACUCUCCACAAUUGGUAGUAAACCAUCAGGAUUUUGUGUUUAGAGACAUAUACUAUUUAUUUUUAGUGAGGAGUCUCAUAUUUAUGCCUAUAUAGAUUCUCUAUAGAAGGAACUACGGUAGUAUUUAUUUCAACCUGCCCUGACUUAUUACAAUGUGCUAACCCUUUUGGAUACUGUAGCUAUACUGGUGCAUUUCUUAGUGGCCAUUUUGCUACUUUUUUACAAGGAUACUUAGUUAGCAACACUGGGUUGAAUAAUUUGUAUGUGUGCACGCUGAAAUGCUUUUUUGCCUUCCUUUCUGUUCCUUCAUAUUCAGUCUAAGCAGUCUGGUGUAUUUUAAUAUAGGGAUAUUUUGAAUUUUGACUUAUCAAUAAAUUUUUAUUUAUUUUUUCACUUUAUUUGGUACACAGUAGUGGACAAACUUAUUCUUAUUGCCCCAAAGGGGGUACUAGUUUUGAGGAGAUUCGUUCCUGCUCUCUAGGGACGUUUUCUUUCUCAUUUCUGUGUAUUUUUUGGACAUUACAAUCUCCCCAAUGCCCCUACUCACUAUGCCGUGAGUAGGAGCAUGUCUGCUAAACCGUGAACAGACAGUGGCUCACUGUUUAAAAAAAAAAAAAAAAAAAGCCCCACAUUCCCUGAAUCAAAUCAAGGGGGAAUGUAACAGAUCCCCUAUACUCCGGCUGAGUAUAUUAUUAUUAUGAUGAUAUUUAUAUAGCGCCAUCAAAUUCCGCAGCGCUUUACAAUGGGUGGACGAACAGACAUGUAGUUGUAACCAGACACGUUGGACACACAGGAACAGAGGGGUUGAGGGCCCUGCUCAAUAAGCUUACAUGCUAGAGGGAGUGGGGUAAAAUGACACACAAAGGUAAGGAUAGUAUUAGACUAGUGACAUUUGCAGAAGAAGAAUCAGUCAGGAGCUAUUAACAGUUUAAUUGAUACGCUUUUAUAAAGAAUUGGGUUUUUAACGAUUUUUUUGAAGGAGUGGAGACUGGGUGAGCAUCUAACGGAGGAGGGAAGAGAGUUCCACAGGAACGGUGUAGCCCUCAAGAAAUCCUGAAGGCGAGCAUCAGAUGUGGGAGUACGGACAGAAGAUAGACCUAUGUCUUCAGCAGAUCGUAAGGGCCUCUGACGAGCUAAGUGGGCGAAACGCGCGCGUCAGGGGCUUAAGGGCUUUAUUCAUGCCGCCUUUUUAUUAGAUUAUCAUUUUCACUCUUAAUGUCUCUUUGCAAUCUAGUUUAUUUGCUAGUUGGGUUAGACUUAGGUGCCCUCGAAGGCACGGGGGGUGUAUUGGUAGCAUUAGUGCAGCAACCUUUUGAGUAUCCGUUUUAGUAUCACUUUGAUAGUUUUAGACAGUUACUUUUUACACUCCUGCAGGGACGGCUACAGAUCUCUAGCGUGCUACCUUUUUUCCCUCUAAGUGUAUUAUUAUAUAGUGGAAUUCCACAACUUAUAUAGCACUUCUUUAUUUACCAACUUUAUUGGAAUAUAUAUUUUUGCGAACCCCAUCCUGACUAACCACAGACAGCCAUUCUAGCCGAUUACCGAAUACAUAUUGGCUAAAACCGUUCUUUAUGAGCACACUUUCCGCUACCAUUCCCACUAGGAACAUAGCACGCUAUUCAGACCUCCUAUUAUUAACAACAUUAGUUUACUCUUAUUAUCGCAGUACUUUCAAUGGUACCUGGCUCUAUCACCAUUCUUUGAAUGCUUAUUGUUAUAUACGGAUACUAUUGAUAGUACACAGUACAUAUAUGCUGCUUAUACUUGCAGGAUCCACUCUUAUUAAUGUAGAAUUGUGCCUUUACCAUACUCCAUCACUCUCCUAGUAUUACGGCUAAUAUUAGCUAAACGUCUCUCCCAAACAGCACAGACGUGUGCUGCAGCUCAUUACUCUUAUAUAUUACUCAAGACAUUAGAGUUUAUCCUAGUUUACCAUAUUGUAUCUCUUUUAUUUUACGUUAUAUCUCUUCUGUUGUAUCCAUUUUGGGUCAUUGUUAUAUUUUUUUGUAUAUACACAAUUUUCUUGAUAUUAUUUAAUAUAUAAUAAAUUCUUUUUUGUUUUUUGACCUCUUGGUCUUUUUAUCUGUGCUCCUUUUCUUCAUAUUCUAAUUAUUUAUUAUGAAGCUCAGGCACACAUUACUAUCUUUUUCUCCCAGUUUAUAGGUACACUACUUUCUAGUCUAUUGUCCUAGACGGGACAUACUUGUGUAUAAGGGAGAAUAGAUAGGUGGGAGCAGCAUUAUGUAGAGAUUUGAAAGCAAGAACCAGAAUUUUAAAUUGAGCUCUAUAUUUUAUAGGAAGCCAAUGUAUAUCCGUUAGUCUCCCGAAUUCCAAGUGCUGCAGUGUUUAUAGCUCCUGUUUCCAGCAGAGUAGUGAUUAGAGCUCUCCAAUCCCCCAAACAUGAGCCUAGACUUCCUGAAAGGGUAAAACAAAUGUGUUUAAUGGGAGCCACACACUACCUUUUAUGUAACUCCUUAUGCAAGUGGUUUUCUCCUCCCCUGUGCCUGAGAGAUAAUUACCCAAGCAUGCAAACUUAUAAUUAAAUUAUCUCCGGUACAAACACAACAAACUCCCAAAAAUACAUAAAAACCACACAUACGUGACAUCACCUGAUAGCCCUGUUCUGGUUGACCAACAUAUCCAAAAAUCACCCAGAUUGGUUAAGGGGUUUGGGAUUUUCAUGGAAGUCAAUUAUUUGACCGACCGUUCACAUGGUCCAAUGCCUAAAACAGCUCCAAGAAACCAGGGCUAACGGUCCGUCUAGUUCGGUAGUUUUUAAUACCGAAUGGGAGGCAAGUAAAACACAAACUUAAUAAGCGAUUCCUGGACUGGGGAUGAGCACAGCACAAGCAAGGAAAAAUAGGGGUUUUGUCACACAGCUCCCCCCCAGUUUCAUGGGUCGGCAUACCUGCCUAGACCCCAACGGGUUGGCUUGGGGGUGUCCAGUCGAGUGAUAGUUAUUUCUCUAGCUCCGGAAAGUGCCGAACCGGGACACCCAAGGCAAGCCACUAAUGGCGGUUGGGGAGAUUUAACUCCCGAACAGGGUCUUUGUAUAUGGCCCAUAGUUAGUGGGCAUGAAACUAGCGUCCACACUCCUCCAGGAGUCUGUGGCGAACGUCCAGGCAGAAGGGCAUUCUUCACAGGGACCUAGCACAGGUCCCCCAUGGUGGGGCAUCUUCUAAAAUAAUUAACAGGGGAAGCCAUAGUGUACUCCCCCAGCACUCACCUGUGCCCCCUGAGUGGGGUCUACUCAAUGGAACGGGGACCUAGGGUCCCCCCGGCCCCCACCAUGAGCGCCGGUUGGGGCCCUUGGUAACAAGGCCACCACCCAUGAGUGGUGGGAGGGGGCCAAAAGUAACAAAAGUGGGGGGACCUAUUGUCCUCCCCCGACCCAUUCAUUAUUUACAUAGGAGUGUGGGUCUUUAAAAAAAAAAAAAAAUGUUUACACAACAGUGAGCAGCCACUUUAGUCCCUACUUUGUCUUAUGUGUUAAAGAAAACUAGAUCAAAUAGGAAAAAAAACCAAAAAACAGAUCCUGAGAGAGGGAGCGAAGAGGAAGCGAUUGUGGAAAGGUAAGUUCAGCAUGACAGUGCGCUUUAAGUGUUUCACAAUGUGUCUGUUGAACAGGAUAUGCUCCAAUUAAAUGCAAGCUUUUAAAGUUAGUUGUGGUAUUCAGCACAUAUUUGAAGUUUUGUUUUCUUCUCUUAUGCUAAGCAUUCUUAUGUUCUAAGUUAUCUAAUUAUCUAACAAUCGCGUGGGGACUCACCUUUAACAUUAGUAAUCCAUUAGGUGCAAAACCUCAAAAGAUAUUCCCUAAAGUAUCGGAUACUCUUGAAAAAGGCAGUCUGUCAGGUGCGGAAACAUUGUACAGUGUUCAUCCAUAUGUUCCUAAUCUAAAUUAUCCUAAUCUUACCUAUUCUUCCUAAUCUAAAUGAUCAAAUUGCCAUAAAAUUGGAGAGCCUCUAUUUGCUAGCCUAUUUGUAAAUAGGUGCAACUGUCUUCCAUAGCUUAAAUUCCAUUUUCUUCAUUAUCUAAUUCUUCUGUUUAACCAUAUUGGUAUUAACGAACGUCUUCUGUUUGUUUCCUGUGGAUUUAUGUGUGUUUAUAGUUGUUUCUGUAACAUUUGUAUAACCAUAUUCCACUGAAAUGUGUGUGGUUUUUUUUUUUCUCCUGAGAACGUUUCAUUUUAGUCCAUCUCUAGUAAUGCCUUGAGACUUACCAUAGCUGACCCUUCUAAACUUCCCUGUUUUUAAAGUGAUUAGUUUCACUUUUCAAUUAUCUCCAAGGCGCCAUUGCAUGGUCUCUAUUCCCCAAAUGUUCUCUUAGUAGGUAUUGGUUAUUACCUGAUUUAGACAAACUGUUUGGUACUGCUACAUGCUGAGAAAAGAGGCUGCUUUUUUUUUUUAUUAGGUUCCAAAACUUGUUUUCUUUAUCUGAACAACUUAUAUAUCCUAAUCAACAGAUGGGUAAUUAAAACAUGUUUUGGAUUCUGUAACAGAUGCAAACCAUUAAUGUGUUUGUCCGUUAACACAUAUGCACAUUUAUCACAGUCUGAAGAGCCACUAUGAUUAUAGAUCCAUAUGACACAGUUUUUAAGUCAGUAUGCUAUUUUAUCCUGUUCAUUUUGCUUUUUUGCUAUUUUUCUAAAAAAAAAAAAAAAUUUCAUGUUGUAAAUGUGCAUAUCAAACUAUUAAAAUGAUUUAGCUUGCUGAAGUGCUUUGUGUGUGAAGAGUGUGUCCUCUAUUACCUUCCUUACACCCCCUGGCUGUCAGUCAAAGGGUCCUGUUACUCUGUGGAGCUAAACUCAAGAGGCAGACAAUUGCCCUGAGCACCUGCCUUUUAAAUACUUGUCAUUGAAUGGUGAAGAAGUCUGUGAUUGGUCAGCCACAGAAUGUCUGGCCAGGGUUAGACAGGGCUGUCUUGCAAAGCCUGCAGACAAGUGCAUUAGACCUUCCCAUAGGAAAGCAUUAAAUCAAUGUUUUCCUAUGGGAAAAAAUCUGACGCUGGAUGUCCCUAUGCAGCGCGUGAUGACAUCCAGCAUCGGUUACCGGACCUAAGGUCCGCUUGGAUCCAGGAAGCGCCUCCAAUGGCUGUCUAGGAGACAGCCACUGGAGACAGACAUAGUGCUGCAAUGUAAACAUUGCAGUUUCUUUGGAACUUCAGUGUCUUACAUUACUGCACCAAGUGCAAUAGGGACACGGUACCCAGACUGCUUUAAUGAGCUGAAGUGUUCUGGGUGCAUACAGUGUCACUUUAAGGAUGCUAGAAAGUUCCAUGCUGUCCUACACACAGUGUGCUUAAAUACCUAUAGGACAACAAGGAAUGCCCUGUAGAUUUGGUGUUAGUAGUAUUAAAUCUCUGCUUACCCUAGGAAACACCAGGUAUCAAUGCAUACUUGACCCUCCCCUCUGUCUGCUGGGUCAAUUUUUUUUGGCCCAGACUUCUUGGUAAGCUGCUCUUUAAAUGUAUGUUUAAAUGCAUAUUCACAGAACACAGUGUGAGUUAAAUCCCUGCUCACACCAGUUAUUCCAGGUUUCAAUGGAUACCUACGGCUUUUAUGAGUCUGCUGGUGCUAUUUUUAGUGGCUCCAGACUUAUUGAUGAACUGCUUGCAGUGCUGGAAGCAGCUCUUUAGACCCUCUGCAACAUUAGUGCAUGCUAUGCCUUCCUACGAUAGGCUGUUAGGACAGCAGAGCACACCCUAACAUUUUAACCGGCCGGCUGGCCUACCUCCCUUCCCAGAGUGCGGAUUGUCGUCCAGGGGUCUGCUUGGCAACCCAGGCAGUCCCUCUGCAUCCAAACUUGGAGAUCCGAGACAGCUUGUCAGUGCGAUCACUGUUAAAAGGAUUUGUAACCUUGGCUGAGACAUUGUUCUUUUCCACUUUUUUUUUCCUUCACUUGGAGAGAGGCUGAGAUUUUUUUUAAAAUCCUUUGUUCAGUGUUGAUCACAGUAUUACCCGGUCAUUAGUUUGAUUAGGGUGAUUAGUACUAUUAUUUUUAUUUAUAGGGUAAAAACAUUUAUUUUAAUUUUUUUUACCCUUUUUGUCAGCUGCAGCAGUUUUUCAUUUUUUAACCCCUUUCCUUUUGCCUGUUCACUGUACAGUAUCUGUACUGUAUGUGUGAUCUGUGUGAUCAGAGCGCUCUGUAGAAACCCCCCCCCCCUUUUUUUUUAAUGGUGUUACAGCUGUUUUUUUUAUUUUUUUUAUUUUUUUUUAUUUUUUUUUUACAGCUGUAAUUUUAUUUUAAUUCUAUGGUUGGGUGUAGGGUUUUCUGUAGGUGGAAGUGGGAAUUGAGGUGUGGAUGAGGUAGUGGGUAUUAGGCAGGUAAGCGAAUAUUAUAUUUUUUUUGUAAAUGUUUCUAGUUUAACGUGCAGUGAUGCAUCACAGAGAAAUGACAUGAGCUAAGGUAUAGAAUAUUGACAUGAGUGAAUCACACAAUCAACCUACGCAGAGGUGUAAUAUAAACAUUUACAGUUGAAGAAUGACCAGAAGAGAGAAUGAUUGCACUUUUAAAGUAAAUAUUAAGACUAUCUAGGAAAGUAUCUCAAACGCAAGACUGUUAACCCCUUAAGGACACAUGACAUGUGUGACAUGUCAUGAUCCGCUUUUAUUCCAGAAGUUUGGUCCUUAAGGGGUUAAGAAGAAAAAAAAUAAACCUCUAAAAAUGUUACUUGCAACUCCCAGCAUGAGAUAUAUGAUAAAGGUAUAAGAUUAGGUAUUGGGCUUAUAUUGGUUCCAGCUCUACUAGCCGUAAGCAAGAUAAUGUAAAAACAGAUAUUGAGAGCUAGAAUGUUAAUAACGCGAGAGUAAAGAACCACUGGAUAGCUUGAUUACACUGUAGUAUAGCAUACAUUUAUACAGUAUGAAGUGGUAGGCCUGAAUAAUUCUAGCCACACCAAGAUUAAUGAAACAAACAGAUUAAGUUUUGCUGUUACUGCUGAAAAGCGCUUUUAAAUUAUCUCAGAAUCAGCCCGAGAUGGCCAUCUGUCAGCCCACACUAGUCUCAUGCCUAUUGGGAAUUCAGAUAAAUAUGGCCUCCACCAGACUCAGUCUCUCAUGCAAGCUGACACAUGUUGCCCACUUAUCUGGACACUCCAGGUACUCCAAUCAAUAGCAAGGAAUGAGCCCUCCACAUGUUGACCAAGGCGAAUGGUUCUCCCUGGAUGUGAGCAAUGUGAGGUAUUUCCCCUAAAGGCGUGCAGCCCAGGUGAGUGGAAGCGUGGAGAGGGCUGUUGGAAGGCCAAUGUGCCCUUGUUGCAUGGCGCAGUGCUGACUCUUCUGCUGCCUGUGCACUCUUGUGCCAGUCGCUGAGCUCGUUGUCUCAACUUCGCUCAGAAUCUGGCACAUAAAUCUUCAGUGCCCUCCAUUAUAGAAGGUAACCGACUAGGACUCUUUAAAGCGGGAGAAGCUGCCGUGUUGUGUAUGGGCCUCGUGGCUGACAUGGUGGCGAGGGGAAUGGGGCUAGCAAGAUGCUCAGGCUGCACGAGAGCAGAGAAUUUGAAAUUUCCUCUGUCCAGUUACUGCUAGCAGGCCGCAAGUUAGUCCAGAUGAGUGACAAAGUGAUCCAUCAUGAGUUAAAAAUCAGAAGUGCUCAGUCUGGCCCCGGAUAGCACAGUAAAUCAGCAGUAGUUUAGCUUUGUCAAGGAGCACAGCUGUGCAGCAUCCAGCCCGCUCGGCUGCAAAGCCCUGCCCUGCCUUACGAAUAUAACAUUAUAUGGCACAGAAGGCUUAUGUCAUUCUGGCUGGCUCAAAUAGUGACACUGUCGCACCCUCUGACAUUGAGCCCCUAAACAAAUCCUCCAGUGAAGAUACCCCACUACUAUCUACAAAAGCGUGCUUAGAAUGGCCUGCAGUGCUAGGGAAAAGCUGGAUUACACCUAAGCUUUACUGCCCCAGAAAUACCUUCAUUCACGGCUACAUGUGGCAUCGCAACAGCGAUAAAUGUUUGAGAGGCAGUGAACUAGUUUAGGCUCUUCAUGUCGGAUGACAUAUUUGAUCUGAUGGUUGAACAAACCAACUUGUAUGUCAGCCUGUAUCUGUUUGGAAGUCCGGAGGCAUACUACAGUAAAAUGUUGUAGUAGAUGUUUCAGAAAUGAAAACAUUUUGGGCACGAAACCUAGUAAUGGGUAUUGUGAAAAAAGUGUCGGAUCCUACUGGCACAAGCACCCUAUCAUGUCUAUCCCUCUUUUCCCAGUGAUUAUGAAGAGGUAUCGCCAACAACAAAUGCUUCUAUUCCUCUAUUUUAACAAUGACGCACUGUGUUUCCAUAGAAAUGACCCAUUGUUGGACAGAUUCUACAAAACGUGCCCCCUUAUCCAACUCCUGUCUAAGAAACGUGCGUUGUACAGCAAGAAUAUCGGAUCAGUAGACUUGGCUGAUCAAUGUAUACGGCCUUAUCUGGUGGUCCAAAGAACAAGAAAAUUGCAAUCUAUUUAUGCCAGGUUGCAAUUUUUAAUUCCCAUGUGCUGUAUAAAAUAAAGCCAUAGGGAAGUCAUACCCAUUUCUUGAUUUUAUGUUAAAACUUUUGUCCGUUAUUUUAGUAUAUUGGGUUGUCUUGUUUUGCAAAUGAUAUGCCAUGAUGGGGGUAAUCAUCAUUCGUGGGCUGCCAUACGGUCUCAAAGGCCCAGCAAAUCAAUCUGCCAAAUUUCAGUGUGUAAAUACUGAAAUGGAAAAGCCUUAUAUCUGUAACUUUCCUAAAUACUAUAACACCUAUACAUGGGGGGAAUCGUUGUACAUGUGGGACAUCACAGAGUACAAAUAUGUGUAUAUUACCGAUUACUGAGUAGAAACAAAAAAGUAGAGAAAAUGUGGUGCAUGCACGGGACGCACGCUUCACUCGCUACACUGGAGCAUCAGGAGUGCCAAAGGCACACAUAUUCUUUGUUAAAUAAACAUCAUUUUAGAAUAAAAGAAUAAAUGAAAAUAUAAAAAAUUAGAUGUAUUUAUAUUAAUCCCUUAGAAAAUUGCAUGAAUCAAAGUCUUCAUGAAGACCUGUUGGUCUCAAGGUGUCAAGAUUAAAUAUCCACUUAAUUUCAAAUAUUUUCAAUUUAUGUAUUAGGUUAUCAUCUCUUCAAAUUUUAGACUUUCUUGAUUGCAAGGAACCUCAUCCCCAUAGAGUUGAUUUUAUGAUUUAUUUUAAAGUGCACAGAAACAUUGUGAUUUUCGUACUUAUUUAAAAUGUUGCAGCAAUAUUCUGCUGUUUUUUAUGGAGGGGAGGGGGGUGCCGACCACAUAAGUUAUUGAAAGGACAAAUCAAGAUAAAUACCAUAUUAUUAGAAUAACCGGUAGUUAACUGAUCUGAUUUGUUUUGGUUUUUAACAUGGGGAUCUUCAAAAACUGUUAAAUGUUCCUUUUUUACUGCCUGUUAUUUUACAUCCUUAACAAUAACCACAAUUACAUUUUUAAAAAUAUUUUCUAUCAGAAAAUUAUAAACCCAAAUCUUUGUUAGGUACACCUCUAUAAAUCAUGUAACGUUUCUGGGGGAGGAUAUCGGCUAGCUCUGGAUCAUUUAAUAAAAUAGGCCAAUAUUUUGUUAUCCUUCUGAUUUGUUUAUGGUGGUGUUAAAAUUACAACUAAAAGGUACACUUUUCUUAAUCCCACCUUUUGUUGAUGUUCCUUUGUUUUAGAAGUUAGGAGUUCUCUGUUAGAAUUUGCUACUUCCUUACAUAUCAUAAUGUAGUUUUACUUGUGUAAAGAAUUUCUUCUUAUCUGUACAGUUACAUCUAGUUUGAAUAAACUGUCACUUGGGGAUAUUUGAUAGCCACUUAAGGUAAUGAUAACUCUCUUAAAGCUGCAUUCCCGGCACUACCGAUCCCUCUGCUUCCCCCCUCCCGGUAAAUAAACCCUUUAUUUACUUUUCUUAUCCCAGCGCCGAUGUCCCUCGACGCUGGGUUGUAUCCCCGUACCCUCCUCGGUACUGCGACAAGCGGGGUCUAAUGCACACAUGCAGCGAGUGCAUUAGAACUCCCCACAGGAAAAACUAACAAGCUAAAGAAGUGUGCCAGUUAGGACUGGGAUAAAUGAGAGAAAAUCAGUAGACAUGCCAGAUGCCCACAUGGUAUUUACAGACUGGAAUAAGGUCAGAACUAAAUUAUAAACACAAAAAUAAAUACAUUUUAUUAAAUAACACUAAACAUACAAGUGUUUGAAUACGUGCUUAUGUACUAAACGGUGGAGAAAAGAAUAAGAAAUAAAUGUUAAACCAGUAUAAGAACUGUCGAGAUCACUGUUGCCACUAGAAUACUGAUAUGGUAUAUAGUUUAUCUGCGAGAUUGAUUCUAAGGAAUCUGGUAAUCGUGGCAAUAGGGAUUAGUGAUAUACAGGAAGUGCAGAAUUAUUAGGCAAGUUGUAUUUUUGAGGAUUAAUUUUAUUAUUGAACAACAACCAUGUUCUCAAUGAACCCAAAAAACUCAUUAAUAUCAAAGCUGAAUAUUUUUGGAAGUACUUUUUAGUUUGUUUUUAGUUAUAGCUAUGUUAGGGGGAUAUCUGUGUGUGCAGGUGACUAUUACUGUGCAUAAUUAUUAGGCAACUUAACAAAAAACAAAUAUAUACCCAUUCCAAUUAUUUAUUAUUACCAGUGAAACCAAUAUAACAUCUCAGCAUUCACAAAUAUACAUUUCUGACAUUCAAAAACAAAACAAAAACAAAUCAGUGACCAAUAUAGCCACCUUUCUUUGCAAGGACACUCAAAAGCCUGCCAUCCAUGGAUUCUGUCAGUGUUUUGAUCUAUUCACCAUCAACAUUGCGUGCAGCAGCAACCACAGUCUCCCAGACACUGUUCAGAGAGGUGUACUGUUUUCCCUCCUUGUAAAUCUCACAUUUGAUGAUGGACCACAGGUUCUCAAUGGGGUUCAGAUCAGGUGAACAAAGAGGCCAUGUCAUUAGAUUUUCUUCUUUUAUACCUUUCUUGCCAGCCACGCUGUGGAGUACUUGGACGCGUGUGAUGGAGCAUUGUCCUGCAUGAAAAUCAUCUUUUUCUUGAAGGAUGCAGAUUUCUUCCUGUACCACUGCUUGAAGAAGGUGUCUUCCAGGAACUGGCAGUAGGACUGGGAGUUGAGCUUGACUCCAUCCUCAACCCGAAAAGGCCCCACAAGCUCAUCUUUGAUGAUACCAGCCCAAACCAGUACUCCACCUCCACCUUACUGGCGUCUGAGUCGGACUGGAGCUCUCUGCCCUUUACCAAUCCAGCCACAGGCCCAUCCAUCUGGCCCAUCAAGACUCACUCUCAUUUCAUCAGUCCAUAAAACCUUAGAAAAAUCAGUCUUGAGAUAUUUCUUGGCCCAGUCUUGGCGUUUCAGCUUGUGUGUCUUGUUCAGUGGUGGUCGUCUUUCAGCCUUUCUUACCUUGGUCAUGUCUCUGAGUAUUGCACACCUUGUGCUUUUGGGCACUCCAGUGAUGUUGCAGCUCUGAAAUAUGGCCAAACUGGUGGCAAGUGGCAUCGUGGCAGCUGCAGGCUUGACUUUUCUCAGUUCAUGGGCAGUUAUUUUGCGCCUUGGUUUUUCCACAAGCUUCUUGCGACCCUGUUGACUAUUUUGAAUGAAACGCUUGAUUGUUCGAUGAUCACGCUUCAGAAGCUUUGCAAUUUAAAGAGUGCUGCAUCCCUCUGCAAGAUAUCUCACUAUUUUUGACUUUUCUGAGCCUGUCAAGUCCUUCUUUUGACCCAUUUUGCCAAAGGAAAGGAAGUUGCCUAAUAAUUAUGCACACCUGAUAUAGGGUGUUGAUGUCAUUAGACCACACACCUUCUCAUUACAGAGAUGCACAUCACCUAAUAUGCUUAAUUGGUAGUAGGCUUUCGAGCCUAUACAGCUUGGAGUAAGACAACAUGCAUAAAGAGGAUGAUGUGGUCAAAAUACUCAUUUGCCUAAUAAUUCUCCACUCCCUGUAUGGGUGUAGGGAAGAACCUUGCAUAAUAAGUAUUUAACCAGUAUGAGAACUGUCAAGAUCACUGUUGCCACUAGGAUGCCAAUACGAUAUACCAUAUCUGCAUCCUAGUGGCAACAGUGAUCUCGACAGUUCUCAUACUGGUUAAAUACUUAGUAGGUCACUUACUCUUUGUUUUUAGACUGUAGGUAUUCUAAAUUGGCAUCUUGAUGAAAGGAUAACUAAAGACACAUACGUGAAGUGGUCUGAGUGCAAUCCUGUCAUUUUAACCAUGCACUGCAAUACAACAUUGCAAUUUUGUAGAAAAGGGUUAAAUAGACAUCUGGUGACAGUCUUCCUGACAGUCAAUAGAGACACUUCCUCCUCCUGAACAGAGUGAAACUCAGUCCUGGAAUAAAUUGUUGCUGAUAGCAUUUGAUUGGAGAGGUGUGGUGUUUGGCACACAGGUCUAGUUCCAAUCCAUUGCAUCUCUAUGCGAAGCAAUUAAUUGAAGGAGAUUGCAGGUGAUGUCAGCUUGGAUACUGACAUCACCUGAGAAGGAGCUAAAAGGUUGCAGUGGAAGAGUUGCAGCACUGGAAACAAGCUAAGUAAUCUUUAUUUAAUUUUACUGAGCGAAGUGGGGAGGUGUUGGACAUUGAUAAAUUAACUAUAAGGGAACAUAUUGUCCCAAAAUAACAAUUAUUUUUGGGACUAUAGAUUCCCCUUUAAAUAUAAAAAGGAAAAGAGGAAAAAUUAAACCGCAUAAGAUAUCAAAAGUUAGUAAUACUUCCACACUUAAAAUAUGCUUACAGAAACAAUGGCCACCAAAGUCCAGAACUCAGCUUUUCUCUCUUACUAAAUUAACUGCUUUUUUUCUGGGGAAUUGUUUCUCCUUUAAGCAUCUUAUCUGCAAGUGCUCAGAAGACAUACUAUACAAAUCCUUACUGUGCUGUAUGGAUAUUUUCUACUUGUUGGAUACAACUGAUAUGUCUUUUUUUAAGGGGGAUACUCUACUAAGUAAGGUUGAAAUUCCAAAUUGGACUCAUGGUCCAGGCAUUCUUGUACCAAAAAGCCUGCCACUCUUACAGGUUCUCUGGAAUAUGUGUGUCCUCCACCACAUUCAGUGAUCAUGUACACUUCGUGAGACCUGCAGCAUUUGUCCUGGAAGGUUCUCUUGCUCUUGGUUAUUGCUUCAUCUAGGAGGGUUUCCAAGCUUUCUUCUUUGUCCUGUGCUUCCAAUAUCCUUUUCCCCCCAUCAGAAUAAGUCUGUUUUAUGCACUUCCUAUAUCAUUUUGCCUACUUCUUCCAGCAAUCUGGAGAUAGUGUCUCUUGUUGUCUUUAGCUGGCCAGUGAUCAGGAGAGCUUUUUCACACUCUGUUCACACCCUGUUGUAUGUGGUGCCAAGAGCCUUCAAGUAUUCGGUUGAGUCCCACUAGGUCAGUGAUGGCGAACCUUUUUGAGCCCGAGUGCCCAAACCGCAAUACAUGCCAACAUUUUUUCUCCUUAAAGUGCCAACACGGCAAUUAAACACAAAUACUGAGGUUUAAGUUUAGAAAAAAAAAAAAACUCGUACUGUUGUCCGAACUAAUAACUUUUGUUUUAAAAGAACACAGAGAGUUCAAUGAUACAAAUUUUAAAUAGUGAUAUAAAUAGAUAAAAUUAAGCUUAUAUUUAUUAGUAUCUCCAACAAAUGCAAUACAUACAUAGACAGACUGCUGAAUACAUACACACAGUCUGCUGAAUACACACACACAAGACUGCUGAAUACAGAGACUGCUGAGUACACACACACACACACACACUGCUGAGUACACACACACAGACUGCUGAAUACACACACAGACAGACUGCUGAAUACACGCACACACACACAGACUGCUGAAUACACACAUACUGCAUUGAGGUGGGGGGUGCGUGUGAGUGUUGUAUGUGAGGGGUGCUGUGUGUGUGUGGGGGGGUGUUCUGUGUGUGUGUGCUAUAUGUGUAAGGGUGCUGCGGAGGGGUAGGGGUACUGUGUGUGGGGGUAGGGGUACUGUGUGGGGGGGUGGGGUACUGUGUGGGGGUUGGGGUGGGUACUGUGUAUGGGGGUGGGGGUACCGUGUAUGGUGGGGGGUAGGGGUACUGUGUAUGGGGGUGGCUACUGCUGGGGGGGUAGGGGUUACUGCUGGGCACAGGGGUUACCGCUUGCUGGGGGUUACUGCUGGGGGUAGGGUACUGCUGGGGGGGGUACUGCUGGGCAGGGUGGGGGUACUGCUGCAGGGUAGGGGUACUGCUGGGGAGGGUAGGGGCUGCUGGGGAGGGUAGGGGUGCUGGGGGUAGGGCUACUUCUGGGGGGGUAAGGGUGCUGUGUGUCAGUAUACCCCCCCCCUCCUUCUUCUUACUUUUAAUGAAGUGGGGGGGGGGGACACAGCUAUCCCUGGUGGUCCGGUGGUGGUAAGCACUGCAGGGGGAGGGCUCCAGGAAGCAGCUCCCCUGUCCUCCGGCGCAAUGCUGUGUGGAGCGUUGCCAUGGUAACGCGCGGCAACGCUCCACACAGCAUCGCGCGGGAGGACAGGGGAGCUGCUUCCUAGAGCCCUCCCCCUGCCUCCCGACCCGGAAGCAGAGUAGGCGCCUGCCGUUUCGGGCAGGCAGGUGCCUACUCUGCAGAGAUGGCGAACCUGUGGCCGCGUGCCCACAGAAAGGGCCCCGCGUGCCACAGGUUCGCCAUCACUGCACUAGGUCAUUUUUUCAGGUUUUGGCAUUUAUUUUGACCAUCGGAUUAAGUCUCUGUUUGAGUUGGUUCUUUUGUGAAUCAACCCGUACCCAACAUAAUUACCACCUGUUCUAGAGCGUUGACAUGAGGCUUCUAUAGAGCAGAAUUGCAAAAUGAUUAUUGGUACUCUUUGUAUAUUUUUCCAAGGUCUAUGGUUUGUGUAAGGUCUGAACCCCUUUACGUGCCCACCCUGUUCUUAUUUGUCUCAUACCUUUGCUGCUUGGGUAAGUGUGUUUUUCUUUUUUUGUUUACUUUACUCCUUUGCAUAUGAGUGAGUUAAUCUUUUUCCCAAAGACAUUCUGGUUGAUAACAUAGAAAUGUAAUGUAAUGUAGUAAAACUAUGUUGGUAACACUUAAAUUUCCUUUGAAUCAUGCCCUCAUUUUACAGAUCACUAAUAUCUUAAUUCCCGUUUCCUUUUUUCUUGCUAACCUUUGUUCUUCCUUUGCUGUCACAGCUGUUCCUUAACAGUCAGUCUUGUACAUUUAUUUAUUUAUUUUCCCAAAAUGUUUACCUGCCGUGACUUUUUGGUACAUGCUGAAUGCAGACAGGGGUAUUAGGACAAACAUUGCUCCUGAAGUCUUGUCACUUCCUUGCAAAGUAUAUAGAAAUAUAAAAAUUCAUCAUGUUUCAUCUCAAGUAUGCUUACAUCAAACCUUUUUAAAUUGUACUCUGUUAAUUUAACUAUGGCAUCCUGGCAGGAAGUUGAAUAAGUUAAUCAGACUAACAGAUAUCUCUCUCUCUCUCUCUAUAUAUAUAUAUAUAUAUAUUUAUUUUAUUGUGCAAAAAAUAUAUUUGUACAAACAGGAUGCUAAUGCCACAUUGGCCAAUAUUUUGACAUUUUAAACCUUGGUGGUGUAGCAAACGACAAACUGCGCAUUUUUACAAAAUGCUGUGCGCUGACAGCCGUUAACAUUGAUUACAGCUAGGGUUGCACAGACUGAAAACACAAUGGCAUGAAGUCAUACAAUGAUACAUUAAAGCUUUGAGUCAAUCAUGUUCUCUAUCCGGGUCCUGUCUCCAGUGUUUAGUGAAUAGGAGUGAAGAUCCCAAACACCCGCUAACUUCCUCUGGUGGGAAAGGGGGGGGAAUGGUGGUGGUGGGGGUACUAGUGGGUAUAUUUGUUCUGAGGUCAUUGAUACCAGUCGUGGACUAAGUCAGAGGUGCGAGUGAGAGGUCUUGCCGACCAGUAUGUACCUCGACCUUAUUGCGCAUUGUUUCCAGCUAUGUUGGUGCAGGGAGGGUGACCGCCUCUAGGUUGAAAGGUGGCAAAUAUGCCUCUGUAAUGAGGAGGGAGGGGUGGGUGUGCUGUGUAAAUUCAAUCCUGACUUGUUAAGUUGGUAUACUGUUGGGGGCAGUCUAGGGAGUUUUGUCCAGUCUCCCCCAAUAAGGAUGAUGCUGUCACCCCUUGUAAUGGGAGAGUAUUUAAAAACCAUGUCAACCAUGGUCUCCAAGCGUUCAGGUAUUCGUCGUACCUGUGCGAGAAGGAGUAAGAUAGCUGCUCCAUUAUCCUGAUGGAGUCUACCUUCUGAAUUUACUCUUUAAUGGAGGGGUUUGUGGGCCGUUUCCAUUUAAUGGGGAUUAGGCUGUUAGCGGCUGCGAGGAGAUGGUUUAGCAGCAAUCUGAUCUGUUUGGGCAUAAGAGAGGGAUAUAGCAUGAGCAACAUAGACUCGGAGGUAUGUGGUAGCUGUACGCCAGUGAUUGAGUGAAUGAGGGAUUUCAUUUUUCCCCAAUAUAAUUGUAUAGUGGGGCAUGACCACCAAAUGUGCACUGGCGUGCCUAUUGCCUGUUUGCAUCUCCAGCACGUGUUGGGUGAGUUGGGAAAGAAUUGAUUAACCCUGGUCGGGUCGGUGUGUAGUGCCACCUUGAGAUUCUUUUGUAUUUCUCCUUGUAGGUGCUGGUGCUUAGGGAUGAUUUGAAGAUGUUUGUGAAAAUACGUGUCCAUUCCCUGUCCUACAGGGUUAUCCCUAGUUCUUUCUCCCACUGUUUGGUAAAGUCUGGGAGGUAGUCAUCUUGUUUGUUCUGGAUAAUUUUGUAGAAGGUGGAUAGAUGUUUGGUCUUUAAACUAUGUGUGGAGCAUAUUGUUUCAAAUUGGGUGGCUGUUCCAGAGCCCUUUAGGAUAAUGGGGUUAGCCUGGAUAUAGUGAGUGAUUUGCUUAUGUCUCAACCGAAGCAAUUCGGUUUGCUGGUCCUGUGGUAUGAGUUCGUUGAAGGAUCGUAUACCCUCGUCUGUCAAUAGCGUUCCAAGUGAUAGAACGCUGGAAUGGUUCUGGCUUAAGAUAUACCAUAACGGGUUGUUUGUGAGUGAGUACAAAGGAGAGGGAUGUGGUGCUAUGUUUGGGAUCUAUCUGAUCUUCGACCACAGCAGUAAGGUCGGUGUUACAGUGGGAUGUGGCGCGUGGCCCGGUGUUAGGCAAGGCUUUCCCUUCUCGUGCCACGGUAUCGUGUGAAUGGGGGCCGUGAAUGAAGUAGCUUCCAAUUGCACCCAUUGUUUGGGGUUGUGAGGCUGUGCCCAUUUAUAGAUUCUGGUGAGUAUGAUGGCUUGGUGGUAGGUUUCUAGGUCCGGUAGACCCAGGACCCCCUGUACUUUCUGCCUGGAUAGUCAAGUAUACUUUAGUCUAGGGUGUUUAUUAGCUCACAAGAAGGACGAGAAAAGGCGUUUCACCUUUAUGAAGAAGGGAGGAGCUAUCCUGAUGGGCAGGGUUUGUAGUAGGUAGAGUAAUUUGGGAAGCACAUUCAUCCUCAGAAUGUUUAUUCUACAGAGCCACCCAAAGUACAGCUUGUUCCAGGCCUUGAGGUCUGUGGCAAUGGAUGUCAGUAAUGGUGGGACGUUCAAGUCGUAUGUCUGCGGUAACACUUUAGGUAUAUGUAUCCCUAGAUAUUUCACUGCCGCUGGUGACCAGCUGAGAGGGAAUAGUUGUGUUAUGGCGUCUUUGGUGUUAGAGAUAUUGAGUGGUAGGAUCUCGCUUUUAGUGACAUUUAUCCUGAAGUUGAACACCUCAGCAUACGUGUCUAUUUCUGUGAAUACAUGGGGGAGUGAUGUGGUCGGGUCUGUGAUCAUGAAGAGCUAGUCAUCUGCAAAAGCGGAGACUUUGUGUUCGUAGCCCUGUGCAAUAAAGCCCUUAAUGCCCAGGUGGUCCCUAAUUCCUUGGAGGAAGGGUUCAAUGGAUAGGAUGAAAAGGAGAGGAGAAAGGGGGCACCCCUGUGUCUUGCCAUUGGUAAUGGUCACUGUGUCUGAUAAUUGGCCGUUCACCCUGAUCCUGGCUAUAUUCUAUAUUUUUUAUGUUUAGGAACACUCUGGCUGGAUAGUUCACUCCUAACUUUAAUGAAUUGUUAUAGAUAACAUAAAUGGAUUCUCACCUUUGUUAUUGCAGUUAUACUUGCCCUGACCGGUAUAUGGUUGAGAAUUCAGGUGGUCCUAGCUCUCCCUCUUCUAUUUUUCAGGAUGCUGUUUAAUUCAUUAAAAACCUAAAUGAUGCUAUUAAGCUGUAUGAUCAUUGCAUGGUACACUUUACUAAUUGUAAGUGUAAAAAGGCAAAUCUAUUGCAAGCAGAUCUAAAGCUCACAGGCUGUGUGCCAUAACACUUAAUUCUGUUCUGAAGGCGGUGGAUUGAAGGCCCUGUGCUGAAUUCUCUUUUCCUUUUGUGUCAGUAGUUAUAAUUCUAUAACCCUCUAUCUGUAAUCUCAUCUGUGUCUUUAACUUAAUUUGUUAAGCGCUUUAAAUAUAAUGAUUGUAUAAGAAAUGUAAAAUACGUUUAAGAAUUUUAGAUAAACUAAGGAUGGGUUUGUGCACAUAAAGAAAUCCCCAAUAACAUGAUGGGGGGUACUUUAUCCUAGCAGCAGUCAUUGCAACCCGUUGCUAAAACUGGAACCUGAAUGAGUGCUGUAUCGAACAGCUGUUCUCAACAGGUACAUGCUUAUCAACUGAGUGACAGAGAACUGUCCCCCUCACCUGUCAUUCAUACUGACAUCCACUCUCUUGCUGCUGCUUAGCUUAAUUCCACCUGAAUCUGUUAUUUUAAAUUUCAACAUUGUACAAACCUCUUGUACAAAGCACUCUGUAUAAAAACCUGGGAAAGCUUAGACAGUGGUAAAAAAAAAAAAAAGUCAAUGUAAAGAGCAAUCUGUAAGAUCUUGGGGUGGCAAUACAACGAAAUUCAGGAGAAUGUCGUUAAACAAAAUCUGAUGUGACAAAAAUCACAUUGCAUGUUUAUAUAACUAAUAUGAUUAGAAAAGAUCUUCAUGAACUAAAAAAAUAAGUGAAAAUGAAAAAAACUGAAUAACACUGUAGGCAGAAAAAUUACCAAAUAUCAGGUUAAUCAGGAGCAUAAUGUGUUCUCUUCUGAUCUAAAGUGCUGUCUGGCUUCUGAGCAAUUUUACUGCCCCCAAAUGUUUCCAAGAAAACUGUGGUACAUGGAGAACUUCGUCUCCACAGAUAUGGCAAAAUGUGUGCAUUAAAUUUGACUAAUUGUCUUGUAAUAUGAGCAGGACUGAUUGAGGUGUAACAAUUCUCAUUUACAAAAGUGCCUAUAUCUAUGGGGAAAAAAGGACUCUAAAGUGUUUGAUUUGUUUGGAGUAUUCCUUUAAUUUAACUUGGUCAAUAGGGUUUGAAAAAUAAUACUAUGAAUGGAGUAUAUACAUAUGCAUAACAACCCGUGCACUUCAAAAUUAGUUUUGACGCUUAACCUUGUCCUUGAUCAUGGCCACAAAUAUUUUAUAUCCAUUUAAUUCACUGAAUUGUGCUUUCCUGGGAAGUUGAAUGUCUUUGGUGUAGUUAAACACUACAUUAUGUGCAUUUAUGUGAAUCUUAACCAUAACAGUAAUAUGUCUUAAACAAUGACCAUCCUGUUUUAAACAAACUUAAAGCAUGCUAAGCAAGGUCGUGUGUAAAACCUCUCUCUUAAAUUGCAUACAGAUUCCACUGAAUCAUAUUUAAGUAGCUUAAUAUGGCUGCCACACCACAAUAACCUAUUUUACUUGCAUUUAAAACAAUUCCCCUCUCUGUUCUUUCUAGUUAUGUGCAUGGAUGCAAAGAUCAAUUUUGACACUAAUGCAGCAUAUCGCCAGAAGGAAGUGUUUGAUCUCAGGGACUGGUCACAAGAAGAUGAACGAGACCAACAAGCAGCAAAGGCUGACCUCAACUACAUUGGACUGGAUGGCAACAUUGGAUGUCUUGGUAUGUUAGUAUUUCCUGUCUUGGUAUGUUAGUAUUUCCUGUCUUGUGUAGCUUUAUGGUUUCCUACCUUCAAAUAUACCUACAAUAAAUGCAUUUUAGUGUUAACUAUGUAAAAAUUGGCCUUUAUGUAUCUCCCCCUCAAGCAUCUACUUAUUUUCUUUCAAGUAAUAAAUAAAGGCCAUUUUUAGAUUAGCUGAAUUAACCAAGCACAUAUGUUUCCAAAUGUUUAGGGCCAAACUUGAUAUGUGCUUGUAACAAUUUGCAAACUUGCUUGUGUCUGUAUCAAAUGAAACCGUUUGGAGCCCAACAAUUCAGAGUACUUGCACAAUAUUAUCUUGUGACACUACUGGAUUCUUUGUGGAGAGCAGCACAGUUUCUUUGUAGUUAGACUAUCAACCUAUGACACUUAAAAUUGUGUGUUCUUCCCCACAGACCCAUGAAUAUUUCUAAAAGAAAGAUAAUUUCAGAGCAAAUCUAUAUAUUACAACAAUUGGCUUGCAGAGGCACAUUCCUAUACCUUUAUUUAACUAAAUGGCAUCUCGACAUUGAGUAGGGAUAUGUUUGCAUUAAAGGAACACUAUAAAAAAAGGAACAUUUUUAUUACUGUACAUUUUUGUUUUAAUUUGUAAAUGGACACACGUCUCCUGCCUGUGACAUAUACAGCCUUCCUGCACACUUCCUGAAAAGAGUGUUUACUUUAGAAGUUCAUAUAGCCUGCUCUGUUAAUUGAACUCUUAUGCACAUGUGCCUGUUGCAGACUAUUAACAAAUACAAAUAAGACAUUCUGGAUUAAACACACUGUACUGCAAUAGUUGAUUGAAAAUAAAACCAUUUUGUUCAUGUGCGUCACAGCCAGGGGAGUUGUGACUAGGGCUGCAUGAAUAAUUAUGCAUUUGCUUGCUAGAAUUGAAGAAUACAUAUACAGUAAUAAUGAAUACAUUGAAUAUUGUCUUAAUUGGUAUUGUAUUAGAUUAUUAGAUGAAUGACCAUCCUUUUGUUUCUUUUUCCAAAAGGCAUCAUUAUUAAUCCCUUUUCUUUAUUCUCCAUUACCACAAUUACCUAGAUUUGUAAGUAGUUAAAGCAGGAGAUCUUUCCUGCAUUUUGCAGACUCAAUACCUGGGUAACAUUGAGAUACAACCCAAGUAGUUUUUUAAUGACAAGCUGUCCAAUGAUACCUUUGGAAAAAUGUAGAGCAUAAAAAGAUGAUUGUGGGCAACUCUCAAAUGAUGCAUUUCAUGUAUUCAUAUGUUAUUUAGUGAAUGGAGCUGGUUUAGCAAUGGCUACAAUGGAUAUAAUAAAACUUCAUGGAGGAACACCAGCAAAUUUCCUAGAUGUUGGAGGAGGUGCCACGGUUCACCAAGUAACAGAAGCAUUUAGACUAAUUACGUCUGAUAAAAAGGUACAUGAUGUUAAUUAUAAAUGUAAUACUGACAUGGUAUAAAUCUUGAUUCUAAAAAAAAAAAAAGUUACACUUUCUAAUCUUGGUUUGUUAAUGCAUCCAGAUACUACCAAGUGUGAUGAUUCUUGCAGUGUUGCAUGUGGAAGUAAAACAAAAACAAAAAACCCCUAGAGGGCGGGGCCUGACUGCAAUGCUGGCCGGACGUAUCCUGUAAGAGCUCCUGCACCUAAUCUAUUAUAAGCAGAUAUUCGCCAGAUUGUACUCCUACUAGAGACUCUAGCUACAAUGAAUCCAUAGUGUGUUUUGAUGUACUUGGGUGUCCAUUUUUGUUAAAUAGACCGAUUUCUCAAUGGGCACUGUCUAACUGCUGUUUGUAUACGCUCAAAUCCACUAGACAUUGUUUUUGAGUGACAGAUUUAGCUUUAGUUUAAGGAUUAUAUGGUUUGUCAUCUCUAAGUCCAAAUAAUGUGCAAUUUGAAUUUUAAACAUCUGCAUCCAUAGUAGAAAUACUGAACUCAGAAUAUUGCGUUUUAUGCAGACAUUCAGAAUAUACUUUCAGUUUUAUAUUUAAACAAUCAAUUUAAAAUGUUUGUAUUGUGUGUUACCAAAGGGUUCUUUAAAACAUUUUUUUCCUGAAAAUUCUCAAUUGCAACCUUCAAGAGUUUGGGGAAUUUUCCAAGUAAAUAGAAAAUGGCACACUUUGUUUAGUGGAAGCUCUAUUUUAUUGUUCUUUUGUAAACAUAUCAAAGACUUCACUGAGGAAUACUUUUGCUCAUUGGAAUUGCCUAUUUAUGAAAAUUGUUGAAAAGGGGAGAACUUUAAACUUCCGCGAAGGAUCUUCCGUAAAUCCUUAUUUUGUAUGCCUGGCCAGGAUUAAUAGUAAAACGAGGCCCGGGUAAUAGAGCUACUAGAGACUAAAGACUAAGCAAAAGGGAGGAGCAUGGUGGGGAAUGAGAUUUGGGUAAGAAUAUCUACCUACUGCCUCCUCUGGAGUUAUACAUUUAUCUUGAAUGUUUUGUAAUUAAGAGUUCUUCUUUAAACUCAAGGGGUGGAGUAGGGUUGGAAAAGGUUUUUUAAAUCUUGAUCAAUCUGGAAAUAUCACUAAAAUUUAACCCCUUAAGGAGACAUGACAUGUGUGACAUAUCAGGAUUCCCUUUUAUUCCAGAAGUUUGGUCCUUAAGGGGUUAAAAUGCCAUUGACACGCACAAAUCAUGCUAAUUCCUGUUAAAAAAAAUGCAAUUAAGCUGUUUGACAGUAUACUUGUAAUUGUGGGAUGCCACUAAAACCUACUAGUAAUACAGCUGGCGGCAUAUGCAACUGACCAUGGGUGUCAUAUUUGUAGUCUUUACUGUUCUGCCAAUGGCACAGCCAUAAAAAAAUAAAAUGGUGAAAAAAGAAGAGAUGUAGUAACAUUAAAACUAUACAAGUACAAGCAAAGUAGCUAUAAAUGUUCUUAGAUGGAAUGUUAUUAAAUGUUUUAAAGUUUAAAAGUAAAAGGUGUUGAUUUUGUAGAGCCAGGGAUGUUUAAACAAGGCAUUGCAAGUUCUAUGUUUUCUCCAUAUGUUGUUCAUAUAUAAUUAACUUGUAUAACAAUUUGCUAAAUAUUAGCCGGAACAACUGGACUUAUAUUUGGGAAGUACAUAAGGGCGUACUUAGGGGACACCCGUAAGAAGAAGGAAUCCAGAGAGCAGAUAACGGAGAUCACAAGGAAUAUCACCUGACUAGUAAACCUGCACAUGUACAAGGCACUGACCAAUGCUCAGAAACAACUGACGGACAUAUUAAACAGCAAACAUUUUCACCUCCAAUAGCAUACAAAUGCUUUCUUUUAUCUACACGCUAGUAAAGGAGGUAAGCUCCUAGCUCGAAUGCUUCAGGGCCAACAAGCACCAGCUCAGGUGCACCGCCUAUGCAUGACAAAAUGUAAAUUAACCCAAUUUCCUAAAGAAAUAGUGGAGGAGUUCCAGAGGUUCUACGCUGAUCUUUAUAACAUCUCCUCUGCCCCCUCUGAUGUCCCCCCCCCUCCCCCAAUCGGUGAGUAACAUAGAAUUAAACUGACAAGGUUCUACCCCAACCACACUGAUGGCUGAGGAAGCACAAUCACUGGAUGGACCAAUUUCGAAAGGACAGAGUACGCUUGGUCAUAAAAACGGCAAAAGCUGGCAAGGCACCAAGUCCAGACCGGCUGUCAGCUGGCUACUAUAAGAAGUUUGGACAUAUACUGGUCCCCAGAUUAGGUUCUAAAUAGACUCACUCAAGGGGAAUGACUCCACGAAGAAUCCCUGGCAGCUACUGCUGCCAUAAUCUCCAAAUUUAGAAAACCGGAGAAUUACUGCCCGAUCUCCCUGCUCAACUUUGAUGUCAAAUUCCUUUCAAAUAUACUAGCGAUGAGGCUUCAAGCUUUCCUACCUAGAAUUCUCCACCCAGACCAGACUGGAAUCAUUGCUAUAUGCAAGUGCAGGUGGCUGCUUAUGCUUUCUAUGGAUGUGAAAAAAAGCAUUAGACUGGGUGAUUUGGUAUUUCAUGUUGUCGGUGCAGCACAAAGUGGGAAUUGGUGACUGGAUGCUCAAAUGGAUUGAGGCACUAUACUGUCAGCCGAAUGCAAAAGUCAGGGUCACUGGAGCCCUUACUGAUAGUUUAUCUAUUCGCCACGGUACCAGACAAGGGUGCACUUUCUCACAUCUAUUUGCCCUGACACUAGAACCAUUCUUAGCUACUGUACGCAAUAAUACGCACAUUAAAGGGUUGCGUUGUCAGGAAUUGGAGCGUAAGAUAGCAGGACAACAUGCUUUUUUAAAAUUUUUUAUUUUUUUAUUAAAGUGCCGCUGAGAACUCUCCCUGCCUUGCUCGGACAAUUCUGGACUUACGGAGACCUGUCGGUUCUGAAACUGAAUCCCGACAAAUGUGAAAUCUUUAACAUUACCACUUCAUCUCCCGACUGCUCCCUGGUUAAAACUAACUUUCCUUUUCAAUGGUAUGAUAAUCAGAUGAGAUAUCUUGGUAUUUGGAUCGAAAUCCUAAAGAAUUAUAUCAACAAAACUUUGUGCCACUCCUACACAAGAUCCAAAACGAUCUCAGACACUGGAAUCAUCAACAUAUAUCAUGGCAGGGUAGCAUCGUGGUUAUUGAAAUGAACAUUCUCCCUCAGCUACUGUACUUCUUACAGACCAUCCCACUGGCUCUGUCUUGUGAUUUAUUUGCAGGCCUGUGGACAACUGUUUUCCGUUGUGUGGAGGGGAGAGAGAGCGAGGAGGAGUUGAGGAGGCAUGACGUGUGCCUCUUCCCUUUUUCCUUCAACCUCUUAUUUGAUUCACCUGUUCCUGUCUACUACUUUUGAUCUCCCUUCCACAUCAUAGACUCCAUUUGUGAUAAGACAUCAUCCCACCCUGGCUACUGGUCAGAGUGGAAUAUUAGUUCUGCCUGCCAGAGGGACUAAAUACGUGGGAACUCAGAUGAUGAGCAAUAGUAUGUGAUAAAGCUGGCAUAGUGUAGCCUUGAGAGGAAUUGCAGAUCUCUGACCAGACUUACAUACAUUCAUGCACACCUGAGACAGACAAAGAGUUUAUCACUGAUGCUAUAUUCAAUGUUGGACAAUGACCGAUUCGACAAGAUUAAAAGUCACCAUACAGUGGCAACUCUGAUUGAGCUGACCUAUCCACCUAUAGUUCGAUGGAGAGGUGUCGCUAUUGAUCUACCCCCUAGCCCUGGAAAACCACUUACAUUCUCGAUACUCUUUUGCAUGAUGCAUUCGGUCGUAGUACUUGCUGCAUACCUGUGAAAUGGUGUACAAUCACGCACCUUCUGAUAGUCCUAUCUCUCUGAGCAUGUAAUGACGAGUGCUGGCUGUAAAUUGACAUGUACAUGGGAUUGCUACAAUUCAUGCCAUUUGCCUUGCAUAGAGACCUUGCGUGGUCUGACCAGAUAUGAACAGUUAAGGGACCUGUAUGUCUUGCUGAAAUGCAGAAUGUGUGCUAAAUGUUGUUUCUUUACUUUUCUUGUACUCUUCUUGAGAAUCAAUAAAAAAAAAAAAAUAUUGAUAUAACUAAAUAUUAGCCAAAAACCUGGUUUGUCUCUAUGCUCUUUGAUUGUAGUGCCCUGCUGGAGAGCAGGUUACUGCAUACUGCCUCGUAAGGAAAAUCAUUUUGUGUAACAUAUCAAAAAGAUAGUUUUAUGCAAAUUAGAAUCUUUUAGAAGCAAAACUUCAUUGUUCAAGACUGCAUCUAAAGUUUAGUGAAGAUUACUUACAUUUUUUAGAAUCCUUUAAGCCAUACUUUCACUGAUGUCCCAUAGCACUAAAUAAAUAAUUGGUAAUGUGCAGUAGACUGACAUUACAUAGGGAAUAAUACUGUAAGCAUGAGAUAAGAAAGCAUUGUUGGCUUUACUAAGACCAUAAGCCUAAUAGGAAGCUAGGAUUUUCUUGGCUGUUAUCUAUUAUUGGAAAGGAUGAUAGCAUUAAGAAUAGUACUGUAUCAUUAGGAUUUUCAUAAGUAACGUGUUGAAUAUUCCAUAGUCUGUAUAUUGAACAAUAGUCUAUACUUUAGCAUUCUGCAUUCAUAUGUUGGCAAUUUAAUUCUUCAAUAUAAACCAUUGUUGUUAUAUCUGCAAAGUAAUUAUUUUGGCUUUACAUUUGAAUAUAUGAAAUUCCUGCACCACAUGCUAUUUCUUCAUAUAGUAAUGCUUGCUUUAUUUAUUUUUUUAUUUUUUCAAUAGGAGUAAAUUCAAUUAUUUUUUGUAUAUAGUAAUGAUAAGCUUUGAUUUAGGAGGAAUGUGAAAGUGUUAUUUGGUUAUAUGGUAUGUCGUUAUACUGCUGUAGUCUGACACUGUGGCAGUAGAAUUUUGUAAGCAGGGAACAUUUGCCUUCAUAGUCUGUUUCGUGGCUGCAUAGCAUGUCUUCAAUUCACAUGUGGUUGUCAAGCUUGGUUAUAAAUCCUGUACAUCAUAAUCUUUGGUCUUGUGUUUUUAUAAAUGUCUAUUAUUUUUCAAUAAUACAUGCUUUGCUCUUAUAUUUCUUUUAUACUACACAGUAUUUUAGUUUAGGGUUAGUGUACUGUGGAGGGGAUAAUACAUAUUGUUAGUGUUAGGGUAGGGGUCAAUGUAUAAUGAUAGUGUUAGGGUAGUGUAGCAGUUAAAGCGGCACUGUCAUGGCCGAAUCCAGUUUUGUUUUGUUUUUUUAACCCCCCUCCCGACUCCACUACAUCUAACUGACCCCUAGUCACCCCCAAAUGCCCCUAAGCCCCCCAUAUUACCUAUUUUUAUUCUUUAUUUUCUGCCCCAACCUAUAUUCAGGGAGCCACCAUCUUUGUGUGGGUAGAGGAAGUCCCUGUGGGACACGUCAUCUGCCCACACUAGAUAGCCUGUGAGAUUCCCACACAUGCCCAGUGAAACACUUGGGCAUGCGAACGGGAAUUUAAUCAAUUCAUUAAUUCGUCAGAAAGACGAAUGAAUGAAUAGCAUUGUCAGUCAAACAAACACUGUGUAUCAGUGUUCGUUUGUUCGUUCAGUUUAUUACAAGGAGGAAGCUACCAGCGCGCAGCUCCCUCCUUGUAAUAUGUGAAGAUAGAAGCGGCAGGGUCUUUCAGUCACAUUUACGAAUACUAAGUAAAGAUUACUUAGUAUUAGUAAAUUCAGCCAGUGGCUGCUCACUGUUAAAAAAAACAAAAAAAAACAAAAAAAAAACAACCUAUUGGCCCCACCCCUGAGCUGUGGGUGGGGGGCCAUAAUGGACAAUCGGGGGGAGGGGGGGAUGGGACCUACUGUCCUCCCCCCGGCACCCACCCCUGCGCAGUGGGUGGGGGCCAUAAAUUACAAUGGGGGAGACGACCUACUGUCUUCCCCCCGGCCCCCACCCUUGAGCGGUGGGUGGGGGCCAUAAAGAUAAUAAGGGGGGGGCUACAGUCCUCCCCCCUGGCCCCUAUCCCUGGGUGGUGGGUGGGGCCAUAAAGAUAAUGGGGGGGUGCUACUGUCCUGCCCCCACCCCUGCGCGGUGGGUGGGGGCCAUAAAUUACAAUGGGGGGGGACCUACUGUCCUCCCCCUCCCGGCCCCCACCCUUGAGCGGUGGGUGGGGGCCAUAAAGAUAAUAAGGGGGGGAACCUACUCCCCCCAUCAAAGGUGACUAGGGGUCCCCAAGCCCCUAGUCACCCAGCCCCCAAAAAGUCACCCCUUACCUACCUCUCUCAACCUAAAAAAUAGUGAGGGGGAAAUAAAAUAACUAACUUGUAAAGAAAAAUUAAACUUAUCAUUUGACGUCUAUAAAGCCUUGCCCCGCCCUGCAAUUAGGCUAAGAACACUCUGAUUGGUUGGUUUAAGCCAAUCAGAGUGCUUUGUGUCAUUUUACACAGCGUGGGAAGAGCACUCUGAUUGGCUAAACCUAAUAUAAGCCUUCCCCCGCCCUCUGCGCAGAGCCCUCCAUGGGUGAAGAUGGAUUAUUUUUUUUGCGCUUUGGUUUUUUAUUUUUCGUCUUUUUUUUUUUUUUUUACGCUCAGGUUUUUUAUUUUAUUUUAAGUUCGACAGGAAUGAUGUUUUUUUAUUUGGCCUUUUUUGAAGAUUUUAGAAAAAAAGAAGACUUCAAAAGGUAAGUUACAUUUUUCUUUACAGGUUAGUUAUUUUAUUCUCCCCUCACUAUUUUUCAGGGUGAGGGGGUUAUGUAGGGGGUAACUUUUUUUUUUUUUUUGGGGUGGGUGAUUAGGGGCUUGGGGACCCCUAGUCACCUUUGAUGGAGGGGGGGGAGGGAUUUGUCUUAGGACCCCCACCCGCCGCCCGGAGGGGGGGGGGAAGAGGACGGUAGGUCCCCCCACAUUGUAAUUUAUAGCCCCCACCCACCGCGCAGGGGUGGUGGCCGGUGGGGGAGGACAGUAGGUCCCCCCCUCAUUAUCUUUAUGGCCCCCACCCACACCUCAAGGGUGGGGGCCGGGGAGGACAAUAAGUCCCCCCCCCAUUGUAAUUUAUGGCCCCCCAGUCACCGCGCAGGGGUGGGGGCUGGUGGGGGGAGGACAGUAGGUCCCCCCCUAUUAUCUUUUUGUCCCCCACCCACCACGCAGGUGUGGGGGGAGGACAGUAGGUGCCCCCUAUUAUCUUUUUGGCCCCCACCCACAACGCAGGGGUGGGGGGAGGACAGUAGGUCCCCCCCCAUUAUCUUUUUGGCCCCCACCCACCACGCAGGGGUGGGGGGAGGACAGUAGGUCCCCCCCCCAUUAUCUUUAUGGCACCCACUGGCUGGGGGGGGGAGGACUGUAGGUUCCCCCCCAUUAUCUUUAUGGCCCCCACCCACCGCUCAAGGGUGGGGGCCAGGGGGGGAGGACAGUAGGUCUCCGCCCCCUCAUUAUCAUUAUGGCCCCCACCCACCGCUCAAGGGUAUAAGUCCCGCCCAUUGUAAUUUAUGGCCCCCACUCACCGCGCAGGGGUGGGGGCUGGUGGGGGGAGGACAGUAGGUCCCCCCCUAUUAUCUUUUUGGCCCCCACCCACCACGCAGGUGUUGGGGGAGGACAGUAGGUCCCCCCCUAUUAUCUUUUUGGCCCCCACCCACCAUGCAGGGGUGGGGGGAGGACAGUAGGUCCCCCCCAUUAUCUUUAUGGCACCCACUGGCUGGGGGGGGAGGACUGUAGGUCCCCCCCCCUCAUUAUCUUUAUGGCCCCCACCCACCGCUCAAGGGUGGGGGCCAGGGGGGGGUGAACAGUAGGUCUCCGCCCCCUCAUUAUCAUUAUGGCCCCCACCCACCGCUCAAGGGUGGGGGCCGGGGGGAAGGACAGUAGGUCCCCCCCCAUUGUAAUUUAUGGCCCCCACCCACUGCUCAAGGGUGGGGGCCGGGGGGGGGACAGUAGGUCCCCCCCAUUGUAAUUUUUGGCCCCCACCCACCGCGCAGGGGUGGGGGCCGGUGGGGGGAGAACAGUAGGUCCCCCCCCUCAGUAUCUUUAUGGCUCCCACCCACCGCGUAGGGGUGGGGGCCGUUGGGGAGAGGACAGUAGGUCCCCCCCAUUAUCUUUAUGGCCCCCACCCACCGCCCGGAGUGGGGACCGGGGACGACGACUGUAGAUUGCCCCCCUCAUUAUCUUUAUGGCCCCCUCCCACUGCUCAAAGGGGAGAGGUCAGUAGGUCCCCCCCCAUUGUAAUUUAUGGCCCCCACCCACCGCACAGGGGUGGGGGGAGGACAGUAGGACUCCCCCUCAUUAUCUUUAUGGCCUACACCCACCGCUCAAGGGGAGGACAGUAUAUUCCCCCCAUUGUAAUUUAUGGCCCCCACCCACCGCUCAGGGGUGGGGCCAAGGGCCAAUAGUUGUUUUUUUUUAGUAUUCGUAAAUGUGGCUGAAAGACCAAUUUAGGUCUUUCAGCCUUUUGGAAGAUAACUCCCUAAUACUGUGGGAGUUAGGAAGUUAUCUACUAAGCGGCUGCAAGAUGCAGCCGCGGCACAAAUUGAAUCGGAGUUUAAUUCAUUCGAAUGAAAUUCCAAUAUGAACAAAGUGCCGAAUUGAGUUCUAAAAGAAACUAACAUACUGUUCUCAUCCAGUUAGAACACAAUUCGGCAGUUUUGUCUAAAAUGACAGGAAGCAUCGCGAGAUCACAGAGGAAAGGUAAGAAUAUGGGAAAAUUGCUGUGACCAGCGGAAAUGAAGCACACUUUGCUCCUCCGCUGGUCAAGCGGAGGAAACCUCCAUAAGGCAAAGAGUCCCUACUUUGUCUUAUGAUUUUAAAGAAAACUAAAGAAGACAGGAAGAAAAGAAGAACAGAUCCUGAGAGAAGGGGAGAAGUGUAUAUAUAUAUAUAUAUAUAUACACCCCCAUUAUUUUUGCCAAGGUUAGGUGUUUUUUUUUUUUUUUUUAAAUGCUAUAAAAUUCUGUGAUCUUUGAAAUUGCUUUUAGUGAAUGGAGUGCGUUGGAUCUUGUAUGUUAUGUACAUAAUGAGAGGAAGCAAACCGUGUGGGGCAGCCAGAUGAUGGGGUCCCACUGGGAGCGAAACCUUUGCCAUUCAACUUAGCCUUCCGAUUUCUUGUUAAUUAAAAGUUUGGUUAUAAAACCCAGAUUUGUAAUGAAAAAGCAGAGGUUUGUGUAGCGAAUGACAAACAUUGUGUAUCAAAUGUUAAAUUGUAUAUCCUUUGUGACAAUCUGUGGUAUAACUUCUGCAAAUAAAAUAAAGAAUUGAAAAAAAAAAAACAUAAAAUGAGAGUGGAAGAAUUAAGUACAUAUCCAGAGUUUGUGUUUAUACAUGUUGGAAGCAGAAAGAAUUAGCAAGCGAAAAGAUCUGAGUGACUUUGAGUGAUGGGCCUAGCCUAAUAUGGAUGGCUGGACGACUGGGUCAAACCAUCUAAAAAAUGGCAAGUUUUGUAAGGUGUUACUGGUAUGCAGUGUUUUUACCUACCAAAUGUAGUGCUAGGGAGGGCAACCGCUGUCACAGUCAUGGGCACCAAAGGUUUGAGGAGUCAUGAGGGGAGCAAAGGCUAACCUGUCUGGUUUGAUAACACAGAAAAGUUACUGUAUCUCAAAUUUAUGAAAAGCUUAGUGCUGGCUAUAACAGAAAGGUGUUAGAAAACAAAGUGUAUCGUAAUUUGCUUUGUAUGGGGCUGCAUAGCCGAAGACCGGUUAGUGUGCCCAUGAUGACCCCUGUCCACCUCUGAAUGCACUUUCAAUGGGAACGUGAGCAUCAGAACUGGACUGUGGAGCAUCAAAUAAAAAAUUACUUUAUCCCGAGUACCACAUUUGAAUUGUUAAAUUAUGUUGUGAUACAUUAUUCAUACACAGUACCUCUUCCUUUCAUCUCUUUCAAUCAAAAAUGAUAGACUCUACAAAAAAGUAACUAAAUAUAUUAACUUUAUUUUACAGGUUCUAGCUAUCCUGGUUAAUAUUUUUGGUGGCAUUAUGAGAUGUGAUGUUAUUGCGCAAGGCAUCAUAAUGGCUGUGAAGGACCUUGAACUGAGGGUGCCUAUUGUCGUCCGUUUGCAAGGUAAAUAUUCACAUUCUUCUGCUCCAUAUUUAGAAGAAGGACUCUUAUAUGAGAGGUGUAAUUACUACCAAUUGACUGCAGUUUGGCACAUUGGUGGAGUAAGUUUACAUUAAGAGUUGUACAAUACUGGACUGAAAAUUUGUAUAGAUUGUGUUUUCACAAGGCACUUGUCAUUAUGGCAAAAUAAUGUUGACAUAUUUAGUAAAUAUUUUUGAGUUUACCUGUUUUUCAUUGUACUUGUGCAAGCACUGAAUAUAGGCAAGCUGAGAAAACUACAGAGGUUAAAACACAAAAAAGCAAAACAAAAAACCUAUCAUUUUGGAGCCCCCUCUUCUUCAAGGGACCAAAAGUAAUUGGACAAUUUACUCAAAAGCUGUUUCAUGGACAGGUGUGGGCUAUUCCUUCAUUAUUUCUCUGUCAAAGGAGCUCUCAAUGCAAGUCGAACGGGGCAUCCUUAAGUUGAAAACAAAAAUCCAUCUGAGAUAUAGCAGGAACAUUAGGAGUGGCCAUAUCAUAACAGUUUUGUACAUUCUGAGAGAAAAAAAAUAAGACUGCGUUGGUGUGCUCUGCUACACAAAAAUGCCUCGAUGUUCACAGAAUACAUCAGUGGUGGAUUAUCAUAGGAUCCUUUUCAUGGUAAAGAAAAACUCCUUUAAAACAUCCCAUCAAGUGAGGAACACUCUCCAGGAGGUAGGUUUAUCAUUAUCUAAGUCUACCAUAAAGAGAAGACUUCAGAAGAGCAAAUACAGAGGGUUUGCCACAAGGUGCAAACCAUUCAUUAGACGUCGCCAAAAACCAUCUAAAAAAGCCAGUCCAGUUCUGGAACAGCAUUCUUUGGACUUGUGAAACUAAGAUAAACCUGUACCAGAUUGAUGGUAAGAAAAAAGUAUGCAGAAGGCUUGGAAUGGCUUUUAUCCAAAGCAUACCACAUCAUCUGUAAAACAAGAUGGAGGCAGUGUGAUGGCAUGGGCAUACAUGGCUUUCAAUAGCACAGACGGUUGAAUUCUGAAUUUUAUAUAGAUAUAUUGUCUGGUCAGAAAAGUAAUUCAUGAGUUUGAAGUAGAAUAUUCUGCAAUGGCCGCGUCAAUCACCUUAUCUCCGCAUCAAGCAUGCAGUUCACUUGUUGAAGACAAAACGUAAGGCAGAUAGACCCAAGUGUAAACACCACAGGAGAAAGCUGCAGUAGAGGCCUUGCUAAGCAUUACAAAGGAGGAAACCCAGAGUUUGGUGAUGUCCAUGUGUUCCAGACUUCAAGCAGUCAUCGCUUGCAAAGGAUUGUCGACAAAGUAUUACAAAUUUACAUUUUAUUCAUGAUUGUGUCAAUUUUUACAAUUACAUUUGAGCCCCUGAAAUAAUCACACUGUGUGUGAAAAUGGAAAUUCCUAAACAUUUCAUAUAUUUUUGUUCAACCUCUUGAAUUAAAGCUGAAAGUCUGCACUUCAGUAGCAUCACGGUUGCUUUGUUUGAAAUUCAUUGUGUUGGCAUACAGAUCCAAAAUUAUGAAAAUUGUCACUGUGCAAAUAUUUCCAGACGUAAUUGUACAUAACGCAAACAGGCCACAUACACACAAGUAGAAUACGACAACAUAUACAUACAUUUCAAAAUAUAAUAGAAUUGACACUCCAAGGGACCUCAGAGCCACUAAAAGAAUGCCCACUCCUGUGCUAGAUGAUGGUUAACAUGACAGGUCUGUAAUAACAAAUGAUUUACCUGUUUGUCAUGAAGAGAUGAAUAUUGCAUUUGUAGAAAGUGAAUUCCUGUAUCUUUACUGUUUGCUGUUAUUUAACCUUUUUUUCUGAUUGUGAAAUCACAUUUCUUCAAAUCUCAGUAAAGAAAGACCCUUUUAAUAACAAAAAAAAAAAAUGCAAUAUGAUCAUGUGCAAAGUGUAAUAAUAUGCAAUUCUUUACCAGGACAGACCGUAAUAACAAAAUAAGUUUAAGGAUAUAGUUUAAUUAAUCGAUAAAAUGUAUUUUAUUUAUUGUUUUACUGUAGAUACAAUAUUCUCUUUAUGUACACUAUAGCGUUACAUAAAGAGGGCUAUCUCUAGCUUUUGAUGAGUACAUAUUGAGCAAUGCCAAGAGAUUAGUUUGGUUUUGUUUUAAUUUCUUCAUUAUAAUUCCCACUUUUCUCCAUGAAAACUUCUCUCUUCUCCGAAGUAUAUUAUAUCCUAUCUGCCAUGCCCUUCCCUGCAUUUUGUAUUAUGGUAUAUUUGACCCUCUUCCUAUGGAUUUCCCAGUAAAUUCUUUCUUUCCAUAAUUGUUCCUGGUCACCCCCUCCACCCUCAUAAGUAUUCCUAACCUUUGUUCUCUUUUUACUUUUCUUUACCUCGUCCAUUGUCACCUGUUAUAUUUUAUUAUUACCUUUAACCCUCCCCCUUUGCUGCUGCUUAUAAUCCCCCUUACCCUUUAACCGUCAUCCCUUGCCCCAUAGUAUACUUCUCACUCUUCUGUCCCUUACAGAUUAUUGGGAUAUUACAUUCCAUGCUCUCCUGCUCCUUGAUUCCCUUUAUUUCACAUUCUCUUCCCCCAUAUUUCCCCUGGAUUCAUCCUCCCUCUCGUCUAUCAGCUGAUCAGUUUGCAACUCCAUCCCUUCUUCAUUUUAAGCUCAUUCCUAUUGUCUAUUUGAAGGUUGGGGGUUGAGAGCAACAUUCUCACUUGUCUUUGGAUGGAGUCUUUGUGCUGCACAUAGGCACAAAUAUUCUCUUAUUUCUAUAUCUGAUCUUGCAGGGCUGAUGAAUGGUGCUGGAUGAGUAAUGAUGUCAUAUUCCAGAAGCAGUGUUAUGUACUAUGGUGAUAUGUAAACAGAUUAGUAUUUUUUAAUUUAUUAAAAGCAUCAUUAUCCAAGUCAAUAUCAAUUAUGUAUGCACUCUUUCCAGUGAUACUAUGAGUCAUGCAGUAAUACAAUGAAUACAUUAGAAUUGUCACUCUCUAAGCAUUACAUGCAGCAAUGCCUUUUGUGUAAAUAUACAAAUAAUAAAUGUUAUCUUUUCCUUUCAUGCGAUUUAAAUGGACAAACAUUUUGGGGGGUGACAUUAUUAUGAACCCAUUACUUUAAUUAAGCUUAAUGAUUUUUAUUUCCUCGACAGGUACAAGGGUUGAUGAUGCCAAAGCACUGAUAACUGCCAGCGGUCUGAAAAUUCUUGCUUGUGAUGACCUUGAUGAAGCUGCAAAAAUGGUAAAUGUGUAUAUAUUUUGGAAAAUAAAAGCAUAUAUCACACAGAUAAGUUGACAAACCUAGUUUAUUCCCUUAGUUCCAUGGCCAAAAGAAUGUGUGUAGUUACCAAUGUAAUGAAAGUCUUGGUGGUUAUUCUUUUCUUCAGUUUGUGUUUGCACCCUGAGCCUCAUUUGCGAAACUUUUUGAACCACUUACUAUUGUUCUAUUGUAUAAAUCUCUUUAAAAAGGAGUCAGAAUAUUUGAUUACAUGAAGAUCAUGUCUUCAUCUUCCAUUAAAGGACCACUAUAGUGCCAGGAAAACAUACUUGUUUUCCUGGCACUAUAGUGCCCUGAGGGUGCCCCCACCCUCAGGGUCCCACUCCCGCCAGGCUGUAAGGAGAGGAAGGGGUUAAACACUUGCCUUUCUCCAGCGCCGGGCUCCCUCAGUGCGGGAGACUCUCCUCCUCCUUUCCCCGUCAUCGGCUGAAUGCGCAUUGCGCGGCAAGAGCCGCGCGCAUUCAGCCAGUCUCAUAGGAAAGCAUUCUCAAUGCUUUCCUAUGGACGCUGGCUUCUUCUCACUGUGAAAAUCUUCUAUGUUUAAGCUGCAGGGUUAAUCCUAGCUGGACCGGACACCCAGACCACUUCAUUGAGCUGAAGUGGUCUGGGUGCCUAUAGUGGUCCUUUAAGACCCAAGCUGUGUGCUGUGAUUCUCCAUCUUGAAGCAGUACAGACAGAUUCUCAUAUUUAAUACAUAAAUAAAUACUGUUCAGCCACUGAAUUGUGGGAGAGAUGUAAAACACAGGCUUUCAGAACUAUGUCUUGUUUGGAGAAAGUUUAACAAUUUAUCUUAUAUGUAAGUAAAUAUUGCAGACUAUUUGAAAAAUGAUUUUAAACCUUUCUUAAUGGUUGACACAUGGGAUACAUCCCAUCUGUAAAUCUAUUAGUGAUGCCUCUGCCAUUUCUUUGGAUUUAUGAUUACUGCAUGGGCUUAGGGUUGUACUAUUGGUGGAUGCCUCACAAUUGAGAAGUUCAUUAAUAACUUAUUGAAAACUAACUCCGGCAUACAAGAACUGUGAAAUGAUGCUACAUAGACAAGUGUUGCGCUCAAAAUAUACUUAAAGGGACACUAUAGUCACCCAGACCACUUCAGCUCAAUGGUCCCUCUAGGGUUAACCCUGCCUGAUGUAAACAUAGCUGUUUCUGAGAACUGCUAUGUUUACAUCUGGGGUUAAGCCAGCCUCUAGUGGCUGUCUUCUGGACAGCCACUAGAGGUGCAUCGGCAAUGAUUGAGGGCAUAAUAUGCCUCAAUCACGCAGUGCGUCCAUAGGAAAGCAUUGAAAAAUGCUUUCCUACGGACACUUUGAAUGCGCGCACGACAGACAAGGAUGCUGACGUUGGUGGGGGAGGAGAAGUUAGGGAGCCCAGCGGGGGAAAAGGGUGAGUAGCUGAAGGGGCACCCUCAGGGAACUAUAGUGUCAGGAAACCCAAGCGGUUUUCCUGACUAUAGUGUCCCUUUAAACAUACAUUGAUCAAAGAAAAUCUGUAAAAAAAUUAAAAACAUUAUCUAGUGCAGAUUAUCCUUAUUAUAGUAAUAAUACACUGUUUCAUAUACAUAUAUGAGGGUUACACUCACAUUUACCAGACCCCUAUUAACCCUGGCUCUGGGUAAGAAAUGCUCCACUUGAGAGGGAAUAACACCCACAAUGCUCAGGCUUGAAGGCUUUGAAGACUUUAAUUCUCAAAAGAUGGCACUUUUAGGAUGAAAUAGCUGCAAUUACUAAAAGUGCAAUUUUUUGAGAAUUAAAGUCUUUAGAGCCUUCAGGCCUGAGCAUUGUGGGAGUUAUUCCCUCUCAAGUGGAGCCUUUCUUACCCAGAGCCAGGGUUGAUAGGGCUCUGGUAAAUGUGAGUGUAACCCUCGUAUACAGAUUUUCUUUGAUUUUUUUUUUCUUUAAUCAUUGUAUGUUAAGUAUAUUUUGAGCACAACACUUGUUUAUAGUUUUUGGAUUAUUUUGUCACUUUAGGUGAUUGCAGCUCAUUUUCACAAGCACUACUUAUUUUUUAAGCGCUAUGCACUUUUUGGUUAUUAUGAUGCUACAUAGACCCAGAGAGCGGGCCGGAGAUGUCCACUAAAUCUAGUACGUGCAGGAGUCCAGAUUUCUGAAUUUCCAAUACCAGUUAGUAAAUGAGAUUAGUUUCUUGGGAACCUGAUUGCUGUAGGAGCCCAUUAUACAGGGUUAUUCACUAAAGUGAGAAUUUGAGGUGAAUUCAAAGUGAAUUCAUUUACAUUUAAGGCCAACAUUGCCAAACUGGAAGCAUGGCUGACUAGGAUAAUUUGUCCAGUUCAGCUAUGUUGGCCUUAAAUUUGCAUUUCACUUUCAAUUUUUCACUUGAGUGAAUAACCCUGAUAGUUAUCAUGCACCUUAACUAUUUUGCUGCAUUCAGAUAACCUGUAUAUACCGUUAUUUUUGUCUGUCCCUCAUAGUACAUUUUAUCAUAAAUCCCUAUGUACUCGUCUGCGAUGAUUGAUGUAGAUUGUACUGUAGGUUACAGGAAUUCUAAAUUUGUGUCUAGACUGGUUAUGUGUGUAGCUAAAAUACCUUCUUUUGUUAGACAACUGUCCAAUCACACUCCUAGUAUGCCUUCGUUACCAUCUUGGCAUGCUACCUAAAUGGUUUUUGUCAAAUUCCAUUGUUUGCCAAAGCCAUAUAUGUUUUUACAAUGUGAGAAAAUAUAUUGCAGGCUGUAUACUGAUUCAAAACAAAAUUAUUUUUCUUUUUAGGUUGUGAAGCUUUCGGAAAUCGUAUCAUUGGCAAAACAAGCACAAGUGGAUGUGAAAUUCCAGUUGCCAAUCUAAAGCUUCCCAAAAAGAAUUUUGUUGAAUUUGAACAUUUUUUGUGUUUUUUUUUUUCCUCUCCUUUUUCUUUCUAGACUUUAAUUAAAUGCUUUAUGACUGUAAAAUAGUUUGUGUUUAAACUGAGUUGCUGCUCUUUAAAUCAUUGUCACUUUACAUGUGUAUUGGAACUGUUUUUACAUUCUAGACUAGUUAUUCAUCACAUUGCAUCGCGUUGAGCCAACUGCUGUAUUGUAAUUAUCAGACAUGCAUUCAUGUAACAGACAUUCUGUGAUUGGAUGCUUGUUAGCUACAUGCAUCUUUAAAUGUAUUAAUGUGUGUGGCAGAGUAGAUAAUCAUAUGACACUUAUCGAUUAUAGAAUAUCAGAUCAGGAUGAUACUUUUGAAAGCCACUAUAGUAAUGGCGUUUUCAUAUUCGAAACGGGAAUAUGUGGUUCAUUUAAAUAGUACAGUCCUAAAUCGUGGCUUAUGGUUAUAGGAGACAUAUAACUAGAACUUUCUGCUUCAUUGGCCUAUAAAUAAUACCCCAGUAUUGGGAAUCUUAGUGAGAGGCUUCAGUAGAGUUAAUGGCUACCUGCACUACAUGUUGUGUGUAAAUGUGGUCUAUUAUACAUAGCAACACUCCAUCAAAGAUUACCACCCGUCUGUUAUUCUUCCAUGAAGUUAGGUAUACAAUUUGUACCUUAUAUGUUACUUAAUAUAGAGUCUUAAUUAAGUAACCUAUUGUUUAAGCAAAAUGGGUAUGAAAGGUACAGCCAGCAGGAAAAUUGGGUCUUGUAAGUUGUUAACACAAAAUAAAAAAAUACUAUUUUAAGAUCUUGUCAACAGGUCAUUGUUUCACAUUUGUUUUCUAAAGUGCUUUUAU
Molecule: messenger RNA, 95464 nt
Organism: Pelobates cultripes (western spadefoot toad)
Lineage: Eukaryota; Metazoa; Chordata; Amphibia; Anura; Pelobatidae
Source: the annotation of a GenBank genome assembly